Molecule: messenger RNA, 89660 nt
Organism: Pelobates cultripes (western spadefoot toad)
Lineage: Eukaryota; Metazoa; Chordata; Amphibia; Anura; Pelobatidae
Source: the annotation of a GenBank genome assembly
AUGAGCAUGUCUUCUUCUGAAACCAAAAACCCUACAGUUUUGGACAUUCUCAUACGUUCUCUAUAUAAUUUGAAAAAUUCAGAUUUCAAGAGAUUUCUGUGUAAGCUGUCAGAUUUUUAUUAUGGAGACAAAUGUCCCAUUGAACGUGGACGUCUGGAAUUUGCAAACCAGAUUAAAACUGCAAGACUUCUUAUGGAUUAUUAUGGAGAAGAGAAUGUUCUGGAAUUUACUUUUCAAGUCUUCAAUGGGAUAGACUUGCGAGGACCUGCAGAAGAACUUCAAGAGGAAAGAAGAAGGAUAAGUAAGCUAACACUACACUGACUCUCAUUUAAAGGGUUACCACUUCAGGGAUUUGAAAUGUUAAUGAUUUCCUGAAGUCUAUAUGUGCAGGGAUUUGCUCUGCUGCCGGAGGUGUAACUACGCCUCCAGCAGCGUCAUUGGGGCAUUAUUAGGCAGCUCAGAAAAGCCGGUAGCUAAUGUAAAUUCUGUGCAGAAUUGGCAUCUGAUACUGGUAUGCACAGCAUGCUGAUGCCAGACAGCCAAUUGUGCCAUGCCCCACAGCAUCUGUGCUGCCCUGAUCCUCAGUCUACUCCUCCUGAUAUUUUUCCCCCACGGGCGAACGGGAAUUAAUAUUAGGCGGCAGGGAGAACUUUAUCUUGCUGUUGGAACAAAGGUAAAUUGUACUUGGUUUUUGUAAUUUAUAGGAGGGACUAUGUAGAAAACAUUGCACGAGGGAGCAGAGAGGUUAGAGCUCGCCGCGGCUGAUCUUACCACUGACGGUCACUGAAAUCUUGCGCCCACAUAGCCACUCACGCACGCCCGCCCAAAAGGAGAAAUCCUCGGGAAAAAAAAGGAUUUAGCCGCUGAAAUCCCUACCGCCCCCCUGGAAUCCUGAAACGCCCACUAGUGGGCGGUAGGGACCAGGUUGACGACCCAUCUAGUAAAUCCAUGAUUAUGUUACAUAAUGUUUACACUGCUCAUUCUCAUGUCCUAACACUAUAGAUAUUCUCCUCACCUUUUUUAUUCUACCUGGAGUAAUUCUUAAAAUGGUCCCUAAUAAUUCCAAUACUAGACCCUACAUAAUACUCUGUUAUAAAGCGUUCUUACUGCUUUAUAUUUUUGCUUGUUAUAAUCUUAGCAUUUGCACUUGUAUGUUAAAGGGACACUAUAGUCACCAGAACAACUACAGCUUAAUGUAUUUGUUCUAGUGAGUAUAAUAGCUCCCUUCAGGCAUUUUCAUGUAAACACUGCCUUUUAAGAGGGACAUCUAGGGACACCUCCAAGUGGCCACUCCUUAGAUGGCCAGUGGAGGGGCUUCCUGGCUCAGGGCUGCACAGUAAGCUUUGCAUGGAGACGCUGAAUUUUGAGGAGGCCCUGAUUUGCCAAAACGGCAUUUGGCCCGCCCCUUGCUGAUUUUAGCCAAUAGGGAAAGCAUUGGAUUGGCUAAAAAUUGGCUAUUUUGAUGAUGUCACAAAUGGGGCGGAGCCAGCGCGGUACUGGAAAUAAGGUGCGUUUUAAACUUUUAUAGGAGGGUCAAGGGGGGGCAAGCCACCUAAAUGAUGGCUAAAAAUUAUGGCUAACAAUUGGCCAUUUCGAUGAUGUCACAAAUGCGGCGGAGCCAGCGCAGUACUGGAAAUAAGGUGAGUUUUAAACUUUUAUAGGGGGGCUAAGGGGGGGCAAGCCACCUAAAUGAUGGGUUUAGCACUAUAGGGUCAGGAACACAUGUUAGUGAUCCUUUAAUAUAUUGGAUGAUGCAUAGACAAAAUAUUAGACUAAAUUACCAACUGUUAAUAUAUAGACAAUGACUUGCAGACUUUAUGAACCGCAAAACACUUUACAAUCUGCUAGAAAGAAAAUGUCUCUUCCAGGAAUUGGGUGAUAAGACAAGUAACAUAAUGGCCUGACAGAUUUGGAGACAUGAGCUUUUUAAUAAUGUCCCUAAGAUUUGUAUAGACUUAGGCUAUACGUUUCCAUUUCUUCUUUGAAUAAAGUACACUUUGUUUUCACUUGAAAAAGUCUGACAGGCUGCAAGAUUAUUUAAUAAGAAUGUGCAUUCUCUACCCCACAAAGUGAUUAAAAUUUUGAAGAGCAUAUCACAGAAGAUAUGCUUCAGAUGGAAAUCAAAAACUUAAAUGGAAGAAUGGGAAGUCACCAGGCCCAGAUUAGUUGCCUGACAAUUGUUAUAAAUCAUUUGGGAUGUCCUUCUCAUUACUCAGUUAUGUUAAGGGGGGCAUCAAAUAGAUAGAAAUGAUCCUAGUGCUUGUUUUUUGUUACAAGCUGCCUUCUUAAUUUGAAUAUCAAGCUUUUCUAGAAAUCUCUUGCAAAGACUCUUUGCAUAACCUGGUUCACAUAAAUCUUUUGGGUUUUCUUGAUAAAUUAGAGGCUACAUAUAUUGACACUGGAGCACUCUGCAUGAUCUGUGAAGCCACAAAUUCGUCACAGCACCUAGGACUCCUGUCAACGUGUUUAGUAGGGUUGUCUUGGCAUACAUGCUCUCAGACCUAAUUCACAUGGGACUUGGUGAGAAGAUAUGAACCUAAAUUGGUGCCAUGUGCUCAGCCCCUUUCUCAAGGGUGAAGGUCAAUGGAGCUCUCAGAGAGGCACUCUCACAAGAGAAUGCAUACUUUUGAACAUCCUCCUUAUCCUCUUGUUUGUGGUAGUCCUUUAGUCUAUUUGGGGAUUAAAUGGUUUCUGCUCCCACAACAAAAUCUUUUCUUACACAGAAAUCUUCUUGUUCGUGCUUUCCCUGCCAGAGAUUUCCAUUCCAGCCGCCAUGGCUGAAGUUCACACAUGCAUGAAUCUAGCUAAUUUAGACUAAGACUUGAAUAUCUUCAUUCUUCAAUAUGAGCCUGCUCACUUAAGGGCACAUUUUAAUUUCCUCUGUGAGGCAAAGUGCCAUUGUGGGUUUGGACAAGUGAUGACCUAUGAUGACUCUUAAUGUAUAAUUUUUGUCCUGAUUUGUCACGAUGGUCGCUGCUGCGUGUCUGGUGUCUCUUCCCAUGCUCUUUCGUUCCGUCCCAAUGAGCUUCUGAUGCUUCAGCUGCCUUGAGCCAACAUCAGUGCUGCAAUCUCAUGUAUGCACGAGAGUAGAACACCAAGGUCUAAGGACAUUUUUGCAAGAUCGCAGGACAUUCCCCAGACAGAACCUAUUCCUCUCAGCUGGCACUAGUGAUGAAUAUAAAUUAAAAGUGCCACUUUAAGAUGCACAUCCUCCCUCAGGUAUUGAAUUUUAUUACAGCCCUCCCCAUCUAAAUGCCAGCUAGCAUUUUCUAAAUAGGGCACAAAAGGGGAGAGGGGCUAUGUAAGGGUACAUGAGGGGAGUGUAACGGAUCACCUGGCACCCCGACUGGAUACCUCCAUUGAAGGAUGCUCCUAGCACUUCCUGAGGACUCCAAGCACUCUGGCAGACACCACAAUCACCGAACCGGAGAAGCGUAUACCUUCUCUCAAGCAUAUGAAUGCUAUAAACAGCUGAAUAGGCAAAAACCAUACGGAUGGGUUUAGACUCCUAGCAGUCAAACUGGAACAGUAUACAAUAAAUCCUUCCCCAAUAAUGAGACGACACUUCACUUUGAGGGUUAAGCAGGAACUGACUGGACUGGCACGUACAGCCUCUUUUAUUCACAAUCCACAAACUUAGUACUGCCCACAGGGUUUUACAGAACAACCAAUAACACGUACAAUACACUCAGACACUCCCACACAAAAUCCUCCCCUCUGCCUGUGAUACAAUUACCUUACACAAUGGGUAAUCUAAUUAUCACAGACAGAGAAAUACAGUUUAAUAAAACACAUCACAGGUACCCCAAAACAUGCAAUAACCCCAUAAAAAAGUAUAUCCUUGGAACCGGGGGAUCUGGGUGAACCACCUAUCCAAAAAUCACCCAGAUCCGUUCAGUACUUUGGAAGAUACAGUUUAAUGCAGAUUCUGCAGAACAUAUACAGGUUAAAUGAAAAACAAUCACUGUAUAAUGUGUCCCCUGCUGUAUAGUCCAAAACCACUGCACGAUGUCUCUGUGCACCAAAUACUGGCGAGAUGGCACCGUGUUGAAAAGUCCAAACAGUGUCUGUGAGUUAAAAUGGCCACCAUCCAUUGUUCUCACCAUGUGCUUCAUGCAUUGUUCUCACCAUGUGCCUCUGAUACAGGAAAUGGUGGCCACCCAGUAACUCCACAGUAUGUCCCCAGAUGGUUCUUAAGGGGCCAGUAGCAGCACAACACAAAUCCAUUAUGCCCAAAUCAUGUCUUUAAAGGGCAAUACAUCCCAGGGGCCAUAGUCACAUGGCAGGAGGCUGGCAAUCAGUCUUCUCCAAUGCCCAGUGGCGAGGUCGGUCUCGCCACAGGGAGGGAGGUGAAAGACUGCAGAGGAAGGGAGGUGGCUAAAGAGGGCACAGGAGGGGAGGGGGGCUAAAGAGUGCAGAGGAAGGGAGGUGGCUAAAGAGAGCACAGGAGGGAGGGAGGUGAAAGACUGCACAGGAGGGGAGAGGACUAAAGAGGACACAGGAGGGGAGUGGGGGCUAAAGAGUGCAGAGGAGGGGAGGUGGCUAAAGAGUGCACAGGAGGGGAGUGGGGGCUAAAGAGUGCAGAGGAGGGGAGGUGGCUAAAGAGUGCACAGGAGAGGAGGAGGCUACAUAAGGCACAGGAGGGGUUACAUAAGGGCACAGGAGGGAAGGGGGCUAAGAGGACAAGGGAGGGAAGGAGCUAAAGAGGGCACAGAAGGGGAGGGGCAUAGGAGGGCACAGAAUUGGAGGAGGCUAAAGAGUGCCCAGGAGGGAAGGGGGGCUAACUAGUGCACAGGAGGGGAGAAGGGCUACAUAUGCGAUCAGGAGGGGAGAGGGGAUAAAAAGGGCACAGGAGGGGAGGGGACUAAAGAGACUCACAGAUGCUGAGGGAAAAAGGCACACAGAUGGGCUGAGAUGGGACAAAGACACACAAAGAGGGGCUGAGUUGAGAUAUAGAGACAAACAGAGGGGCUGGGGGGCACAUACAUCCAUAGGGGCUGGGGGCACAAAGAGGAACAUAGAAGCACUUGGGGGGGCAUAGAAACACAGAGGGGCUGAAGAAGGGGGAAAAGAGACAGGCAAAAGAGUUCGGGGAGAAACAGAUACACAAAUUGGCUGCGGAAGAAAGAGACACUCAAAGGGUCUGGAGAAGACAAAGAGGCACACAGAAGGGCUGCAAGGAUAAACAGACACACAAAAGGGCUGGGGGGAGAGACACACACAAGGGAGGGGAAAAAAGAGACACACAAAGGGGUUAGAAAUAGAUGUCUACUGGCGGAAGAGGCCAGCCACAGUUGUCAGCGCCAGCCGGCUAGCCACAGUUGUCAGCGCCAGCCAGCCGGCUAGCCACAGCAGCCAGUCUGCUUGCCAACCAGCCACAGCAGCCUGCCAGCUGGCCAUAGCAGCCUGCCAGUCACAGCAGCCAGCCAGCAAAAGUAAUUAAGGUGAGAAGAGACAGCUUAAUUUGGGUAUCACAGAACUUUGUUAUAUCACUAUAUUGUGAAAGGGGGCCUGCGUUUUAGAGAACACAAUCUUCAGGUCCUUUAGACUCCGUUGUGGUCUCUAAUGGGGUCUUGAGGGCCUCUUAUUAACAUACAGUUUACAUAUUUGUGGAAUUAAUAUUUUUGAAAACAUAAAAAAAAAAAAUUGUGGGUGUUUUUUUACACACACUACAUCCCCUGCGCACAGACACACCCUGCAUUCUCUGCACACACACAGAGACACACUGUAUUCCCUGCACACAUGCAACCACACACUGCAUCCCCAGCACACACUCAGACACUAUUCACUACACACACACUGCAUAACAUAAUGGAUGUGGUUGUGUUUUGGUGUGCAUGCACCAUAAAACCUGUACAUGGGGGGUACUGUUUUACUCAGGAGACUUUGCUGAACACAAAUAUUAGUGUUUCACAACAGUAAAAUGUAUUACAACAAUGAUAUCGUCAGUGAAAGUGACUUUUUCUGCAUUUUUUAGACACAAAUGGCACUUACACUGACAAUAUAAUUGUUGUGAUACGUUUUACUGUUUUGAAACACUAAUAUGUGUGUUCAGCAAAGUCUCCCGGGUAUAACAGUAGCCAUCAUGUACAGGUUUUAUGGUGUUUUCAAAAGUUACAAAGUCAAAUAUAAGGCUUGCAUAUCAGUUUUUUCACAUUAAAAUUUGCCAGACAAAUUUAUAUGCUACCCAAUUUAUUGAUACCAAUCCAGGUAGCUAUGCAGUCAGAGCAUGCUUGGCAUCAAACAUAUGUCUCUGAACUUAAAAAAUUCUGCGCUCUUACAAUGCUCAUGGGGAUUAGAAAGAAGCCAUCGAAUCGCUCUUACUGGAGCACCAACCCUAUCUGUUCUAGUCCAGUGUACUCCCAAACCAAGUCUAGAGCAAGAUAUGAGUUGCUGCUGAGAUAUUUACAUUUUAAUGACAAUACCCUCUGUCACCCCAGAAACAACCCCCAAUAUGAUAGGCUUCAUAAAAUACGCCCACUGGUAGACCAUCCUCAGCACAAAUUUUCUGAAGUUUAUACUCCCCAACAAAAUGUAUCCAUUGAUAAAUCUUUAAUGAAAUAUAAAUAGAGAUUAGGAUUCAAACAAUACAUCCCCUCAAAGCACUCUAGGUAUGGCUUAAAAUUCCACAAACCGUGCCGAGAGAGAAAGUGGCUAUACAUUUGCCUUUCGUGUAUAUGAGGGGAAAGAUGUUCACCUGGACCCUCCUAGCUGUCCUGACUCUCUGGGGACAAGUGGGAAAGUUGUUUGUGACCUGCUGAUCCCCUUGUUCAAUAAAGGGUACCACCUUUAUGUGGACAAUUUUUAUAGCAGUGUCCAUUUGUUUCAAACUCUUUUUGGUUUGCAGACACUAGCCUGCGGCACUGUGAGAAAAAAUGCCAAGGAUUUCCCCAGACCUCUCAUAGAGGCCAAGUUAAAAAUGUGAAUAUAAAGCUCUGCGCAAAGCAGAAGUGCUUGCAAUAAAAUUUAAGGACAGGAAGGAUUUUAACAUGCUAACCACCAUCCAUGACGAAAGCAUGUCAGACGUCACUGUCCAAGGCAGAGUACAGACCAAACCUGUUUGCAUCAGGACCUUUAACAGGCAUAUCGGGGGUGUUGAUCUGGCUGAUCAGCUGAUGCAGCCAUAUCUUAUUUUAAGAAAAACAAAAGCAUGGUAUAAAAAGGUGGCUAUCUAUCUUAUGCAAGUAGCAACCCACAAUUAAUUUUUACUCUUUAAAAAAAUGAAUCCAGGAAAAACCACCUCUCUCCAAUUUCAGCUCAAGCUCAUUUCCACAAUCAUUUAUGGAGAUGGUCAAGUUCCAACAAGGGUGCCAGAGGAGUCCAGAAUUGGUGCUACACAGUGGCGUACAUACCAGGGUCGCAGGGGUCGCGGCUGCGACCGGGCCCGGCACACCAGGGGGCCCGGCCGCCCCUGCGACCCGGUAUGUACGCCAUUGGGCCAGCCUCUUCCCCUGGGGGGCGCAGGAGCCGAUCACCCCAGGGCCCCCCCGAGGCUGACCCUGCUGUCACCCGGCAGGCGGGCGCGCGAGGGAGCACUCAGUGCUUCCUCUUCAGCUCCCUCGCGCACCGCACUGAUCCCAGAGCCGGAAGAUGACGUCAUCUUCCGGCGCUGGCAUCCUUACGCGGCGCGCGAGGGAGCUGAAGAGGAAGUACUGAGUGCUCCCUCGCGCGCCCGGCUGCCCGCCCAGGUGCCCAGCAGUACCACCAAUGGACACCAGGGAAUCCCCCCAGCACUCCAAAAGGUAAGGAGGCUGGGGGGAUUACAUUAAAAAACAAAAAAAAACGUGUUAGUGUUUAAGUGUGUGUGAGUGUUAGAGUGAGUGUGUGUGAGUGUUAGAGUGAGUGUUAGUGUGAGUGUUAGAGUGAGUGUGUGUGAGUGUUAGAGUGAGUGUUAGAGUGAGUGUUAGUGUGAGUGUGAGUGUUAGAGUGAGUGUUAGUGUUAGAGUGAGUGUUAGUGUGAGUGUUAGAGUGAGUGUUAGAGUGAGUGUGAGUGUUAGAGUGAGUGUUAGUGUGUGUGUCUUACUGAGUCUGAUGUUUUGUCAGUGAGUGUGUAUGUAUGUCUGUCGCUGAGUGUGUCUCUGUCAGUAAAUGUGUGUGUCUGUUAGCUAGUGUGUAUGCGUCUGUAAGUGAGAGUAUGUUUGUCUUCAGCACUUACCUUUCUCCAGCGCCGGACUCCCUUGGCGCUGGGGAUCCCUCAGCCUCUCAGCUCCGAAUGAGACCGCGCACGCAUUCAAACCGCCCAUAGGAAAGCAUUACUCAAUGCUUUCCUACGGACGUUCAGUGUGCUCCUCUAGCGGCUGUCAGUGAGACAGCCACUAGAGGCUGGAUUAACCCUCAGUGAAUGUUUUCAGCUGCAGGGUUAAAACUAGAGGGACCUGACACCCAGACAACUUCAUUGAGCUGAUGUGAUCUGGGUGUCUGUAGUGGUCCUUUAAAGGACCAAUAUAGUGCCAGGAAAACAUACUCGUUUUCCUGGCACUAUAGUGCCCUGAGGGUGCCCGAACCCUCAGGGACCCCCUCCCGCCCGGCUCUGGAAAGGGGAAAAGGGGUUAAACGUUUUCCAGUGCUGGGCAGAGAGCUCUCCUCCUCCGAUCCUCCUCUUCUCCUCCCCGUCGGCUGUAUGCGCACGCACGGCAAGAGCUGCGCGCGCAUUCAGCCGAUCACAUAGGAAAGCAUUCAUAAUGCUUUCCUAUGGACGAUGGCGUGCUCUCACUGUGAAAAUCACAGUGAGAAGCACGCAAGCGCCUCUAGCGGCUGUCAAUGAGACAGCCGCUAGAGGAAAUAGGGGAAGGCUUAACCCAUUCAUAAACAUAGCAGUUUCUCUGAAACUGCUAUGUUUAUGAAAAAAUGGGUUAACCCUAGCUGGACCUGGCACCCAGACCACUUCAUUAAGCUGAAGUGGUCUGGGUGCCUAGAGUGGUCCUUUAAGUGUGUGUGCAUCUGCAUGCACUGGCGUACAUGCAGGGGUCGCAGCCCUGUAACCCCUGCGACCAGGUGCCCACCGCCAUGUGUUGCGGCCCGGCCGCGCACCGGGGGGGUGGGCCCACGGAUCAAUUUUCGCACCGGGGCCCCAUGGGUCAUGUGUACGCCACUGGUGCUACACAUGUUAUUUUAAAAAUACCGCCAACUGCAAGAAACAAACAAAUCCCCAGAAACUUUGCCGGGUCUGUUAUAAAAAAGGAAAAAAGGACAGACACCCCCUUUUACUGUCCCGAUUGCCCUUCAAAACCUGGUCUGUGUAUUGGAACAUGUUUUAAGCUCUACCACACAGAACAUACCUUUUUGUUACACUUGUUCUUGUAUUUAUGUUUUUUUUUUUUGUUUCUUUUGAAAGCAGCAAAUUUUAGUUAGUCAGUUUCCUUCCCCCAAAUCUCCAGUUAGAUACUUUUUGCAGGAGUUAGUUUAGAGAUUGCUGCUAAAGGUGCAUUUAAUACCUGCACAUUUAGUUUAGAAAAGUUAAAAAGGUUUCUGGCAGUAACAGAUAACCGGCUGGCCAAAAUCUAAAAGCAAUGUGUGAAUAAAAAAUAGAAUUCAAAAAUUACCACCACACACUUUCUCUGAAUUUUUGGGGCAAAAUGGUUGGGGGAAAGAAGUCAAAACACCCCAUCUUCUAUAACCUUGGAUGUCUACCUUAUAAAAAAUAUAUACUUCCAAACCAUAAAUUCAACUUGGAGGAUGUAAAAAUGCAUCACACUCAAUAUGUGCCUAGCAAACAAGCAAACUCUAUUCAGCCAAAAUGGGCAAGUCCAAAACUUGUUACUAUAAAAUUGUGGCAAACCAAUGCAUGGGGGGCAUAGGUGUACUCGCGGGACUUUGCAGAAAAAAAAUUGUUUUUUUUCUGGCAGUUACAUAUAACCAGCUGGCUAAAAUAAAAAAGCAGAAUUAAAAAAAUUACCACCAUGCACAUUCUCUGAAAUAUUUUUAGCACAAUGGUUGAGGGAAUGAUGUUAAACACCCUAUAUAUGGCAUGUCUACUUUAUAAAAGAUAUACACUUUCAUGAUGGUAACAUUAACUGGGGGAUGCAAAAAUACCCCAAACUGAAGAGAGGCCAAGCAUACCUAUAUAUCAAGUUGAAAAACUGACAUGCACAAGUCUCGAUCGUGGCCUUUUAGCCCCUAAACAACCCAGCAAAGCUAUGCAUGGGUGAUAUCACCGUACUCAGGAGAUGUUGCUGAACACAUAUUGGAGUGUUGUUUGGCAGUGAUAAAUAACAGGAUCUGUUAAAUAAUGCCUAAAGUACAAUGUGUGUGGGAAAAAACAAAAAAAUUACUACUCAAAAGGUUGGUGGUAGAAUUCAAUGCAGGAAAAGUGUUACAAUACCACCAUUUAAAAUACGCUGGGUUGUCUACUUUUAAAAAAUAUAUGGUUUAAAGGGGAUAAAAUACAUUGGCCCAAAUAGGACAUGGGCGCUGGUUGACUACAUGUCAAAACGGAUAUGCGCACCUGCCAAAUGCGGCCUUUUAGCCCCCAAACGACCCGACAAGCCUAUGCAUGGGUGGUAUCACUGUACUCAGGAGAUGUUGCUGAACACAUAUUAGUGUGUUUUUUGGCAGCAACACAUAACAGGAUCUGUGAAUUUAUACCUGAAUUGGAAUGUAUGUGAACAAAAAUCAAAAAAAUAAAUUACCUAUGAGACAUUUGGCAAAGAUUGGUGGUAAAAUGGCUAUAUAGAAAGUGUCAAAAUAUCCUGAGAUGAAUACCCUGGUUUGUCUACUUUAAAAAAAAUAUGUACAUGUGGGGUGUUUUUUGAGAAAUUUAUGGCAAAUGUUGUCAUUAGCUUUUGUAGAUGAGUAAAAGAUUUUUAAAAGUAAAAGUAAAAAAAAAAAAAAAAUGUUUUUUUUUUAAAUUAAAUUAUAUGACAUGAUAGAAAUAAUGGUAUGUAAAGAAAGCCCUUCUUGUCCUGAAAAAAACCAAUAUAUAAUUUGUAUGGGAACAGUAAACGAGAGAGAGGAAAAUUACAGCUAAACACAAACAACGCAAAAGUGUUAACGUCCUUAACGUACAACAUGGCCAUAAGUCUGGUCCUGAAGAGGUUAAACUUCUCCUGUGUUUUGGUUUUCCUCUGUUAUGCUUGUUUUUUUUCAUUACCCUGUUAUUAUAUUCCCCUUACUAUUCUGGGAUAAUGUUAUCUUAAAAUUUAAAUUAAAAAAUAAAAUAAAAAUCAGUGGUAAUUGUACCUACACCAAACACUUAUAUCCCUCUGCAGGUUUCAUCAACUGCUUUGUAAAAAAGAAUUACAUUUUACUUCAUGGUUGAAAUAUAGAUAUAUGAGAAUUCUAAUCGCUAACAGUGGAGCUAAUGUCCCUAGGGACAUUAUGUAUAUUAUUGUAAUACACUCAUUCACAUGGCACAUUGUUUCACAUAUAUAUUUCACAUGGUGACUUACAUGAAUACAGUACACAGCGGUGGAGACUCUAUUAUAUAUAUAUAUAUAUAUAUAUAUAUAUAUAUAUACUUUUCUAUUUGAUGGACACUGUUAAUAUAUAUAAUGGUACGUGAAAAUGCAUGGGUUUGUGUCUGUUACUACUCAGGCUUACAACUCUCUUGUGCUAGUACGUGCGUGCAAGAUAGAAUGGAGGUCAUGACAUUCGGAGGUCAAUAACACUUGUGCAACCCUAUUAUUGAAGUGACAGUCAAGAAUCUGUCUGUCUUUUUUAGGUUACUGUAUUAUGUGCUUUUUUGCUUUGUAAAAUGUGACUUGAAGCAUCUUUCAUUACUCCUUGAAGUGCUAAGUAUUCAGUUAAAGGUAUACGUUGGUAUGUUGGUACCAAAACAACUUUAGCUAAAUUACUUAGUUUUUGUGUAUAGAUUACACCUCUGAAGUCUCAAUGCUCAAUUUUCUGCCAUUUAGGAGUUAAAUCACUUUUAUUUCAGUUUAUGCAGAACUAGCCACAACUCCCCCGGUUGUAACUGACACAGGCUGCAUGAAAAAAAAAGUUUCAUUUUUGAAUCGGAUGUUAACUUGCUUUAGAAGUUUUUAUCUCCUGCUCUGUAAGUUAAACUUUUUUCACACACAGGAAGAUCUUGCAAGGUCUAGCAAGCUAUUAAGAUAAGAAAUUCUAAAUUAAACAGAAUUUGCAAUAAAGGAAGUUUAAACAUAUGACUCUUUAUAGGAAGUGUUUAGGAAGGCUGUGCAAGUCACAUGCAAUGCGGUGUGGCUAGGACUGUAUAAACAAAGUGAUUUAAUUCCUAAUUGGCAGAUAAUUGAGCAGUGAGACCGCAGGGGCAUGAUCUAUACACUAAAUCCACUUUGUUAAGCUAACGUUGUUUUGGUGACUAUUUAAAGUUUCCCUUUAAACGUACCUGUAAUCUAGCACUUGGACAGUUCCAUCACUACAACCUGAUUCUCCUACGGUCAGAUUAUGAAACUCAAUCUGUGUCCAGUCAAAUGCCUCUCAUAGAGAGACAUGGAUCUCCUCGAUCCAUCAAGCAAAUGCUUUUCGUAAGGAAACACUGGACACACAUAACCUGGCAUCACAAUACUCAGAUUUUAGUCAAGAGCCCCAAGAGCAGGGGUAGGCAACCUUCAACACUCCAGAUGUUGUGGACUACAUCUGCUGUAAUGCUUUUACAGCCAUAAUUCGGGCAAAGCUUCAGGGGGAUGUAGUCCACAACAUCUGGAGUGCAGAAGGUUGCUUACCACUGUCUGAAGGCUGUGAAGAAUGAGUCUGGAAAAUGCAAACAGUACCAUUGCUCAGAAAUAGCACAGCUCUUGUUUGGAAAGAUACCAGGGCAGUUAUUGAGACAAAUUAUUUGGGUGCUUAGAGAGGGCCUGACAAAUUUGUGUGGAAUCUAGGAGCCAGCAACCAAAGUUAGGAGCCAGGUUUUUUUAAACUAACUAAGCUUUAUUUUAAAAUGACAAAAAUACAAUUCUUAAUGUAGUAGUUCUGGUGACAGUAGCCUGUCCCUGCAUGCUUUUCAAUGGCAAAACUGACUCUGACGGUCACUAAAGGUGCCUCCUGUCUCAGUGCUGCACAGUGUGCAGCAUCUACAUUCAGAGUCUUCAUGCUCUGCACGGAGGCCCUGAACGUUCCCCAUAGAGAUGUAUUGCUGCAAUGCAUCUCUAUGAGGAGAUGCUUAUUGAUGCAGCAUUUGGGCAUGUACAGUAGCUUCCCUAUAUUAAAGCAUUGGAUUGACUGAGAUCUUCAAGCUUGAUGAUCUCAGCCAUGGAGACUGGGCCAGCCGUGGCGAGACCAGUACGCAUGGGAAGAAAGGUGAGUAAAAACACUUUUUCCAUGCGAUCGAACUCACACACACACUGACAGGCACACACUCAGUGACAGACAGACAUACACACACACACACACACAUUCUCUCACACACUCACAAAUUAUUUGUUUUAUUUCAAUUUAAGUCCACCCAGCCUCUCUACCUUUGGGAGAUCUGGAAUAGAUUGUUUCCCUGGGGUCCAGUGUGGCUUCUGAAAUAUUCAAGCUCUUCUUGCUCUGCUCCCUCGUGCUCUGUUUGGUGAUGCCAGAGUGGCUUCAUAUUUCAGCUCCCAGCAUCACAGCAGCCCAAUUUGAUUAUGGUUGGCUGCCUGCUUACCUCCAUGCUUUCUCAGCACCUGGCUGCUCUUCUCCAUGCUCCGUUGGCUAGCCACCUCGGAGGGAACGGGCUAACAAAGUCCAGGUGCCAGGACAAAAUUCCUAGUCGCAUGGCGACCUGGCAUCUGGAUUAUAUCGAGCCCUGGCUUAAAGUGUCCCCUUAAAUGUUCAAUUUAUUGUGUUGCCUUCUCACAGGUGCUUCUGUCAAUACUAAACAAAUUCAACAUUGCACCGUUUGGGAUAUCCUUCUACGCUCCUUGAAUAACCUUGUACAGGAAGAUUUUGAAAGAUUUCAGUAUAAGUUGUCAGAUGUUCACAAAGAUGGCAUAUGUCCCAUUGAAUUUGGACUGUUGGAAGGUGCUGGCCACAAUAAAACAGCAAAAAUUCUUAUGGACUGCCAUGGUGAAGAGAACGUUCUUGGAUUUGUAUAUCAAGUUUUCAUGACCAUGAACCUAAGGGGACCUGCAGACAAUCUGCUGAAGGAACGCGCAGUGAUUGGUAAGUGCAGAAAAUUAUUCAAAAGUUCUGUAAAGACUUGAUAUAAAUGUAUUUUUAUAAUUGUUAUGUGUUUUACUGGUCCAGAUGUCCCACAUUUUAGAUAAAGCAAGUUAUUAAAGGAACAUUCAAAACUCCUUAAGCACUUCAGCUUACUGAAGUCCUUACCAGAAGGGGGCUCUUCCUUGCUUUGAGAGCUCACUCUUGAAUGCAGUGCUACUCUUUGACCAUAGGACCCCAAUGGUGAAGCGGAGCUGAAGCAAGGAGACUGUCUCAAUGUUGGAUUUCAGGAAGUAACAUUUUUUUCAAUUUUUUUUUUUUACAUGAACAAGGGGAGUCUGAAAUCUGAGUCUACUAUGGGAUACUCCAAAGUUAUAAAUAUACAUUUAUUGAUUUUUAACCCUGGAGUGUCUCUUUAAUGUUGCAGUCAGGGGCAAGAGAUACGUUAAAGCAGUAAUGUUACCAAAAUAAAAUUUCCCAGUAACUUUGUAAACUUCAUUAAAUACCCAAAUACGUAAACAUUAAAUACCCAUAUUGUUUGUUUUGGAAUUUCACUGAAAAUCAAAAGCAGUCAAAUUUGGGACUACUUUGUCUUAUGGUCAUGCCUGAAGUUGACAAAAGGCAGAGCUUCUAAUGUCAUGUUUUGUCAGGGGAAUCAGGCAUCUUCCCCACAGACCUCUGCUGUAUUCUUGCGCAUGCAUGAGAGUACAGCAGUAACACGGUUCCUGCAAAAUAAAGCUCCAGGAGCUGAAGAGAAGAUGGUCCUCCUAAGACUAACAAUUUCAGGCAAGUAAAGCUCACGUCUGCUUACCACAUGCCAAAUGGGGAUGCCACCUUUGAGGCUCUUUCAAAAUAUACAAACACCCCUGAAGAUGACAGAGCUGCAAUAUCUGACAUCAUUGAAUCCGUUGUAUUCUGUUUGUUGGUUUGUUGAUUAGCAUAGCUAAAGCCCUUAUGAGAGUUUUGUUUUUUCCUGCUAUCUAUUUAGCUUCAGUCACACAGAGUCGAUGCAGAGGGUUUUUUUUUGUGUUUGUUAAAUUGUCUCUUUUCGGUACAAGGCUUUUGAUGGUUGAAUAGCAUGUUCAUUUCUUUUUAAUAUGGGGUUUUGUGGAAAUAAUACUUAACAGAGCACUCUGACCCCCUAGACUCUCUUUGCCAUCCAGGUUUGGUUCCGUUUGAGAUCUAUAUGUCCUCUUUUAAUGUUCCUCAUUUUCUUACCUUCAAUGUGGCAGCCUCUAUCACUGGUUUCCCAUUGAGAAAAAUGCAUGUGUAAAGUACCAUGGGCAGAGGAGCAGGAAGAUUGGCAGAGCGGACAUGUGCUGCCUGGACCACUUUCUGGUUAACUCGUUAAAGGGUUACUCCAAGGGCCAUAACAACUUCAGUGAUUUGAAGUGCCCAUGCUGCUUGAAGUCUGUUAUGUGCAGCCUUUCAGUUUGAAAUGUUGCACAUACAGAGAUAUAACUACACUUCUGGCAGUAUCAUUAUCCAGCCUGGAAUUAAAAGCUCUGGGCUGGGUAUUGGUAAAUCUGUGAAUAUUGGACAUCUGUCGUUAGCAAGCAUAGUAUGAAUUUAACGUUGGUGUCUGAACAUUUUUUAUUUCUUCCUUUCUUAAUCUGUAUAUAUUUUGGGGACGGGGUACAUGCCAGUAAUGGUUACUGUAGCCAAAAACUGUUUUCAUUAAAAGGUAAUAAGGUGCCCAGGGCCCCUGGCACCAUAACAACGUCAUUAAGAUUACAUUGUUAUAAUGCCUGGAGUGCAACUUUCAAUAUUUAUACCCAUAAAACAAAAUUAGGACACAAUGACAACUGAGUGCUAGAAUUUCAUAAAACAUGAAAUGGAGUUACAAAUCUCUUAGGGGCAUCUCUUAAUAGUCAUAGACAUCUAAUAAAACUCACUGUGAAAAUGUCUUCAUAGCUUUAAGGAUGCAUACAAGGUAACUAAGUUAACAUGUGUUAACUUAUUUCUAAUUAGCUAGAAAAUGAUUAGAACAUACUAUAGAAAUGAUGUAAGAUUUUCAUAUCAACCCUUGAAUUAGCAAGUGAGUAUUUAACUCAUAGCACUCAAUUGAUUUAGAAAACCAAAUCAAAGUAUUAUAAUAGCUUGUUUAGAUUUCCCUGUAGCUGAUCAGUGUCUGCUUAGCAAUAAAAAAAGAAAAGAAAAGAAAAUAUAUGUAUAUGUGCAUUGUUGUCUUUCUCUUUUGAUGUGUAAAAUUUUGCAUUUCAGAUAAACUAAACAAGGAAUUAUCAGAAAAAAGUGUGACCGGUAAGUGAAUAGAAUUACAAACUUUGUGAUAUAAACAUAAAGGCAUAUUAGUGUUCUAACUGACUUGCCUAUGGCUAGACCUAUAGCUCAUGAAGGCACUCUAUGAGGUCAGUUACAACAUUUUCUUAAUGUGAAAUGGUUGGAGUCAUUCAUUCCAAUAUUCAUUAUACUUUUUUAUUGGGGAUCCAAAUGCCGAAUAACCAUGCAAUCAGUCCAUAAAUUAAUAUUUAUCUGUUAGACUAAUAGUUAGGUGGGCAUUUAUAAAAAUAUAGCCUGGAAAGGGAUGUUUAUAUUAAGAGACUGUAAGCAUCAGCCCACGCACCUCCCAUAAAAGAGUGCUGGGAUAUUUAUUUAUUUAUAAAAUAUUUUACCAGAAAGGAUACAUUGAGAUUUCUCUCAUUUUUAAGUUUGUUAACCGCUACCCACCUUUCUACCUCUGUGAAUUGGUUUUGGAGUACAGCCUCAAGCUGCGGUAGAUUGGGUUUACUAUCAUAGAUUACAGUGUCGUCUGCAUGUGUGCAGACAUUAGGCAGAUCAUUCUUUAAAUAAUGUGAAUAGUAAGGGGCCGAGUAUGGAGACUUGGGGAACACCACACGUGACUGGAAGAGGGAGGUGCCAUCAGAAAUGGCCGCAUAUUGCAAUCGGUCUUAUACAUAUAAUCGAAAUCGAAACGACAGGUUAGGGGACAACCACCAAUACCUGAGUUUUUAAGUUUUAGCAAAAGAAUGGCAUGGUCUAGUAUGUCAAAUGCCAUGGCAAAUUCAAGGCAAAUAGCUCCAUUUAAGCCUCCUUGUUCCAUGCCAAUUUGGAUGUCAUUGCAAACUUUUAAGAGGGCAGUCGAAGUUAAGUGAUUUGAAUGAAAGCCUGAUUCAUCAGGGGCCAGAUAGUUUGAUUGUUGGUAUUACUCACAUAGUUGCAUGUGGAUGCAUUUUUCCAGGAUGUUUGACAAAACUGGGAGCAAUGAUAUCAGGCAAUAGUUAGAUACCAAAAUAUUGUCACCACUUUUAUGGAUAGUUACUACUUUUGCAGUCUUCCAAAGUGUGGGUAUGUAUCCAGACACCAGGGAUUCAUUGAUAAGGGUAGUGAUAGGUUUAGCAAUUGCCGGCUCACUGAGCUUCAGCAACAUAGCUGGUAUUUGAUCUGGUCCACACUGGUUUUUAAUUUUUCAAUUAUUAAGAUGUUUAUUAAUGACACUAUCAGCCACAGGUCUAAAAUUCAAUUUUUCGAUAUGAGGAUUUUGCAGAUGUAGAAGGGCCUGAUCUUUAUUUGUGGUCUGAAAACAAGUGUAAUUCAUUAUCCUAGCAACCAGGUUGGUAGCACAUCCAACAAAAUAAUUAUUAAAGGCAUUUGCUACAUCUAGGGGGUGUUGCAGGGUUUAACAGUCUAUUUUGACAGUUGAGGUAGGGUGCCCAAGUGUCCGGAUCGCCCGGGACAGUCCAGAAUGUUAAGAGUCUGUCCCGGGUCCCGGGCACUCUCGUUCUGGGAGAAUGUAGUGUCCCGGAAUGAGCUGAGCUGCUUUGGGUCCUGUCGGGCGGUGAGAGGCCCUUCAUCCGUGUCAGAGAGAAGAGGGAGCUGGAAGGAAGUUCCUCCCUUGAGAAUGCUGAUAGGAGCAUGGCAACGCUUCGACACAGCACUCACCUUGCGGGAGAAGUACAGACAGCCUGCAGCCAGAAGAGCUGCAGGCUAAAGAGCACUACUCACUACCAGACCACCAGGGCUGGCAGUGUGCCCCCCUCCCUGAAUAAAGGUAAGAAGAAGGGGGAGAGGAGAGGGACAGGCAGUCUGUGUAUUCAGCACUGUGUGUGUGUGUGUGUAUUAAUUUGUAUUCAGCAGUCUGUGUGUGUGUGUGUAUUCAGCAGUCGGUGUGUGUGCUGAGUAUACACACAGACUGCUGAAUACACACACACAGGCUGCUGAAUACACACAAACACACACACACACACUGACUGUAGAGUACACACACAGACUGCUGAAUGCACACGCAGACUGCUGAGUAUACUUUUUCUAUUUCUUAAGAGAUGUCUAAGUAGCCAGUUAAUAUUUGCAGAAAUACAGAAAAAUGCACUAGCAGAUAUGUUUUUGCCAGUCUACAGUAUAAAUUUGAUGACAUGCACUUGUGAAAGUAAGUGUCCCUAAAUGGCAGUUAGGAAAUGUGGUCACCCUAAGUGGAGUGUUGGAAGUGGAUUGUGGAUAUGAGGGAAGUGAAAUAAUAGCAAAGAAAAAAAUGCCAGAAAAAGCAAAUACAUAAACAAACAGGGGGGGGGAAAGCCAAAGAAAAAUCUUCCUUACAUGUUUCGGACCACCUGAAAAGACAUAGGAGUGUGAUAAAAGUGAAUUUAUUGCAUUGUCUUCCUUAAAUCAGGCGUGUCCAACCUGCGGGCUGCAUGUGGCCCUGAACCAUUUGUAGUGGGGCCCAGUUGCUGUCCAGGCGGCGAGGGAGGCAUGGAGCCCAUUACUUACUGUGCUAUUUCUGCACAGCUCCCUCGCACGCCAUGCAGUGAGUCGACAAUUGGGAUAUGACGUCAUCCCAGCAUCGGCAUCAAUACUGGGCGAGCUAGAGAUCUGUGCAUAGUGAUUCUAUUACAGCAGCAACCACUGACCACCAGGGAUAGUGUCCACUCCAGCUCUCGCAGAGCAAGGUAGGGAGGUUGGGUCUACCUCUUAAUUACUAAAUGUCUGUGUAUGAAUGUGAUAUUUGUGUGUAUGUCAGUAAUUAUGUGUUUAUGUGAUUGUGUGUCUGUGAUUGUAUGUGGGUCUGUGUAUGUGUGUAUGUCUUUGAUUGUGUACAUAGGACUGUGAUGAUGUGUGUGUGUUUAUAUCUAUGAGUAUGUGUAUAUCUGUGGUUAUGUGUAUGUGUUUAGUAGAUAGCUCUCUAAUUUGGUAUACUUAAAUAUGGCAAUUCCACAUUAGGAUAACAAAUAAAAGAGUUAUCUACUAAACAAUGAAAUAUCAAAAGAUAAAAAUGUUGGAGUGUUAUUAUAUUACAUAUUUAAUGAGCGGCUCAUGACAAUUCCUCUUCGCUCAAUGUGGGCCGGGAAGUCAAAAGGUUGGACACCCAUGCUUUAACCUCUUAAGGACCGCGGACAUAUGAGGUAUGUCCGACAAGAAACGGUCCUUCAGGACCGCGGAUGUACCUCAUACGUCCACGGUAAAUUUGAGCGCUAGAUGCUCUAAGGGGUAUUACAUGAUGCCUCUAUAUCAAGGCAUCGUGGAAUACCCCCCACACUGCAUGGUAGAUCACUCCCCUCGGAGUAGAUCACCAUGAUCACAUCUCCGCAAUAGGACUAUAGGAGCUGCCAGCAGGGGGACUGUCUGAGCUGUCAGGCAGUCCCCCAGGCUGCUAAAAAGUAAAAAAGAAAUAAAUAUGAUACAUAUACCGGUGGUCCUCAUUUAGCGACCUACCUGUUUUAUGACAGCUCGCACUUAUGACCAGGAGUAAGUGUGAGCCGUCGUUGGAUUCCCUGCUUUGGUGCACAUGUCUAUUUUCAGGGAAACUUCCCUGAACAUAGACGAACACACAAGAGCAGGGAAUCCCUCAAAUCUAUGUUCGGGGAAAUUUCCCCAAACAUAGAUUAGAGGGAUUCCCUGCUUUGGUGUGUUCGUCUAUGUUCAGGGAAGUUUCCCUGAAAAUAGACGAACGCACCAGAGCAGGGAAUCCCUUAACUCCUCACUUACCGACCGAUUAGUUCUAAGACCGGGUCAUAGGAAUGGAACCCGGUUGGUAAGUGAGGAGUGUCUGUAUUAUAUAUGUAUAAUGUAUUAUAAAUAAUUAAAGCAUUUUAUAAUAUAUUAUACAUAUAUAAUGCAUAAAUAUUAUUUCAUUAAAAGUGUACUUUGAGAUCUAUCCACAUAUACCUCAAAAUACACUUAUAAUGAAAUCAUAUAUAUGCAUUAUAAUAUAUAUAUAUAUAUAUAUAUAUAUAUAUAUACACACACACAUACAUAUUAUACAUAUAUACACACACACAUACAUACACACGUAUUAUACUUGUGUGUGUGAGCAUAUAUAUGUGUGUGUGUGUGUGUGUGUGUGUAUAUAUACACACACACGCACACACACACACGUAUUAUAUAUAACAUACAUUAAAAAAAAUCUAAACACAUUUAUAAAAAAAUAACAAAUACAAACGCUAACUUUGUGGCUACUACAAAAGACUGGAUAUACCCCAUUUUGAUUACCCUGGGUUGUCUACAUUUGAAAAUGGUAUGCCAUGAUGGGGUUAUUUGACAUUCCUGGGCUACCAUAUGGUUUCAAAAGGCAAGACAGACCCAGCAAACCAAUCUGGCAAACUGAAUCAGGCAAGCCAUAUAUUGACCCUGUAACUUUCCAAAACACCAUAAAACCUGCACAUAGUGUUCUACUCGGAAGACUUUGCUGAACACAAAUAUGAGUGUUUAAAACAGUACAACUUAGCAUGACUCGCAAAGUUCUGGUCGGAGGUGGAACAGAUUAUUCACAAGUGCACAAGCAUACAUCUACUGAGACUGCCUGAAACACACCUCCUACAUGUCUUCCCUAAGGGACUCCACAAGGACCACAGAUACAUCAUCUACCAUAUUCUCAUUGCCGCCCUCACAGUCAUUAGUAGACUAUGGUGAAACCAAGAUGAGCCAACUGUAAACCACUGUAUCCAAACCCUAGCCAUAAUCAAAAACUACGAAACAAUGGUGAGAAAGAAUAUGGCUCCCAAAGCUUUCAUACUGCGGGCAUUGGAAAUGUGGGAAGAGUUCUUCUCCCAGAAUCUCCACGCAGCAACUUAGCGCACAUAAAAUUCUUAUCUCAAAACAAAAUACAUCUAUGUCACAGUAGCACUGAAGGCGAUCUCAAAAGACAAUCAACCAACUCCGACAGCCGUGGCCAUACUAUUGAUCACAAAAAUGUCCAUAUUAUCCAUACUAUUGCUCGCGUUAAUACCAAGGUUGAAUGCACUAACUCAGAAUAUGUCCACUUCACUGACGUAUAACAGAGGCAUUACACAUCAACCAUGGGUUAUUAUUAAACCUGACAAGGGGAAGUUAGACCACACCGCACAACCAACGACUCUCCUGAACAGUCUUGGUAUCGGCGACUGUGCUAAGCAGAUGCUGGGUGUAGGAAAUGCACUAAUGCUACACUGAACCUACCUAAUAUUGCCCUCUCCCCCUCCCCACAAACCACACUUGAAACCCCUCAUCCCCAUCCCCCCCCAAAUUGUUAAACAUAGGCAUGCACCUUACGAUAACAUGACCUGCUGUUCCAUGUUAGCACAAUAAACACCUGUAUUGAAAUAAAAAACAGCAAAAAAAAGCAAAAAACAGUAAAACUUAUCCAGACGAUGAAAUCACCAGUAAAAGUGCAGUUUUUGUGUAACAAAAAUGCAAAAACAAAUAUGAAUGCUAACUUUGGCCAGUGUUUGUGGAUAAGUGGCUACUACAAAAGACAGGACAUACCCCAUUUUGAAUAUUGUAGGUUGUCUACUUUUACAAAUGUUGUGCCAUGAUGGGGUUAAUUUUCAUUCCUGGGCUGCUAUACGGUCUCAAAGGCAACAUAGGCCCAGCAAACCAAUCUGACAAAUUUCAAUGUGCAAACAUGGAAAAGGGGAAAGCCCUACAUUUGACCCCUGAAAGUUUGCAAAAACCCAUAAAAUCUGUACAUUGGGGGCACUGUUGUACUUGGAAGAUGUUACUGAACACCUAUUUGGGGUGUUCUUUGUCAGUAACACACAAAAGAAACUAAGAAUCCAUGCAUAAAGUACAAUGUGAGAGAAAAAUAACACAAAAAAAUGACUACCCAAAACCAGCUGUGAAAAUUCCAAUUUGGAAAACUGGAAUGCGCACGCUCCAAAUAAGGUCUUUAAGCCCACCGAGAACACGACACACUUAUACAUGGGUGGUAUCACUGUACUCAGGAGAUGUUGCUGAACACAUAUUGGGGUGUUCUUUGGAAGUAACCCUUAAGGUUCUCCAUACAUGUAUUCUUAAAUUGCUAUGUGUGUCAAAAAAAUCACCAAUUAUUAUUUUUAUUUUUUUUAAUUUUGGCAUAGAUUGGUGGUAUAAUGGUGGCAUGAAAAGAGUCAAAAUACCCCAAGUUUAAUACCUUAGGAUGUGUUCCUUUAAAAAAAUAUAUACACGUGAAGGGUUAUUCAGGAAUUCCUGACAGAUAUCAGUGUAACAAUGUAACUUGCAUUAAGUUUAAAAAAACAAUGGUUUGAAAAUAGCAAAGUGCUACUUGUACUUAUUGCCCUAAAGCUUUCCAAAAAAAGCUAAGAACAUGUUAACAUUGGGCAUUUCUAAACUCAGGACAAAAUUUAGAAACUAUUUAGCACGGGUGUUUUUUGGCGGUUGUAGAUGCGUAACAGAUUUUGGGGGUCAAAUUUUAAAAAUUUUAUAAUUUUUUUUUAAAGGUUAGGUGAUAUGAUGAAAAUAAUGGUAUCUUUAGAAAGACCAUUUAAUGGCGCGAAAACGGUACAAAAUAUGUGUGGGUAAAUGAGUAAGAGGAAACAGCUACCAACCCCGGUAUGCCAAGGCCGCCGAGCCACCGACACCCAACAUGGCAGAAGCCACGUGGACCCAAGCACCCGAGCCCUACCUGAUCCCACUGUCAGACAGGAUAGACCGACUGUUCGCGGACUUCUGGGCCAAGGUAUCCAGCCGCGGGGGCGCCCCAGAGGAGGUAACAUCGGAGGCAACCCCAAGAGACUCCACGCAGAAAUCAGCAACGCCGAGACAGGCCCCGAGGGGGACCUUGAAAGCAGGGAGAUGGAGGCGGGAAGCCCGGCACAAGCCCAAGCUCUCCAGCACUCGACUAAGGGUGAGCCACCCAAAGCCUCACCAGGGGCUCACCCUGGGGCAGCCCCCACAACACCCCUCCCUUAAGCGCACAGUCCCUGCAGGGGGCCGGAUGGCCUCACACCUUCAGACAAGGCACACCAUGGACCAUAGUUACAUAGCUGAAUAGAGACUUGCGUCCAUCAAGUUCAGCCUUCCUCACAUUUGUUUUUUGCUGUUGAUCCAAACGAAGGCAAAAAAAAAACCCAGUUUGAAGCACAAUUUUGCAACAAGCUAGGAAACAGCUUCCUUCCAGCUCCCAAGACCAGCACGGGAAUCCCCAAUAAUCACCGCCCUAAGGUACCAGGAGAGCAAGCGAUGAAACAGGGCCGGAUCCACACACAAAGAGCAGUGACAUUCGCCCCUACUAUAACCCAUAAUGGCAGCUCAAACACCGACAUGACACCAAGGGCAGCAGGGGAAGAUCCACCAAACGGGUUCACACGCCUAGCAAGCAGCCGACUGCCUCCCUAUGCCGACCUAACCGGGCUGCCUAUCUGCUUCCUCCGCGCUCCGACCCGCCAGUGUCCAAUAUGGCCAGAAGACAUAACGCUGCAUACUGAUACCACCACAACCCCCUCUGAGGGAAUCGGAUGAGCAGAUAUGGUCAAGGACUGACUCUCCGGUGCAACCAUGGACUCUAUCACCACAUUCUCAGACAGCUGCCGCAGGGGAGGGUAAGAGGUUUUGGCCGCACUAUUCAGUUUCUUUAUUUUACUUUUCUCUACUCCUUAGUCACUCCUCUUAACACUGCAACCCAAAACCUGGAGGAUAUACCCAGAUAUGUAACCUCCCCUCUUAACACUGCAACCCAAAACCUGCAGGAUAUACCCAGAUAUGUAACCUUCCCACACAUUAUAGUCCUGAACCGGGACUUUAAUCCACAGCAUCAGCACUGGGACGUCCCUUCCCCAGCACAAACCUCUAUCCUUAUGACUGCAGUUUAAACGUGAUGACUUUUUUGGAUUUAUUUAUUUUUCUUCGUUUUCAUCGCUCCCACACGUAACUUACAUUGAUUUGAACGAAUGUGUGUGCACAUACAGUCAGUUGACAUAUUCAAAGUCAGCACCUCUGUAGAUUCAUGUAACCUGAUUAACAAAAUAAGGUGACCCCAUGUCUUAUUAGCUGCCCUAUUGAGCGAAAUCUCAGGCACACAGCCUAUAUAUUUAACAUGAGGACGUGUUACAUAAGUGACAUGCUAGGAAACUUACGCCAGCUCAUAGUAUGCAAAUUAAACCUACACAUGCUAGCCAGAACACACGCAUGUACCACUCGUAUUGUCAUCCAACCUAUCAGCUUAGCAACACAUGCAAAAGUCUAAGCCUGUUAUCAUCUAAAAGCUAAGCUAACUUACACAAACCUACAUGCACGCAUACCCAGUACAUCUUGCCACACGACUCCUCAAUCUCUGACGUGUUUAAAGUUUAAGCCUGUUAAAAAUAAAAAAAAUGUGCAACGAUUUUCUCUGCCACUGUUUCACUGAAAUGUCAAAGUACACGCUGUUGUGGCGUCAUUAAGUCGCUUUGUACUUCCAUGCACAACAAAAAUAAAGGUUUAUAAAAAAACACUAAUAAAAUAACAACAAACAAAGUACAUAAGCACUCAUCCUCAGUUUAAAAGUUAGAAAUCUGUACUAACGUUAAUAAACAUCACUUUUAGAUGAAAAAAUAUGGAAAUAUGAAAAAUACUUUGUCCAUCAGUAUGUCAAAUUUUCCUGUUAUGCAGCCAUAUAGUGGAACACUUUCAAUGUACUUCAAAUGUAUUUUGUAACUGUAGGCCAAAUAAUUUGCAGUAUUUCCCUUCCACAGACUUCAGACAAAAUUACAUGGAAGAAGUAAAGGAUCAAUACCAAUGGAUGAAAGAGAAAAAUGGUCUUUUAGGAGAUGUGUUUAACAUGGAGAGAAGAUAUACCAAAUUGUUGCUUUUAAAAAAACACUCUAACGAAAAGGAGAGAGAAAAUGAAAUAAAAUGUUCAGGAACAAAACAUCUAGAAAUGAUGGCUGACCGAUCGUUAAAUCAUUCCAUGACCUCUAUUGAGGCUUUGUUUGAUCCUGAUGAAAAGGGAGAUAGUCCAAAGAUUGUGGUGUUACAAGGACCAGCAGGCAUUGGAAAAACCAUGACAGCGCAGAAGAUCAUGCUGGACUGGGCUUCUGGAAAUCUUUACCAGGACAAAUUCAACUAUGUUUUUUACAUGAGUUCUACGGAAAUUAACCAAAUUACUGGUAAAAUGACCAUUGCUGGUUUUAUAACAGAAAUAUGUCAACUUUCGUGUUCACAGCAAGUGAUGCAGUCAAUUUUGCAAGACUCUGAAAAAAUACUUUUUCUUGUUGAUGGUUUUGAUGAAUUGGACCAGUCUUAUAUGAUUAAAAGAGCAGCAUAUAAAAAUUAUAACCAUGAAACCACCAAAGAAAUAUUUUUAAGUUGUCUAUUUGCCAAACGUGUUCUUAAGAAAUCUUCAGUUGUUAUCACAACAAGACCAUUCAUGCUGGAGAAACUGAAAGACUUUAUUACUUGCGAUAGCUAUGUGGAAAUAUUAGGAUUAAAAGACCGUGAGGAAUAUUUCUUAAAUUUCUUUGAAAAGAAAGAACAAGCAGUGCGAUUCCUUGCUUUAGUAAAACAAAAUGAAACUCUAUUUACAUUGUGUGCUGUCCCUAUGGCAUGCUGGAUAGUCUGCACAGUGCUGCAACAGCAAAUAGAGGAAGAUCUAAAGGUAAUUCAUUAUAACACAGCCACCUCUGUUUACCAACUUUACGUGGAGAGCUUAUUGACAUAUCACAAGAGACACUCUGACCUACCGAUCAACAACUACAUAAAGAGACUGUGUGCCUUGGCCAAGGAUGGUGUUUUGAAUCAUAAAGUCAUCUUUAAGAAGUCAGAUAUCAGUAAUUUCCAACUUCCUGUUUCAAAUAUAAAAUCUCUGCUCCUGAAUGAGAACAUGUUUCGGAGGGUAGUUACUCCUCAGACUUGUUACAGUUUCAUUCAUUUAAGUGUACAGGAAUUCUUUGCUGCGCUUCAUUAUCUACUGAAUGAAGAGACAGAAAGCCCAAGCAUAAAGGAGGAAAUCAGGUCUUUGCUAGAGAUGUCUGAGAAUGAUCCACAUUUAGCAUCAACAGUAAAAUUCUUGUUUGGUCUCUCCAGCGUAAAACAAAUUAAUGAGUUUGAAGAAAUCGUCGGUUGCAAAUUUUUCUCUGGUUCAAAAGAGAUGUUGGAAGAAUGGCUGAAGAAAAGAAUAUCAACAUGUCAAUGUCAUAACGAUAUGCUGCAUUACUUAUAUGAGAUCCAGGAUGAUGAUAUUAUUAGGAGAAUAAUGCCUCAAUGUUUACAGCUGGAGACUGAAGGUUUGAUAUGUGGAUCUGUCAGCAGUCGGGACAGCCUCAUUGAUAGAUCUUUGUCCUUCUGUUUGGAGAAAAGCACAAGUUACCAUGACAUUACAUUUAACUUGCACUCAUUUAGUCAAGAUGCAUUGAAAAUGUUAUCACCAAGAAUUCGCAAGAUUUCAAAACUCAAGUAAGUAUCCAACAACAUAGAUAAAGUAUAGCUUUUAAUGAAGCAUAAUAUGGCUGUCAGGGCUUUGUUGAGCUAGAGCAGGAGAACUCUUUAAAAUUACUAUGAAGAAAGGAUCAGUUAGUUUUUUUUGGCAUGGAAUGGCAUGCCUGUGGUUGUAAACAAAGAAAAUUGUACAUAUUGUUAAUUCACAAAAAUGUGAAUUUUAUCUGUCAGUGUUUUUGUGUAAAAUCCUCAAAUUAUCACAGUUUGUACACAACUUUCCCAUCACUCUGUUCUGUUCUGUUAACCCCCAGUAAGAGCCUGGGAAAUUCAUUGAAAGUCUGAAGAUUUUCUUCUUCAAACAUCAAAAUGGUAAAAGGCACUUAACAGCUAGUGUUACAGUUUUUUUUUUGUUUUUUUUUUUAAAUGCCUCCUUGUGGUAAUUUGCCUUUUGACUAACUUGGUCCUUAAUUCAAUUCUUUUGAAAAAGUUUUUAAAAUUAUCACAAUCUGUCAUAAAAAUACAUUGUAAAUGAGUUAUUUACACAAGUCUCCAUUAAAGUCUAAGGAAAUGUAUGUAGAUAAAUCUUUUCUAACAGAUUGUGUGAAGCUGAUCCAAAAGAAUUAAAUCAAGGCCUUGAUGUCUAAGUCUAGAGUGACUCUUUCGAGGAAAAGGCUUUGUCAGAGCCUAGAAUGUAUCAGUUCCGUGGAUAAUGGCAGUGAUGAAUGUUUCUUAAACAGGUGAAGAAAUGUAACACUUUGGGAUGGCAUCUCAGAUGUAAUCAUACCUUCAAGCUUUCCCAAAAGAAGGCUUUUGUUAAUUUUUUCUGUUCUCAAGAAAUCUGCCUUUUCCAAGUUGAAUGAGAAGUACCUUGAAUCAUUCUAGCCAAAAGCUAAACUACUACCAAAGACUAUCUGUGUAUCUGAAGCAUUUAAAGAGUUGCUUCCAUCAAACAAUGUUUCUUGUGGAAGAUAAACUUUGUGGCUUUCAGUCUACUUUGUUCCUAUAUGUCUAAACUGGUUACCACUAUGGCUUUGUUCCGGUACCCCUUGGAAUCUCUUCCUAUGUUUUAGGACCAUUACUGUCAAUGAUACUUACAUUCAGCCUUGCCAAAGCUCCACUAAUAUUUACAAAAAUUAUUGGCUUCUUUCCUGUCCUUGUUUUUUAUUCUGAUGUAGUUGGUUCCCGGAGGUUUCCUUUAAGAUUUAUUUGAUCUAUUUUUGACAAUUUUCACCUUUUUGUUUUGUAGAUUUGAUUGGUGCCAAUUUCCUGAUGCAGAUAUAUCAUGCCUUUUUGAGCGUGCUAAUAAAAUUAAAGAACUGCAGUAAGUAAUGUGGAAUGUUCUCAAUGAAAUAUUGUUUUCAAAUUUCAAUUGAUUGUAAUAUACAAAAAUCCCACAGUAAAAUGUGGAAGUCUGUUUGUUACACCUCUAUCUAUUUUUGUGUGUACAGUGAUAAAAUUCUGAUUUAAGCAAUUUCUCAAAUAUCCCGCUGUGCAGCAUCCACAUAUCAUAAGACAAUAAAAAAUAUAAAUUUGAAAGAUUGCACUCCCAUAGUUCUAUUUAAUAUCUACAGAUGUACACCAAAAGCAUUAUUAUUAUAUUUCUUGCCUAUUGUUUUGUUUAGUUCUUUUUUUUUUUUUUUAACCAUAGGUUAUCAUUUAUAAUGAGUUCUAUCCGUCAAUUCACCAUUAUAAAUAUAGUUGUAGAAAUAUCAAAUUCAGCAAAUGUAAAACCUGAUACUUCUGCGUACUUCAAUAGUGUAUAUUACAGUUGUUCCCAAACCAGUCCUCAAGGCAACCCUACCAGUCCUGGAUUAAAGUGGCACUGUCAUGCCGAACUUACCUUUCCUCAAUCUCUUCCUCUUCUCCCCCUCCUCUCAGGAUCUGUUCUUCUUUUCUUCCUGUCUUCUUUAGUUUUCUUUAAAAUCAUAAGACAAAGUUCUUUGGAAUUUUCCCACGCUGUGUAAUUUGACUCACAACACUCUGAUUGGUGGGCUUGGAAUCUAACCAAUCAGAGUGCUCUUUGUCAUUUUACACAGCGUGGGAAAAUUCCAAAGAACUUUCCUACGUUGUGUAAAAUGACACAAAGGAUGGAUUUCAAGCCACCCAAUCAGAGUGCUCUGUGUCAUUUUACACAGCGUGGGAAAGUUCUUUGGAAUUUUCCCACGCUGUGUACAAUGACAAAGAGCACUCUGGUUGGCUUAAACCACCAAUCAGAGUGUUCUUAGCCUAAUUGCAGGGUGGGGCAAGGCUUUAAAAGCCAUACCCCACCCUGCAGAGCUCAGUCUGCGCGGAGCCCUCCAUGGGUGAAGAAGGAUUGGUUUUUUUGCGCUCAAGUUUUUAUUUUAUUUUAAGUUCAAAGGGUAUGAUGGUUUUUUAUUUGGCCUUUUUUGGGGCUGAAAAAUAAUAUUUUUUCUUUACAGGUUAGUUAUUUUAUUCCUCCCUCACAAUUUUUUAGGGUGAGGGGGGUAGGUAGGGGGUUACUUUUUUUUUGGGUGGGGGGGUGGGUGACUAGGGGAUUGGGGACCCCUAGUCACCUUUGAUAGGGGGGAUUUGUCUUAGGGUCCCCACCUGCCGCCCAGGGGUGGGGGCCGAGGGGGAGGACAGUAGGUUCCCCCCGCAUUGUAAUUUAUGGCCCCCACCCACCACGCAGGGGUGGGGGCUCGGGGGGAGGACAGUAGGUCCCCCCCAUUGUAAUUUAUGGUCCCCACCCACCGCGCAGGGGUGGGGGCCAGGGGGAGGACAGUAAUCCCUCCCACUCCCCCCCAUUGUAAUUUAUGGCCCCCACCCACUGCGCAGGGGUGGGGGGAGGACAUUGCUUACAUUGCAGCACUAAGUGCAAUAGGGACACUGCACCCAGACCACUUAAAUGAGCAAAAGUGGUCUGGGUGCCUAUAGAGUCCUUUAAAGUGUAAUCCUAUAAUCGCAAAUUUCCUAGCCUCCCGUUGACAGAUUUUUUUAUUGAAUCCAGGAGUCCAAUACUAUGCAUUAUGCAAUUAGCUACACACACACACUCACUCCUCAAGCAAAUAUUAAUAAAUAUAAAAUAAACCCAAACAACUUAGCAACAAUGGUAUGCUAAGAUGACCAGUCAUAUAAGUAUGUAAUCUAUAUAACUGGAAUUCAAACUACUUCACUUUCUUCUUUUUUCAGAAGCAACUUCCUUAAAGGACAACUAUAGGCACCCAGACCACUUCAGAUCAAUGAAGUGGUGUGGGUACCAGGUCCCUCUAGUUUUAACCCUGCAGCUGAAAACUUUACACUGCAGGGUUAAUCCAGCCUCUAGUGGCUUUCUCUCUGACAACCACUAGAAGCCGCUUCCGCGAUUCUCACUGUGAAAAUCACAGUGAGAAGACGCUGACGUCCAUAGGAAAGCACUGAGUAAUGCUUUCCUAUGGGCAUUUUUAAUCUGCACGCGGCUUUGGCCGAGCCUGAGCUUUCGGCUCCACCUGGGAGCCAAUGUCGGAGGGGGAGGAGAGGUCACCAGCACUGAGGGAGCCUGCCGCUGUAUAAGGGUAAGUGGCUGAAGGGAUUUUAACCCUUUCAGCCCAGCGGGAGGGGGCCAUAAGGGUGGGGGGGUGGUAAGGACUACAUAGUGCCAGGAAAACGAGUUUGUUUUCCUGGCGCUAUAGUGGUCCCUUAACUGGCUGUUGCCAUUAAGACAUUCCAUUACGUCCUGGAAAGCAUGGGCUUUCAAGAUGGUAGGAUGUAAUGGCACGUCUUAACAUCCAUUUCCUACCACAACAUCUAAGUAAUGGUCACUUUGCCGAAUCUGAUUGAGAGGACUGCCUGGCAACCUAGCAUUCCCCCAGCAUCAAAUCUGGUGUGACUGGAGCCACAUUAUCACUAAUACAGUGUCACAGCCAAUGAAUUCAAAUAUAGACUGUGACAUUGUUUUCUGCCUCUCUCUUUCCUAACUUUGAUCUGAGGCAAGAGAAGCAGAAAAGAUAAUUUCUGGCUGUGUUCCAAAGUGUUAAAUAAAAUAGAAAAUUGCUUGAUUUAAACCUUUCACUGCUGAUCACAGUGUUAGUACAGUGAUCAGUACACUAGUACUACUUAAAAAAAAUUUUUGUGGUCAGAUUUUUAAAUUUUUUGUUAAUAUGUUACUUAAUUUCCUAAAUUAACCUUUUCUAGUUUUUGUUAACCCUUUCCCGUGUUCUAAUUACUGUAUAGUUUCUCAGAGCGUUCUAUCAGACAUAACCUGAACUUUUUGUACCCCACUUUUUAGUUUAUUUAAAAAGAAUAGAAAAAACAUUUUAGUACUGAUUGCAGUUUUCUAUAAAAAUGUCUGUGAACUCAACUGUAAAAUGCUGAAAAAUCAUGAAAUCAAAAAUGUAUAAAAUAACAAUAAAACUGUGUUAAAUUUACAGACAUAUUCUGAAAAUAGUAAAAAUAAAACUGCAAAAUCCUGAACCAAACACAACUGUAAAUUUUAAACACAGAAAAACUAUAAUACAGACAGCAAAACAAUACAGUAAAGAUUCCAAGCCGAUAGUGUUAAAAUAAUGUUUGUCAGACAGAAUUAUAUAUAUACAAUACAUAAGAUCCAGCACACUCACCUAUCCACUAAACAGCAACUUCAAUGUUGACAGAUUUUAUUAGUUUUAAAAACACCCAAUCUAGGCAAAAAUAAUGGGGGUUUAGUUACAUUAUAUGAUCCUAUAUUGCAUAACUGUCACAACAACAAUGUACCCCAUCUUUGAGUGCGCUGGAUCUUGUGUAUUGUAUAAACUGGCCCCCAGCAGCACCCCAUAUAUGCAUGUUCAGGUGAGUGCAGCCCCCUGGUUUCAUAUAUAUAUAUUUGUGUUUUGGGCAUAAAAGCCGUAAUGUUAGAAGUAGUUAUGUAACUUCCUCAUAUUAGACAUACAGAAAUAUGACAAAAGUCGGUUGUGGUGUGCUGGAACCGACAAUGCGGUAAGCCUGUAAUAAAAGAGAGCAAAAGGGAAAAUACCAUAUAAAAAAUUUAUUAGGUCUACAAAAUUAACAUAUUAUGAUACAUUACAUAUUUACGUUACGGAAAGCUUGAUGUAUCUCCUGAACUGGUUGAGUAUAUUUCUUAAGUACGCAGAGGACUUCCAUCAUCCAUCAUCCAAGUCUUAAUGAUAUGUACAGGUAUAUUUUUCCUGGAGGCCAUGGUAGCGGCUCCUAUACGAAAGGAGUGGCCAGAGUAAUUAGCUGGAUUAAGACCUAACCUUACCAAUAACAUCCUUACAUAAAGCAUAAAACUACUUGUUGUCAGAGCAUUAACGUGUAGAGCUAGCAGAGGUUGAUCUGGGGAACCUUGAACAGAGGUUAUGUAUAUAUCCUGAACUGUGAGGGGGCACCAUUGAUUGCUGGUUGAGUAAUAAGGGAUUUUUACUGGCUGACCCCUUCCGCUAGUUUUUGUAUGGUUAUGGGAUAGUACAUAAUGGUCGUGAGCUCUUUUUAUGUAGUCGGGGGUGGUUAUAUAUACAGGUGAAACUCGAAAAAUUAGAAUACAGCGCAUGUGGCGAAACCAACCUCGCCACUGUACACUGGAGAAGCCGGGUUGCUCGCCUGCUCCCUUUAGACUAAGGCCCUGCAGUUCAGACCUGUUAUUUUCCCUGCUGAAAGGUUUAUUCAUGCCUUUCUGCCAGGGUGUUCGGUAGAUUCAAUCUACCGAAUAAACUACCGAACAAUGGACCACCUGGGAACUGGAGUGUGCCGUCAAUUGACCGCCCAGAAGCUGCGGUUAACAGCAGCUUAAUUGAUGAACGCUGGGAGGCCUUUGUUCGGUUGCCGAACACGUGGCAGCGGCCAUUUUACCUCCCGAACGGCCAGCGGUGUUCAGCGCCUAAACUAUGGAACUGAAAACGGACACUUAAUUGCGCGAACACCGCUGAGCCGCCAGCCUUCUUCCCUUCCCAUUCGAGAGUGGAACCGAAUGACUGUUCAUUCGGUAGUUUAACUGGAUGAACAGCAUUACCCAGAUAGCUAAGCCAUGGAGCCUGUUCAUGUAAUGAAAAGACUAUGUGAAGGACUUUGGCUCCAUGGCGAUUGAACUGUAUGUAUGUGAUCUGAGCGCCAUUCGGUAAUAAUGUGCGCUCAGAUCUGAGCUAUCUGGGGAUAUGUAGAACGUAUAUGUUUUAUGUACUGAAUGUAACUGUAGGUCAUUUUAUGUCUUUUACUGUUUGUUUUCUGCCAUGUGGUUAAUGGAGUUUUGCCUCUGUCUUUGGAGAUAAUUGGAUUACUUCCCAAUUAUCUCCAGGGCAGAGAGGAGGGAUUGUGAUGCAUUGUGGGAUGGUUGAAAUGUGUAAGUCUGUGAUUGGUCCUUUUACCCUUUGUGUCCCAGUCUCCUAUUUGGUCCCCUAGGGGAGUGUCCACCAGGUGGGAGACCUGCAUAAAAGCCAGGCAGUUAGCCCCAGUAAAUCAGUUCCUGCCUAACCCUCAAAGUGUUGUCUCAUUAUUGGGGGGAGGAUUUACUGUAUGCUGUUAGAGACUGAUUGCCAGGAGUGUAAGCCGCUUGGGGGCUUUUCCUGUUCAUCUGCUAGCAUACAGAAUACAAUAAUUCCGGUAGCGUUAUAAGAAUCCUUCCCUCCCAAGAACUAGACGACACAUAAGCUGGGAGUCAACUGAGCUUUUAAUCACAGGUCACUGUAUUUAUGGGAUUCCCCAUGCAAGGGGUUUCCCUACUGACAUUCCAGGGGUGGUACAGUAGGGGACUACAUGGGGAACUGAACAACACAUACAUUUCUACCACCAUACGAGAGGGAUACUCCCACUGGAAUAUACCGUUAAGUGGAUUAUCACUCCGUGCAGCAGAACUUACAUUUUACAUUAAAAUACAUAACUUCCAUUAUAUUCACUUUAUUUAAACGAAUGGAUGUUCGGUAGAUAGCUGGAGUCUGAGUGCACAGUUUGUGAGAAUACCGCUCAGCUCCCAGUCUAACUAACCGAACGCCGCACGAAAUACACAUUAUUUCCAAAACACUGUUAAAAUACUGAUUGGUAUUAGGGGAACAAACUACCGAACGGCCUGGAAGUCCAGCGGUGUUCGCGCCGUCGAGUAGCCGAUUUUUGUUCCAGGCGCUCGACGGCAAAAGACCGCUGGGCUAACAAAGGAACCAAGAUGGCCGACCGCAGCGUUGUCGGUAGCCGAACGACGGCCACCUGGGAAAGCUUUUAAUGGGUUAAUGGAAUAUACAGCAAUAUACUUGGUUCUCACAGCUGAAACAGGGAUAGGCACAUAUUCCUAUAGUUAUAGUCUUAAGUGGCUAGUUUUGCCACACUGAUAUAUUCGUUUCCCCUUUUACGUUGCAUUACUAAAAUAAAUUAACUUUUGCAGGAUAUUCUAAUUUUUCGAGUAUCACCUGUAUAUAUAUAUAUAUAUAUAUAUAGAUAUGUAUAGUUAAUACAAUGUUAAACAAAAAUCUGCACACCAGUCAAGCCAUAAGACUUGCUUUUCCCACAGAAAUCACAAAUUUGCAGUGAUGUUACUAUCACAUUUUUGCCUCAUUCCAUUUUGAACAUGGAUUCCUUUGAGUCUGUGUUUGCUAUAUACAACAGGUUUGAAACACAACUUAGGAAAAGAUGCAAAGCCAGUGAACCACUCAUGGACGGCUGUUUCCUUGUUAAUGCAAAUCAUCAGCAAUGGCAAAGCAGUGCACUUCACAACAACUGCCUACACAACAACAAACAGGAAUAAAAAUGUAAAUUAUCGAUAAAAAUAUGCUUAUACUUAUUGGUACCUCCAGCAAAAGCAAUACAUACAUACAACACACACACACACACAAAGUCUACCGAGUACACACACACAGUCUGCUCCGUACACAAACAUAGACUGCUGAAUACACAUACACAGACUGCUGAAUACGCAGACAGACUACUGAAUACAUAGACAGACAUACUGCUGGACUGGAUGCACACACACAGACAUACUGAUGAAUACACAUACAGACUGCUGAAUACACACACAGACUUCAGUGAGGGGUGCAGUGUAUGUGUGUGUGUAGGGUUGCUGGGUGUGUAAGGGGUGUUGUGUGUGUUUGUAAGGGGUGCAGUGUGUGUUUGUAAUGUUGCAGUGUAUAUGGGGUGCAUAGUGUGUGUGAGAGUUGCAGAGUAUGUGGGGUGCAGAGUGUGUGUGAGGAGUGCAAAGUGUGUGUAAUUGAUAAGGGAGCAUAUGUAUAUUUAUUACAAUUUAAAAAAAAAGAACAUUAAUAAAAGCUUUAUGGGUCCCACCUUCUUCUUACCUUUGACCCUGGUGGUCCGGUGGCGAGUGGUGCCGCUGCCUAUACUUCUCCUACGAAGUGAGUGCUGUGUCAGAGCAUUGCCAUGGCAACACUCUGAUCAGCAUGCUCGCAGGAGGAACUAUCUGCCUCCCAGGUCCCUCCCUCCAUGUCACUAACGAAGGGCCUAUGUGGCCCAGUGAGGGUGAUCCUUGAGCCUAAAGCAAGUGAGCAGGGCCGGCUCUCCGUGGGCCGACGGAAGAUCGAAUGAGUUUACUGUAAUGCUGUUAUCUAAUAUUUCAUUUAGUCAGCCAGCUAAUCAAUCAACACUUCAAUCCAAAGAUAUCCAAACAAAAUCACUCUAGAAAUGAGUCUGCUACAAAACAGUAGUUGCUUUUCCUGUCCAUCUCUACCUGUUCUAUGUCCUUCUGAAUGUUUACCAUCCAGAAUUAAACUAUUUAUUCAAAACUAUCUUUGUGUGAUUAUUUAUGUUAUUCCUGAUUCCUGACCUCAGCUUAUCCUGAGAACUCUUUGUCAGCUGCCUACACUGACUUAUUGGCCUGUUAUACUGACUAAUCUGAUUUCUGGAUACCCUGAUCCAUGGCCUGUUCCUGUUUACAUUACGCUCAGCUAUUAUACACCCUGUUCCAAAUUAUUAUGCAAAUUCUAUUUAAGUGUCACAAAGAUUAAAUAUUUUGUUUUUCAGUUUAACUCAUGGAUGACAUUGUGUUUCAGGGCUCUUUUGAUCACUGAAAACAAUCUCGGACACCUGUGAUAAUUAGAUUGCCAAGUGAGCCCAAUUUAAGGAAAAACUACUAAAUUAAGGUGUUCCACAUUAUUAAGCAGAGCACAAUUUUCAUGCAAUAUGGGGAAGAAAAAGGAUCUCUCUGCUGCCGAAAAGAGUAAAUAGUUCAAUGCCUUGGACGAGGUAUGCAAACAUGAGAUAUUUCACGAAAACGUAAGCAUGAUCAUCGCACUAUUAAGAGAUUUGUGGCUGAUUCAGAGCACAGACGGGUUAGUGCAGAUAAAGGCACAUUGAGGAAGAUUUCUGCCUGAUCCUUGCAUCGGAUCAAGAGAGCAGCUGCUAAAAUACCAUUACAUAGCAGCAAACAGAUAUUUGAAGCUGCUGGUGCCUCUGGAGUCCCACGGACAUCAAGGUCCUCCAGAGUCUUGCAACUGUGCAUAAACCUUCUAUUUGGCCACCACUAACCAAUGCUCACAAGCAGAAACGGUUGCAUUGGGCAGAAAAAUACAUGAAGACUAAUUUUCAAACAGUCCUGUUCACUGAUAAGUGCCGUGCAACCCUGGAUGGUCCAGAUGGAUGGUUGGUGGACGGCCACCCUGUUCCAACAAGGCUGCGACGUCAGCAAGGUGGUGGUGGAGUCAUGUUUUGGGCCAGAAUCAUGGGAAGAGAGCUGGUCGGCCCCUUUAGAGGGAAGGUGUAAAGAUGACCUCUGCAAAGUAUGUGGAGUUUCUGACUGACCACUUUCUUCCCUGGUACAAAAGGAAGAACUAUGCUUUCCGUAAUAAAAUCAUCUUCAUGCAUGACAAUGCACCAUCUCAUGCUGCAAAGAAUACCUCUGCAUCAAUGGCUGCUAUGGGGAUAAAAGGAGAGAAAGUCAUGGUGUGGCCUCCAUCCUCCCCUGACCUCAAUCCUAUUGAGAACCUUUGGAGCAUCCUCAAGCAAAAGAUCUAUGAGGGUGGGAGGCAGUUUACAUCCAAACAGCAGCUCUGGGAGGCUAUUCUGACAUCUUGCAAACAAAUUCAAGAAACUGUCCAAAAACUCACAAGUUCAAUGGAUGCAAGACUUAUGAAGCUGCUAUCAAAUAAGGGGUCCUAUGUUAAAAUGUAACGUGACCUGUUAAAAUGUUUAAAAAGUUAAAAUGUUGUUACAAGAGGGGCGCGGGGCCUGUCCGCCAACUGAAUCAGUCGCAUCAAGCUGCUGCUCCUCAGGGUAAAUCACUAACCGCACAUUACACAGGGUUUUAAUGCUCCCUUUUCUGGCUGCAAACCUGUCCUCAUACCCGGGGAGCACUCUGCUACACAUCAAUACCUCUCAAGCCUGAAUCCUGCAGACACAGCCUGCGGCCUGCAGUUUGUCUAGGUUGGGGAGGCGGCCAAUCCAAGGCCUCAACUUUGAGUCCGCUGAUCCAGAGCCCUGUCCCCCCCCUGGACCGGUGGGGGAUAUCCCAGUCCCCACUGGUGUACUGUAGUGGUCACUCUCAAGCAGAGGCCUCAAGCUGCUGGGAGGUCUGGUUGACCGAGAUCUGGCAGCCAAAAUGGCCACCCUGCAGGGGCAAGCAGAAGCGGACAUCGCACCAUGCUCACUACCAGAUGUGAACAAGUUCCUCCUAGCCUUCGAUCACAUCUGUGAACUAUUCUGGAAAAAGCUUCAGGCCAUGAGACUCACUUCCAACCCAGCCGGCCAGGCUGCAAACUCAUCCAGCUACCCAUCGACGCACGCUCACACGAACCUUGCAUCUCCCCAAAGGGACGACGGCAUAAGCUGCCAGCAUGGAGGGCACAAUUCCCUCGCCACUCUGACCCUUCUGCUCACCGCAACUCGUCUCCUCCAACGCGAACCAAGCUUCAGUGCCCACGACAACACCAGCCUGCACCAAGCAUCGACUUACCCAAUCAUAGGGCACGCAACACCGAACCUCAGCUCCCAACUUGGACACAAUCCUUCUGGAAUAUAUGGUGACCUGGCUCAGUCAGAGGGCCCUACCCGGAGGGGCAGAGGGAGAGGACAGUUGGGACUUACCAGCACUUGGCGUUGGCUGAGAGCACGGUGUGCCUUACCGGUAGCCCUGGGGUUUACAAUAGUCUCGCCCUCCCAACCCUAGCUCAGCUACUAGACCCUAUUUUUGCCGUAUUCACUUCAUGGCUACCCGAGGCUACUUACCUUAUCCAGUGGUAUUUUUAUUCACAUUGUGUUCCCUAUCAUAGCCCUGGUCUAUAACCCUGCUCCUUCUCUUCUUGUUUACCCACAUAGCAUAGGGCUUUUGAAGUCUCCUGGACAUUUCAAACAUAAUCUAUGUUUCUGUGUGUGGAUUUACUUGUGAUAUCUAUAACCUGUUUUACUUUUGUUCCUAUCUUGUUAUAACAAAAAAAAAAGUGCAGUACCUCUUGACUACCUGUGCCAAAUAUAACAUGUGAUAUGUAACACUGAACAAGUCACUGUUAGGCCUGUACUUAACUCUGCACUCAAAAAUAAAGAAUUUAAAAAAAAAAAAUGUUGUUAUAAGUUUGAUUGAAAUAGCUUUUGAUUUCAGUAAAUAUGCUGCAAACACAACAAAUGACAAUUUUCCGUUCUUUACAACCAAUAAAGUGUUUUGAAACUUACUGUGCGUAAUAAUUUGGAACAGUGCAGUGUAAGUUUUUUAUGUUUAAAAAAAAUACUGUUAUCAUUAGGAUGUUUGUUCAAUAAAAUUUGAAUUCUACUCUUAAUAGUUGAUAACAUGAGAAUUAUGCUGACUGUUAUUUACAUCAAUUAUUUAGGUAAAUGAGAAAAAUAUAAUUUGCCUAAUAAUUUGGAACAGGGUGUAAAGUGGGUAAACCAAACAACUCAAAAUACGGCAUGUGGAGUUGUCUAGUUUGAAAAAUGGUAUACCAUCAUGGGGGCAAUUUUCUUUUCUCUGCUGCCAUCCUGUCUCAAAGGUAACAAAGGCUCAUAAAAUCACAAUUUUCAAGUUUGAAAUGGGCAUGUAAUAUAUUUGGCCCAAUGACUUCCCCCUCCCCCCCAAAAAGGAAAAUGGUACAUGGGGAUACUUUUUUAUUUAUUUUUUCAAUUUUAUUUAUUUGUUUAUUUAUUUAUUUAUUUAUUUUUGGUAUAAUAGGCAUUACAGAAAAAAUGUUAUAUAACAUGCGGGUACAUAAAAUGAUAUACAUCGAUAAACAAAUACAGUGAUAUUGUUCUACAACAUCAGGACAGAUGCAACAACAUAACUACAGAGUCACUGACAUGUGGGGUACCAUAUUUGUGUGAUUGUGUGUUGUUCCAUGAGGAGAUCACUGGUGACUGCAGUGCCGUUACCGAGGCUCCUUCUGUUUGCUGUGAGCCUGGCCCCGGUCACGGGAUCAGUCAAGUGUGUUGAAGAGGAUGGAAAUGACCAAGCCCCUACUUGCUGCAAACUAUUUGUAGAGGGAGGUACCUUUUGUGAAGUGUCAGUCUGCGGGAAAGGAGCAGGUAUAUAGCAGUACAUGAGGGGUAUAAACACAACUAAACUAACUUAACAGCUAGGAACAUGGUAUCAACAUGUUGCAGGAAUGAGAAAUUCUUCUUUUUGGUAUCUGGAAGGCCUUUUCCAAAUGCGAAUGUCAUCUGUUUUUUGUUCAGCUGUAAGAGGUCUGGUCCCUAUAUGGCAUUUUUGUUUGGAAUUCCAAGGCGUGUCCUCGAUUUGAGGCUAGGGGGGAAAUGGGUGGGAUGGCGCAGUAGAGGGGAGGAUGCGGUACUUAUAGGUAUUCUAGGUGGUUGUACCUCUUUGCAUAUUUGAUGACCAUUGUUCCCAAACUUUUAAGUAUUUAGGAUAUGAGUGUGUAAGUGAGGAGUUCAACUCCUCCAUAAUGCGAAUGGAUUCCACUUUCUGGAUCUAGUUCCUGAUUGUGGGUGCAGAAGUGGUCUUCCAAUGUAGGGGGAUCAGCAUAUUUGCUGCAGUCAAGAGGUGAUUUAGGGAGUGGUGAGGGGUAUAGAAGGAACAGUGUUGCUUUUGGGGUGCAUGGGAUAAUAUGUCUAGUUAUGGCAUGGAUAAAGGAUGGUAUUCGUUUCCGGUAAGGUUGUAUAACCUUGCAUGUCCACCAUAUGUGGCCUGGUGUGCCUUUGGAUUGGUGACAUCUCCAGCUCUGCGCUAAGGUUUGUGGGAACAUAUGGUGUAGUGCCAUCUUGUUUUCCUUUUGUAAUUGCUUUCCUGGGUAGAGUUGCUGAUAGAGGUACGGAAAAUGUUAGUAAUGUUAGUGUGGAUUCUGUUUCGGAGAUCGUAAGGUAGAGUUCCUCUUCCCAAGCGUUCAGAAAUCUAGGGUGGGAGAGUGUUGUUUCUUCUUGGAUCAGUUUGUAAAGUGUGGAUAGGUGUUUGGUUUUGACCUGGUCGAACAGAGUUUCUCAAAGGGUAUCAGGUCUCUGCAGCCCUUCAAUAGUUCUGGUCGGGAGUUGAGGAAGUGUGUAAUUUGUGAAUGACGGUAUCAUAGCAUGUGGGAGAGUUGUGUCUGAAGAAGUUGUUCAUGCAGAGGGCAGGUUCCAGUUGUGGUGACCACUCUGCCUAAGGUGAGGUACGAAUUUUUGUAUAGUGCUUCGAAGUGAGCGGUCUACAUGCCUGGUCUAAAUAGUGGGUAAUUGGAUAUAAAGGUGAGGGAUGUAUGGACACGUUGGGUAUUUUCUGUAAUUGUUGCAACACUUUUAGAGUGGGCACAAUAGUAGGAUGGGACUUGUAUGUAGAUUUAAGAAAGGAUUUACCCUUUUCAUGCCAAGGGGCUGUAUGUAAAGGUAUCUGGAAUCCCUGACGUUCUAGUAUUAUCCAAUGUAUUUGGGAUUGUGGAGAAGCCCACUCGUAGUCUCUAGUGAGUAUGGUUGCCUUGUAGUAUGCUUCAAUAUCGGGUAGGCCGAGCCCACCUCGCACUUUGGAGCUAAUUCGUGUUUUAAGAGGGAGUCUAGGAUGUUUGUGCGACCAUAUGAAUUUGCUAAAUAUACGUUUAAUAGUGGAGAAGAAAAAGUUGGGCAGUGUAUAGAUAGUGUUUGGAGGAGAUACAGGAUCUUCGGAAGGGAGUUCAUUUUUAGGUUAUGGGUACAACAUAGCCACCCAAACAUUGGUUUGUGCCAGUGUGUGAGGUCUGUUUAGUUGACUGCAGCAGGGGUAUGAAGUUUAGAUUGUAAAGCAUAUGGAGAUCUCUGGGGAGUUGAACUCUGAGAUACUUUAUUGCUUUUUCUGCCCAAGCGAACAGGUACUUUUGUUGUAGUGUCAAUUUUACUUGAGGGGUAACCUGAAUAGGCAGUAUCUUGCUUUUAGUAAAAUUUACUAAAUAGUUGGAGAGCUUGUUGUAUAUGGAUAUUUCAUCCAGAAGAUGGGGCGUAGAGGUUAUUGAGUCAGUAAUGAUGAAAAGUAAGUCAUCUGCAAACGCAGCUACUUUAAACUUUAAUUUUAUGCCUUGUAUAUUGGAGUUAUUGUGGAUGCCUUGUAGGAAGGGUUCUAAUAUGAGUAUAAAGGGGCGAUAGGGAGCACCACUGUCUUGUACCAUUACUAAUAUUAUGUACAUGAUCAGAAAGUUGACCAUUGUCCCACAACCUAGCUGUUGGGGAGGAGUAUAUUGCUGAUAUCCAUUGUAGCCAGUUUGGGCCAAAACCCAUAGCUCUGAGGGUGUAGGGUGUAAAACGCCUUUUCAGCAUCUAUGGACAGUCACAGGCAUGGUGCAUGGGAGAGUUUGGAUAGAUGGAUAAGAUUUAUCAUUUUGACGGUGUUGUUCUUUGCUUCUCGUCCCGGUACAAAUCCAGCCUGGUCAGGGUGAACUAGUCCAUGUAAAAGAGUGCGUAACCUUGUGGCCAAGAUCUUGGUGAAAAAUUUGAGGUCAACGUUAAUUAAAGAAAAGGGGCGUUGACUUCCACAAUUAGUGGGAUCUUUGCCUGGUUUUGGAAUCAAGGUUUUCUGGAAUUUUUGGAAUCAAGGGCUUCAAGUGCUGAGUGGGGUAAUAUGUGGGAGCCAAGUAGGGAGUUAAACGUAUUGGUGAAUGUCGUGGAUAGUGUAUGUACAUAAGUUUUGUUGUAUUUGGUUGUGAACCCAUAUGGUCCCAGGCUUUUGCCCAAUGGUAACUGUUUAACCACCGUGGCAAAUUCCUCAGGUAAGAUGGGCGAGUUUAGGGCCUGUAGGACAUUCUGGGGGAUCAUUUGUUGUAGACAAUCAGUGAGGUAUUGCUCAAUGUUGCGUUCAUCAGGUGGGGUUUGUCUGAGGUUAUAGAGUAAAGAGUAGAAUCCUUAGAAAGCUGUGAGUAUGUCUGAGAGGUUAUGGGAGAUGACCCCUGCCUUCGUCCUAUUAUUGAGAUGAAUGUAGUUUGUCUGGCAUUUUGUAACAUUUUAGCUAGAAGUCUGCCACACUUGCCCCCCUGAGAGUAGUAGUUUUGUCAAUAGUAACUUUUUGUAGUUUUCUUUUUGUUUUGUCAAUAAUACCUUUUUUUGGUCUGUGUAUUGAGCAGUUGUUACAGUGUGGAUCUCUUGGAAACCAGUUGUUUAUAAAUGUCUAGUGACUGAUUGUGUUUGUGUUGUUCUUCCAGGGUCCUUAUGGUUUGAGUUAGGUCGGUAAUUUGGGCGUGUCUUUGUUUUUUAUUUUUGGAUGCCAGGGCAAUGAAGUGGCCUUGUGUGCCUCCCACGUAGUGGUGGGGGAGACGGAGGAUGUUGUAUUUUCAAGGAAGUAGUGUUUCAGUGUAUCCUCUACCUGGGAGGCAUUUUGGCAUCAUUGAGCAACAAGUCAUUGAGCUUCCAUUGGAAUGUUUUAAGUGGGAGUGAGGGGAUAAGGAUGGUCAAAGUCAGGAGCACAUGAUCUGACCAGGUAAUGGAACCGUAUUGGCAUUAAGUGGAGGAAUCUGUGAGGUAUGAAAAACAUGUCAAGCCUGGAGUAUGAACCUGUGCCAUGUGAGUAAUAGGAAUAGUCCCUGGCAGAUGGAUUGGCUAUGUGCCAGCUGUAAAAAAGCUGGGCCGAGACUAGUAAGGAGUUGAUCUUUUUUCUGGCUGAUGAUUGGUACCUUAAAGCCUGCGAGGUGGUGUCUAGUGUUGAGUCAAGUGAGAUAUUGAGGUCACCCCCCUCCCCCCCACAACCAUAAGACACUCUUGGAAGGAUUCAUUGGCUCUCAAGCUUUUCCUCAGUGCUCUACCUUGUUUCCUAUUUAUGAGGUAUAGGUUGGCAAAUGUGACUAUGUUUUGCCACCAUGAUGAGUCUACCAUUGCCAUCUUUAAAAUGUGAUAUGUAGGUAAAGGGCACGUGUGCUGCUAUGAGAAUGGCUACCCCUCUGGAUUUGGUACUUAUGAAGUACUAAAAUAACCAGUUGGGUGUUUUCUCUAAAGUGCGUCCCUUGGACAAAAACUAUGUCCGCUUUGAGUUUGUGGAACUCCGUUAAGGCUAUAGAACGUUUUUCGGGUGUAUUGAGACCUCUUACAUUCAGGGAAACUACUUGGAGAGUGGCCAUAGGUGUAUGUGCAUCGGUAUUUGAGGUGAGUAGAAAACCAUACAUGUAGCUGCUAACAAACAAAAAUAUUCUAACAAUGAACAACUAUGUAUAUCAAAACUUUUCACACAGUUUAAAAACAUAGGAUGCAUCAUAAACAUAUUUUGUGUGGGUAGUAACCGUUGGUGCCUUUCCCGUGAUGGUGGAGCCACGCCAUAUGGGUAAACUUGGUGUGCCGCAAUAUCCGUCUUCUCGACCAGGGAGACCAAGGGUAAGCGACGGUGCAUAGGUUGGCUGUCCAGACCAUAUGGGCGGCUGGAGAGCAAGGGGUUAGUAGUAGUAGAUUUAGGGGGUGGUCGUAGCACACACAUAAUCUGGUGAAAUAUUUAUGGAGGUAUGAUAGGUUUCAGGGCGUUUGAUAUUGUGUGGAGUGGGGGACCAUAUAAGUGGCCUGUGGCCUAGGACUAGGGUGAGCUGGCAACGAGCAGCUACAUCAAUUGGACCUUGGGCCAUAUCCUAACAAGAUAGUGCAUAAAGCAUCAUGGGGUUGGCGCGAGUAUAGCUGUGGUCAACAGGGGUGUAUAUUGGCUCCAGCCCAUGGGGUUGGGGGGUACAGUGGCAUAAUUCUGUGAGGUUCUGGGAUUUAUAGAGGGAUCGUAGUAUGGCUUACUGGUGGGUACAAGCGACACACCUAGACAGGACCCAGAUACAUUAUAAAUGCAUGAGGUGAUACGGUGAAGCAACAAUUAUUGUUGAACAAUUUAUACGACCUUCCCCUAGAUGGUCCUCUGGGACGGUUGUGUACACAAAACCCAUUCUAAUGUCCCGGUGGGAUGUUGAACAUUUGGUAAGCUGUUAAACCCUGUAUGGUGGAGAGUCCUGGGAUGGUCUUCUCAUUGAAGUAAGUCCCGAUGGGUAUGAUUUAUCAGGAUGAUAGACUGUAAUCGACUGUCCGAGGCUGCCUGCAAUACCGCCAGGUGUUGAAUCCACAGUCCCCGUGAAGAGGGGGAGGAAGGAAUCAGACUCAAGAUUCAGAUUUUUAUUGAACUUCAGAAAAAAAGGUGUGCGGUCUGUAAGAGUCCAGUCACUGUUAAUGAGGGUCUGCUCAUUGUAAUCCACAGGGUUUAAGUAGAGAAUAAAGCACUUCUUGACGACCUCUGGGUUGGUGAUUCGCCACUUUGGCCAUUCCUCAGUCUCUUGGAAGGUGUUUACCAGGGGCAUUGUUGGAGACAAGGCUGUGGUGGUUGCAUGGCUGGGCCGUACCAGGCCGGUAUGUGUGUGACCAGUAAGUCCAGAGUUUGGGCAAAUGAGGGUACAUCCUGGACAGAGGCCAGAGAAUGUGGUGUCAUUAUACAUCGCAAUUAGGACAAAAGGAAAUCCCCACCUAUAUCUUAGUUGGUCGGUGAUACGUCUGAAUGCAUGCUGUGCUUAGAGUGUGGCCCAGGAAAGGUCUGGAUAGAUUUGGAUGGGGGUGUUAUGGAACAGUAAUGGUUGUCAUGUCUGUCUUAGUGCUCAGAGGAUUUCUCCUUCAGGGAGAAAUAGUGGAUUUGACAUAUGACAUACCUAACUGAGUCGGAGGUUGUUCCCCUUGGCCUUAGGGCCAUAUGUGCCCUAUCUAGCAUCACCUGCGUAUUUGGAGCUCUGUCCAGAAUAAGGUUAAAUAGUUCUGUGAGCGUCGCUGUGAGAUUCUCAUGUUCCUGUUCGUGGAGGCCUUUGAUGCGCAGGUUGUUACGCCUGCCCCUGUUGUCUGUGUCAUCCAGUGAUCUGUGUAAGUGUGACAGGUAAGUAUUUUGAGCAUCAAUCGAGCUCUGCAUUUGCUGUAGCUGUGUGUGAAUGAGAUCUCUGUCAUCUUCUAAUGUACUCACUCUGUCCCCAAUAUGGCGGAUGCCCGCGCCAAUAUUUUUUAGUUUUGUCUGAAAUUACAUCUCCAUCUUUCCCAGCAUCGUUGCUACAUCUUGCCUUCUGGGCUCGAUGGCGCUGAUCCAUCCUGGGAGGAUUCCGGCGCCAUAUUGGGGCCUGUCGCGCUUGAAAUGGAGUCCGCAUUAACAUGGCAAAAUUUAGUUAGAGCCCACGAUUUUCCAGCUGGGUGGGUGGAGGACUCGAGUCCCUCAGGGUCGGUCCCACAGGCCCAUGAAAAUGUGUCUCCUGCAAAAAGGCGACUUAGGCUCUUGCAGCCCACACUGUACGGAGAAGAUCGGAGUUCUGGAGUGUUUAGGCCCCUAACAUUAUUGGACCAUAGGCUUAAGGACUCCUCCGCGUAUCCCGGCAACGGCUUCGUCCUAGGGAAUGCAAAGGCUGGUUCAGCAGGCGGAAAAAGGGACACCGGGCGCGAGACCUGCUAGAGUGAUGCAAAGAAGAGGGUGGAUAGGGAUAGCGGGGGGGACUAGCACGCAGUUCCCUGUCGGACAUGCAAGCCAGCCGGGCCGGCCAGGAGAAGAGGGCAGCCUCUGACCCCCUUCCCUACAUAAACUCUAAGGCAAACUAUAAAAAUAACUAUAUACAAUGUAGUUGGUGACUCAACACAAACCCCAAACCUCUUCUGUCUGUGUGUCUGUCUCUAGUGAGUGGUCCUGUCUGGCCUAGCGGUCGUCUGCACUUGUGUGCGUGUCAUUCAGCUCUGAGUGUGUGUGGUUUUAUGGUUCAGUGUUGGAGUCGUCGUCCCCCAGUCGUGCUUAUUACUCGGGUGUGUUCCCCACUGCCAAUACAGUGCGUCCCUUGGUGCGGUCCCUGAGUGGGUGAUGGCGUGCUGUGCAGAGCCUCGUACGGAUCAGACCAUCUUGUUAGCAAGAGUGGUAAGGGUCACUGUCAGGUGCCCUGGGCCAGCACCCCGCCCUCGGUCGUGGGUCCCCGGGCAGUCAGAUUGAGUCUGCAGGCAUGCGUGUGACUGUCACUUAUGCGUGUUGCUCUUUUGUGCGCCCACCCAACCCCAUCUAUGGAGUUGUCCCCUGCAUUCGUGCCCUUUGUUGCACUCGUCUCCCCCCCGGCUUCCGCUUUCCCCAUGCAUACUUUCACCCUGAAUCACCUGUGGGAUUGGGCAUAGCCCGGUACAUUACCCAUGUCCUACUAAUAAUGAGCAACAUACACAUACAUCUCGUCACAACAUUGUACUGUCUGUACCCCGCUCCCUGUACAAUCCGCUGCUCGAGGCCUAUGUCUACGGCCGACUCAGUCCUGCAGGUGGCAUGGAGAAGCGCGGCCCCAACCCCAAGGACCCGUCCAUGGGGCCACACACGGUCCUCCAUGCCAGCCUGGGGGUCCCAUCCCAAUUGUACAUAACUUUCAAAUGUAUCAUUAGCAGGUAUAAACCUAUGGGUUAUCAUAUAUUGUUAUAGUGAUCAUUAUACUGGCACGUGUACAUGCAAAUGGCAGUCAUAUGUGGUGGUGCCAUGGUUCAAUCACCCUCUGAGGUGCUGUCAAAGCGCACUACGCCCAAGACUCGGGGGUUGACCCGUGUCCAGCAUCAACCUCUCUCCCCACCUAUGCUUAGUAUUCCACCCACUCAAUUGCGCCAGGCCCUGGGGUCCAUACUGAUAAUUAGGUGUGGGUUCCAGGGCAGUAUGCACGAGUAUUAUAGUGAAGCUCUGAGUGGGGGCUGUUUACACUUCCUGGGCCCAUAUCUCUAUAGGUAAUCCCCAGGACUGUUCCCCCAUCCGGCAUCCGCAUCCCUCCACCCCACCUAUGCGAAAUGACCGACCCAUGUGGCUGUGCCAGGCCCGGGAUUCCAUGCGGAGGCCGGGACAGUAGGUCUGCUUUGGGAAGUAACAGGGGUUCUCUACAUCCCGGGCGUAGGGCCAACAGGCCAGGGGCCCUCCAUGCCUGGUUGUCUGUUUCUGUCAUGCUCCAUAUGGCAUCCCCCGCUUCAUCUCCAGAGGCACCUCACCGUCUCCCCCACCUAGUCCAGGAGACCCUUCCACAGAGGCGAGCAGGCCACAGCCUUCCAUUUGUCAGUGAGCGCACUAAACUGGAAAAGAAAUUAAACUCUGAGCUCAUAACUGCGGGUCUCGAACACCGGGGGGUUCUCAGUACCUUUGGAGGCCCUCUGGUGGGGCAGUGUUGGUUAUACCGGUUUUUCACUGAUGGCUUUAUUCCUCUGCUCUAACCGGGCCCCUCGUCGUCGCGGUGGUGUGCGUCCCUGUCUGGUAUCCUGCGAUCUAUUGUCUAGCAGCUCAGCCCGUCUGGGCAUCGCUAAAUCGUCCUGUAGCCAGUUUCAGAUGCCGGGCAGGCGGAAGCCCCGGAGGAGGUUUGUCCACAGACCCUGGACAUCACAGGUCCGACGGUGUAGAAAUGUAAUCGUCCAAAGUGACCAUGCUCCUGCGGGGGGAUCCCAUCUGUGAGGUACCAGGACCUAAUUGCUUCUUGGUCUGCGCCAUUUUCGGGGCUAUUAUUGCGAGAUUUGGCUUCAAAAAAUGACUAGGGGAUUGGAGCUCCUUUACAGUGCGACUUGCGCCAUGCUCAUUCAGGCCACCAUAAUUUGUGUUUUUAAAGUUUUUUGCAACCUGUUGGAUACUGACACCUUAAUCUCGUUGAAAGUGGCGUCUUGCAUAUGCCUACUUAAUGCCAUGUCACUACAACUUAAUAACAUUUUUCAAUUUUUUUAUGUUUAUCUUUUUCAAUUUAUACAGUUUGAUUGCUUUUGAGGAUCUACGCCGGUUAACUACUGUUUACAAAGUCUCAGUCUUAGACCGGGUAACGCCGGGUAACUACUGUUUACCAAGUCUCAAUCUUAGGCUAUCAACUGUUUCAUAUUGUACCUUGAUGUACUCUCUCGUGCAUCCAGUACCCUCCCAAGUGAAGCCAUUCUAAUUAUAUGGAACUUUCUAACUUACUUUAAAAAGUGCAUAUAGUAUAAGCUGCAGUUCAGCCAUACACGAAACUUGUAUAUUGUUCCUUGAUAUGUAUCUGUUGUAUAUGUCUGCCAUUCCUUUUGCAUGUUCUUCAAAUGUAGCUUAUUAUGCUUUUACCUAUACGUUUGAUUAUUUGUAUGCUACAAUAAAAAAUAUAAAUUACCAAAAAACCAAAAGCAGUAUAACCAGUAAAUGUGGCCAACAUUUGGGAUAAAGUGGCCAGUAUGUCCAAGGCUGCCAAACUAUCUUUAAAUGCUACAUAGACAAAGAAAAUCACUUUGUCAGAUUUCCAAGUUUGAAAUGGGCAGCAAUAUAUUUGGUACAUGGGGUACUAUUCUAUUCAUGAAACAAUGCUAAAUACAAAUACUUAGCAGGAUUAUGACAUUUCCUGUGAAAAUGGAAUCCAUGUGUGUGAAAAAAACAACACAUAACUGUUACCACUAAAUAUGGCCAGAAUUUGUGAUAAAGUGGCUAAACAACUCAAAUUACCCCAUUUUUAGAUACCUUAGAUUGACUUCUUUUGAAAAUGGUGGGCCAAAAUGAUGUACAUUUGAUUUCCCAGGCUGGGAAGGUCCAGAAAAUCAUAUUGUCAAAUUCCAUGCAUGAAGACUGAAAUGAGGCAUGCCCCAUGUUUUGCACUGUAACUUUCCAAAACCCCAUAAAACCCGUACAUGGGGGUAUUGUUUUACUUGUGAGAUAUCGCUGAACACAAAUAUGAGUGUUUCAUCACAGUAAAAAACAUAAGGAAUUAUAUAAAAUAGCAAAAGUGGGGCAGAUCCUGACUGCCGAGUGGACCAGAUGUGCUUAGCAAGUGUUCCCUCGUCUGGCACCGAAUAUCAGGGACUAUACCCAGAUCACUCGAUCUUCUGGACCACAAUAGUGGCCUUAUCAGAUGUCUUCCUGGAGCUACUGCUCAGAGACAGGACUAUAGUCACCAGAACAACUUUAGCUUAAUGACGCUGUUUUGCUGUAUAGAUCAUGCCCCUGCAGUCUCACUGCUCAAUUCUUGGCCAUUUAGGAGUAAAAUCACUUUGUUUACACAACUCCUGACACCCCUCCCUGCAUGUGACUUGCACAGCCUUCCUAAACAUUUCCUGUAAAGAGUCAGCUAAUGUUUACACUUCCUUUAUUUUAAAUUCUGUCUUUGAAUUUCUCAUCUCUUGCUCUGUUAAUAGCUUGCUAGACCCAGCAGGAGCCUAUUGUAUGUAAUUAAAAUUCAAUUUACAAAUCAGGAGAUAAAAACUUUUAAAGUUAGUUACAUUGGACUUAAAGUGAAACAGUUUUGUUAACAUAAAGGGGUUGUGUCAAUCAUAACCAAGGGAGGUGUGGUUACGACUGCAUAAACAGAAACAAAAGUGAUUUAACUCCUAAAUGGCAGUGAAUGGAGCAGUAAAACUACACGCCCAAACUGCUUCAUUAAACUAAAGUUGUUUUGGUGAUUAUAGUGUUUCUUUAAUAUGGUUAAGCAAGCAAAGCAGGAAGGGGAAUUGGAUGUACUUGUCCAUCUUGGGACAAAUUACUUGGCUUGCAAUGAGGUUCCAGAGGUAAAGGAAGAUUUCUGUGUUUUUGCCAGUGAUAUAAGGCAGGUUGCAUUCACACUGUCAUUCUCUGAAGUUCUGUCUGUGCAUAACACUCAGAAUGACAGACAGAUGUGUAUAAGGGACUUUAGUUUAUGGCUUGGUGAACGGUGUUGGGAGCAAAGAUUUGGUCAUGGUAGCUCUAUUUGGAAUGAAAAUGAACUGUACAAAAAUGAUUGCUUAAAUCUUUCUCAAAAGGGAAGAAAUGUUCUCAGUUAGCAAUUCAGAGGUUUUGACAUAUUUAAACUAGGAAGGGGAGAGCAAAAGAGUGAUAAAACAUCAAUCCAAUUGCCCCCAAAACAAGGACAGAAAGUUCCUGUAGCAAGUGUAUUAAAAUAUAAGCUUAGAGUCAUGUCUACAAAUCCUCACGGUUUAGGGAAUAAGAUCCAUGAACUUGUGGCAAUAAUGGCAACUGAUAAUGUAGAUUGAGUUGCGGUUACUGAGACAUUAUAUAGUGGGAAAAAUGACUGGGACAUAUCAAUACCAGAUUACUCUUUAUAUAGAAAAGACAGAGAAGGGGAGGCGUGGCCCUGUAUGUGAAGUAUAGCGUAAAAUCUAGCCUAAUAAAGCUAGUGAGGCAAACAGUUUGGGUUACUUAGUAUAGUUAUUUAGUAAUCACACAGUAACUCGUGUAGGUGUGAUUUACAGGCACCCUGGACAAAUAGAAGAGUUAGAUAAUCUACUAGUUGAGGAAAUAGCUGAAAUUAUAUUAAUGGGCAAAGUUAUCAUCAUGGGUGACUUAAAUCUUCCUAAUGUGAACUGGAAAACAAAAAUAGCUGAUUGUGCCAGGAGCACACAUAUUUUAAACUCUCUACUGGGAUUAUCUCUAAAACAAGUGGUUGUGGAACCAACACGUAAGGAGGCCACACCAGAUUUAGUGUUAACAAAUGGAGAUUUAGUAUCAGAUAUUACUAUAGGUGAAAGUUUAGGAUCCAGUGAUCAUCAGACAGAUUUAUAAGGUUAGACAAAAAGAGGCUAAGCAAGUUAUGCAAGCUUCCAAAUCACACACAGAAGAAAAAAUUGCCCAGUCAGUAAAAUGGGGGACAAAACAUUUUUUAGAAACAAAUGAGAAAAGAAAAGUAAAAUAAGGAUUAGUUAGAUUAUAAACAAUAGAAGGAAGGUAUGUAGAAGUGGAUUUAGAUCCGGUUGACUGCCUCAAUUAAUAUGUUUGUUCAGUAUUUACAAAUGAAAAUGAAGGAAAGUAACCUUAGUUAGGAAAAAGGACAAACUAGUAAUUUGUUACUUGUGUGGUUACAGAGGAAUAGGUUCUAUCUCAACUGUCAAAAGUAAAGACAAAUAGGUCUAUGGGGCCUGAUGAAAUACACCCGCAGUUAUUAAAAGAGAUUAGUGGUGUACUAGCAAAACCAUUAACAGAUUUGUUUAACCAAUCAUUUUUAACAGGAGUAGUCCCAGAAGAUUGGAAAUUAGCGAAUGUUGUGCCCAUUCACAAGAAAGGUAGUAGGGAGGAGUCGGGCAAUUAUAGGCCAGUAAGUCUUACUUCAGUAGUGGGGAAAGUAAUGGAAACCAUGUUAAAGGAUAGGAUUGUUGAACAUCUAAAAUCACAUGGAUUUCAAUAUCUGAGACAACAUGGGUUUACUUCAGGGAGAUCAUGCCAAAAUCAUGCCAAGAUUUCAGUGACCGGCAUGGCAUGCGGCAGUGGUAAGAUCAGCUGCGGCGAGGGAGCUGUUUGUCUGUGAGCAGAGUACUUCUAGAAUAGAAGAAAGAAGGAGCAGAGUAUUUGUAAAAAGGAGAAAGAAGGAGUAGAGUACUUGUAAAAAACGAGAAAGAAUGAAAAGGAAAAGGAAAAGGAGAGAAUUGUUUUUGGCUAAUAAUAGUAAGUGGGCUGCCUAGCUCAGCCUUCCUACUGGGCAUUGCUAUAAGGAAGGUUAAAAAAUAGAAAAAAGGAAGAAAAAAAAGGUGGGGAGGGACGCUGAUGCACAGAUGAGAAAUCAUAUUGUGAGCAAACAGAGAAAUCGUCUGAAUAUCACCGAAAGAGUAGACCUUCGUUUGUUCCUUAUGAAAAUCGAACCAGAUAUCAAAUAUUUAGUCUUGCAGCAUCAACCUCAAGGAUCUCAUUAAUCACUAGUAAAGGUAAUUUCAAUUUACUUUAUUGUUUUCUCAUUAAACUUUAUAAAGUUAAAAACAAUAUAAACAUGCAUAAAGUAGAAAUAAAAAGAUAAAUGUACGUACAUUUUUUUUAAUUUUUUUUUUAAACACCCUCCUUUCUAAAAAAUAUUCUGCACUAGCGCAAAAACUGGUGGGCGGUAAGGACAUUUUUCCAUCAAGAAAGAUGCAUUAGUGGGCGGUAGGUAGAAAAGGGUUGACAACCACUGCUGUAGACACUAACUGCUUCAUAUCAUUGAGGCGUAUAGUGUAUGCUGUCCCAUAGCACCCUCCAUCUAUUCAGCAUUAAACUGUUUUUAAUGCCCUAUUGCUAAACAAGUGUCUCCAGCAGUCCACUCCCUUUAUGUUGUUUGAGCUAAUGGGAAGCAUUAGGCUGAGCUGUGAUUGGGGGCUGAGAGUGUGAGAGUGUAAGCUGACCAUAUUCAGCCUAUCACAGUGCCAUUGCAGGCAUGGAUUGGUAUAAAUACAAGCAAGUGUGUAAUCUCUGCCUUAGCCAUGUAUCCAGUUGUAAUGGGCUAUGGCAGGCCAAGGACCCUUAUUCAAUCUUCAACUGCCCAUACAUGGUUUACUAUUGAAUUGAGGGACAGUACCAGGGGACUCCAGGCACUAUAUCCAAUUCAAUAAUAUGAAAUGGUUAUAGGGCCUACAGUGUGCCUUUAACCCCUUAAGGACCGAGGACGGUUCAGGACCGUCAUCGACAUUUUUGCAUUGCCGACCGCUGACGGUCCUGAACUGUCCUAACGGUCAGAUGUACUUACCCGAUCAAAAUACACUUAGAAUGAAAUUGUAUAUAUAUCUAUGUAUAUAUAGAUAAAUAAAAAUAAUACGAAAUAUGCAUAUGUCCAUAUACAAAAUUACAUAAAUAAUUAUAUAAAUAUACACGUAGACUUCAAAUAUAUAAAUAUGCUUAUAUAUUUAAAUUCUACGUGCGUAUUUAUGUAAUAUUUUUACAUAAUUAAGUAAUUUUAUUGAUUGCAAUUUGAGGGACCUGCCUGCCAAACCAGGCCAAAAGUCCAGAAAAUUUAAUUUGCUAGCACUGUAGUUUACCCUGUAACGUUCUACGACACCCUAAAACCUGUACAUGGGGGGUACUGUUUUACUCGGGAGACUUUGCUGAACACAAAUAUUAGUGAUUCAAAACAGUAAAACAUAUCACAGCGAUGAUAUUGUCAGUGAAAGUGACUUUUUUUGCAUUUUUCACACACAAACAGCACUUUUACUGAUGAUUUAAUUGUUGUGAUACGUUUUCCAGUUUUGAAACACUAAUAUUUGUGUUCAGCAAAGUCUCCUGAUUAUAACAGUACCCCCAUGUACAGGUUUUAUAGCGUUUGUGAAAAUUACAGGGUCAAAUAUAUGGGUCAAAUAUUUUUACAUUGAAAAUGGCCAGGUUGGUUACGUUGCCUUUGAGAGCGUGUGGUAGCCCAGGAAUGAGAAUUACCCCCAUGAUGGCAUACCAUUUGUAAAAGAAGACAACCCAAGGUAUUGCAAAUGGGGUAUGUCCAGUCUUUUUUAGUAACCACUUAGUCACAAAAACUGGCCGAAACUAGCAUUCAAUUUAGUUUUUUUACUUUUUUCACACACAAACAAAUAUGAAUGCUAACUUUGCCCAGGGUUUGCGACUAACUGGCUACUAAAAAAGUCUGGACAUACCCCAUAUUGAAUACCCUGGGUUGUCUACUUUAAAAAAAAAAUAUGUACAUGUGGGGUGUUAUUCAGAGAUUUAUGACAGAUAAUAGUGUUACAAUGUCACUAUUGAUACAUUUUAAAAAUGUAUGUUUUAAAACCGCAAUAUCCUUCUUGUACUUAUAGCCCUAUACACUGGGUAUUUUUAAACUCAGGACAACAUUUUGAAUCUAUUUAGCAUUUUUUUUCAUUCGCUUUUGUAGACGAGUAAAAGAUUUUUCAAGUAAAAGUCAAAAAACAUGUAUUUUUUUCAAUUGUUCAUCAUAUUUUUUCAUUUUUUUUAAAUUUUAUUACAUUAAAUUAUAUAAAUAAUGGUAUGUAAAAAAAGCCCCUUUUGUCCUGAAAAAAACCAAUCUAUAAUUUGUAUGGGAACACCAAAUGAGAGAGCGGAAAAUUACAGCUAAACACAAACACCACAAAAGUGUAAAAAGAUGCCUGGUCACAAAUGUACAUCGCAAAAACAGUCCGGUCCUUAAGGGGUUAAUGUUGAAGAAGAUAACUUAAUAUUGUCUAACCGCUGGAACCCUGGAAUAAAAACAAAUUGCUUUAUGUUGAUAAUGAAACCUAUGUCUUUCAAUAAUAUUCUCCAUCCCUUCUGUUGACACAUUAUUUGCAACAUGAUUAGAAUAUUGUGAAGGGAAGUUAUUAAAGAGACACUACAGCAUUAGGAAUACAACUCUUAGAUCUCAAUGUCACUAGUUAAUUUUAGGCCCUCCCAUGUCCAUUGUUACUAGUCACCAGAACAACUACAGCUUAAUGUAGUUGUUCUAGUGAGUAUAAUCAUUCCCUGCAGGCAUUUUCAUGUAAGAAACCAGAGAAAAGGCAGUGCUUAAAUUGCCCCUAGGGACACCUCCAAGUGGCCACUCCUCAGAUGGCCCUUGGAGGUGCUUCCUGGCUCAGUGCUGCACAAUAGGCAGCUCUCAGUUCAGUGUAAGAAAAUUCACUUUAGAGGGGACCUGGUGAAUAAUAACUACAUAAAUGAGACCAUAAGCCAAUAUCACAGUUAAGGAAUACAUAACUUAAAGGAUCACUAAAAUUGUCCUGUCAUUUUAACCCUGCAAUGUACAACACUGCAGUUUUGUAGAGGAGAUCAUCAGUAGGCAUGCUGACAUCUUCAAAGGUGGAGAGGACAGCUGCAGCAGAGGAGUCUAGUGCUGGAAAUGAGGUAAGUAAUCAUUACGUAACUUCAAUUUUUAGCAGCAAAAAAGGAUGGACAGUGGUUCCAGCAAUAGAAGGGAACCUAUUGUCCUGAAAAGACAAUUGUUAUUUUCAGGACUAUGUUUUUUUUAAAUCAACUAAUACGUUUACAUUGCCUUUCAAACUAGGAAUUUGUAUUGGAGUUAUGCUAUGUUAAAUAUUCAUCUCAUUGCAGAUUCAUUCGCUGUAAUCUGACUCCAUUAUGCUGCAGAUAUCUUUUAUCUACUAUUAAAAAUCGAUAUUUGACUAAAUUUGUCAUGACAUGGAAUGAACUGCAGGACUCAGGAGCAAAAGUACUUUGUGAUGGCUUAAGGCAAUCAGAGUGUAAAAUACAAGAACUGAGGUGAGAUCUAUACUAAUGUCUCUGGACAAAAUGUUGAUUCUUUAACUACUUAAAUAAAUAAAGUAUUUAUUAUUGAAAAUAAAGAACAAAAAGGAGAAUAAUAGGAGGAAAGUAAAUUAUCCUAAUAGAGGGAAACAUACAGGGAAAAAUAGAAUUACAGUUGACAAAAAAAAAAAAUCCUUCCAAACAAAACUUAAAGGACCACUAUAGUGCCAGGAAAACAUACUCGUUUUCCUGGCACUAUAGUGCCCUGAGGGUGCCCCCACCCUCAGGGUCCCCCUCCCGCCCGGCUCUGGAAGGGGAAAAGGGGUUAAAACGUACCUUUUUCCAGCGCUGGGCGGAGAGCUCUCCUCCUCCGUUCCGCCCCGUCGGCUGAAUGCGCACGCGCGGCAAGAGCUGCGCGCACAUUCAGCCGGUCGCAUAGGAAAGCAUUUACAAUGCUUUCCUAUGGACGCUGGCGUGCUCUCACUGUGAAAAUCACAGUGAGAAGCACGCAAGCGCCUCUAGUGGCUGUCAAUGAGACAGCCACUGGAGGCUUUGGGGGAAGGCUUAACCCAUUCAUAAACAUAGCAGUUUCUCAGAAACUGCUAUGUUUAUAAAAAAAUGGGUUAACCCUAGCUGGACCUGGCACCCAGACCACUUCAUUAAGCUGAAGUGGUCCGGGUGCCUAGAGUGGUCCUUUAACUUUUAUUGUUAAGCAAGCUAAAAUAGGGGGUAUUAAAAAUGGCCUAACACCUGUGAACAAGUGAGAUAAAAAGCGGCAACUUAAUGCCUCAGUAUAGUACAGGGUACAAUAUCCUAUAUACCCCAAACUAAUGUUGCUAGAAUAGCAAACAAAAAUCUAAGUCCUGUUGUAGCAGGAUAGGUGGCACAAAGAGACUAAAAGGAAUGAUUGUGUCUAAAUAUAUAGACAAAUAAUCGAAAAAAACUCACACUGUGAAGUUCACUAAACAGUGCGGUCUUGGAAUCAAAUUGUAAAUUUGUCCAUAGCCCAAUGUGUACUGGUUAAUAGAUACAAUACACUAAUGUCUGUUUGGUAAGUAUAACAUAUCUAGUGAACAAAUAUUAGUCGAAAUAGCGUUGUAUAAGUGGCUGAAACAGUGCACUGAUUGGCAUACAUUUAUCAAAUGUGUUCUUGUACUUUCGCCUCUUUACAAUGUCUGGUAUAAAUGUGAAACCAGUACAUUAUAUCAUAAAGUAUCACACUGAUUCUGAAACCAUAUAUUGGGAAAACGGUAUGUAUUAACCAGACUAUGUCAGUAAGGAGAUAUUUACAUUGUUAUGGUGUAAACUGAUAUUUUGUGUCAGUAGAAAGUCUGACUUCAAGUCUGUUUCGUUUGAUAUAUUGUAUCAGCAUUCUAUCUAAUCGCUCGUCUGUUCAGGUUAGUGAGUCUAAUUAUGCUCUAAGGAUACUGGCAAUAACAGAGUUGUAAAAGUGGCUGAGGAGAAAUACUAUGUAGAAUACGUUUCUCAGCCAAGCCUUAAAGCAGCACUGUCAUGGCCGAAUGCCUUUUUUUUUAACCCCCCUCCCAACUCCACUACAUCUAACUGACCCCUUAUUCAGUCCCAAAUGCCUCUAAGCCCCCCAUAUUACCUAUUUUUUUACUUUAUUUUGUGUCCGGAUAUGUUCAGGGUGCCGCCAUCUUUGUGUGGGUAGAUGAAGUCCCUGUGGGACACGUCAUCUGCCCACACUAGAUAGCGCUGUGAAAUUCCCGCACUUGCCCAGUUAAACACUUGGGCACGCAAACGUGAAUUUCAACUAUUCAUUCAUUCGUCAGAAAGAACGAAUGCAUGAAUAGAAAUGUCAGACGAACAAACAAACAAACACUGAAUAUCAGUGCUCGUUUGUUCGUUCAGUUUAUUACAAAGAGGGAGCUGCCGGCGCACAGCUCCCUACUUGUAAAAUGUAAAGAUAGAAGCGGCAGGAAGCAGUGCUCCCCGCCACUUCCUAAGCCCCCCAUGUCCUCCCUCACUGUAUGGGGGUCAAUAUGACCUCCAUAAUAGCAUAAGGGAGAUUAAAAUCUCCUGAAUGUCCCUACUCGUUAUACUGCGAGUAGGGGCAUGUCUACUAAACAGUGAUCAGCCUUGCCCCGCCCUGCAAUUAGGCUCAGAACACUCUGAUUGGAUGGCUUGAAAUGUGUCAUUUUACACAGUGUGGGAAAAUUCCAAAGAACUUUCCCACGCUGUGUAAAAUGACUCAUAACACUCUGAUUGGAUGGCUUGAAAUCCCUCCAACCAGAGUGCUUUGUGUCCUUUUACACAGCUUUAUAAGCCUUUCCCCGCCCUGCGGAGCUCAGUCUGCGCCGUGCCCUCGCCGGGUGAAGGUGGAUUAAGUUUUAUUUUUAUUUUUUUACAUAUAGUUAGUUCUUUUAAUCCCCCUCACUCUUUUUAUGGUGAGGGGGUAACUAGGGGGUUAUUUUUUUAUUUGGUUGGGGGGUGACUAGGGGCUUGGGGACUCCUAGUCACCUUGGAAGGGGGGAGGUGGGCAUUUUCAUUUAGGGACCGAUUAGGUGUGGGGUCUGGGGGGGGAGGACAAUAGGUCCCCCCACCCCCUCAUUGUCUUUCAUGGCCCCCACCCGCCGCUCAGGGGUGGGGGGUGAGAUGGGGUGGAUAAUAGGUCCCCCCUCAUUGUUAUUUAUGGCCCCCACCCACCAUUCACGGGUGGUGGCCAGGGGGGAGGAUAAUAGGUCCCCCCUCAUUAUCCUUUAGGGCCCCCACCCGCCACUCAGGGGUGGGGGCCAGGGUACUUGUUUGUUUUUUUAACAGUGAGCAGCCAUAGGCGGUAUAGCGAGUAGGGGCAGAAUUUACUAAUACUAAGUAAUUUUUACUUAGUAUUAGUAAAUGUGGCUGAAAGACCAAUAUCGUGGGAAUUAGGGAGUUAUCUACUAAGCGGCUGCAAGAUGCAGCCGCAGCACGAAUAGGAACGGAGUUUAAUUCAUUAGAAACUGUUCUCAUUGUAUUAGGACGCAAUUCGGCAGUUUUGCUGGCGUCCUGUCUAAAUGACGGGAUGUUCGGGAAUACUGACAGGAAGCAUCACGGGAACAGGGAGAAAAGUUAACAAUUGUGGGGAAAUCUCUCUGACAACCGGAAAUGAAGCACACUUUGCUCCUCCGCUGGUCACAGAUGGUCAGGCGUAGGAAACCUCCAUAAGACAAAUAGUCCCUACUUUGUCUUAUGUUUUAAAGAAAACUAGAGCAGACAGGAAGAAAUGAAGAACAGAUCUUGAGAGAGGGAGAGAAGAGGAAGCGAUUAAAGAAAGGUAAGUUCAGCAUGACAGUGCUGCUUUAAGACUGUUAGCUUGCCAGACCGUGUCAAGUAUAUAUAGACAAAAUCCAGAUGUGACCUGAACAGAUACUGAUAAUGAUAAACCAAGUGCAGAGUGUGUGGUAUUUUAGUCAUUGAGGAGAUAUAUCCUUGUUGGUAGACUAAUAACAGUAUGGAGAAAUUCACGCUGUAGGGGAAGGUGAACUAAGCGGUGUGUUUAUACCCGGUAGUUCUGUCUAUCUCCACAGAGUGGAAAUGGAGUAGGUAGAUAUACAUGAGACAGGAUAGAUGUAAAGAUAUAUUCCUACCAGUACUACCAUACAUUAGACUAUAUACACAUAGAGAUAGUGGUCAGACAGAGAUAUCGAUAGGCAGAGACAAUAUAUGCUAAAGUAGUGAAUUUAUUCAAAACUCAAGCCCUGUCCACUUGUGCCUUCGAGGGCACCCCUUAAAGUAAAGCCUGAGAAUCUCCUACCGGCUAAAGAAAAAUUAUACACCUCCUCCCACCAUAAAGUAAAAAUAACUGCCGUAUGGAUUUAAUAGCGAAAAAUGCUCAUGCUGUCAGUGCAGAUAAUUAAGAUUGGUAGCAAAAGCUUUAUUGACAGUGCUGCUUACCGAGAACCAGCAGUUAGUGUCUGGAUUGGGAGACUCGAUGUGCCAUUGUGUCAGAUAACCAUAAAGCCGCUCACCAAAGAUUGUGCGCGAGAAGUGCCGUGAUUAACCUGCUCAUGCUACAGCAGGGAUAGAGGUGAAUCACUGCUAGUGCAGUGAUAAUGGAUAACGCCAGGUAAAUGCCCCUGGCGCGCAUUCACCGCUCUGGCUCAUCAGAGGUGAACCGUGCUUCAGAUCCAGCCCGGUAAAAGAAGGGGUAAGAUGGAUCUCAUUGGUCAGUUUGAAAUGUGGUGGACCAAUGGGAAUUGUUGAUUGUAAAAGGGAAGUUCAGUACACUUAACCCUAUCAAUACUAGUCAAUUGUGUACUUAUUACAAAAACUCUGCCCAUAGACUUAUACUGGGCAGAAGUUGUUUAAAGAUGUAGACACCUACUUAAGUAUAGAAAGCAAUCUAGCAUUAUCCAUGGUGUGUUGUAGGAGGGGAAUUUGCUAAACUUGAUACAUAGUAAAAUCAUGAGCUAAAACUAAAAGAGACUAUAUUAAUGGUUUUAAAUGAUAAUAGUCAGUGAUCAAAAAUGAAAUAGGACUAAGCUAAAGGUAAAUCUAAAAUAUUGAUGAAAAGAGUAGGCAAGGGGGAGACUGAGAAAGUGUGAAGUGGAGAGAAAUUAGAAACAUGAAUGGAAUGACAAGGGGUAUAGGAGACGAGAUUGAGUAAUGAGAGGCCCUGUUGGAACACGGAAAGAUAAUAGCAUGAGGAGGAGAGAAGAAAGAUGAAAUGAGUAAGAGACAGUUAUACAUUUUAUGCACUAGAUUUACUGGACUUGUUCUCCACCCCCUCUAGCUAACAAGUUGGACAACUAUGUGUCCCUUCACUACAAAGAGGCUGAAUGUCACUAAUUUAAUAUGUUUAUCUAAUGUCUUUACAGGUUAGAGAAGUGCAAUCUUACUUCAUCUUCCUGUGAGGAUAUCUGCUCUGUUAUUUUAAACAAAUGUCUGGCCAAACUUGAAUUGUCACAGAAUGAAUUGCAGGACUCAGGAGUGAAAUAUUUGUGUGGGGGUCUCAUGCAGUCAGGAUGUGUGCUGCUUGAAUUGGGGUAGGUGUUAUACUGUGUUACACUGUUAUUAUUGUAUCCAUAUUUAUACGCAUUGUCCUUAUUGCCUCUCCAUUAAUCCUGCCUUUAAAUAAGCAUAACCACAUCCUCUAAUACUUUCCAGCUCCUCAUUUUCACUAUCGUAUCCUAGAUUCCCAAUUGAUGUUUUCCUCUUUUCUACUCUCCAUGUCUCUUUUUUUCUCUCUCAGUAACUGACAAAGUGUUAGGGUAAACGUGCAUUCAGAACCCGCUUAGGGUAAUUCUUUGCCUACAUUAUUACCCCUCCCUCCCCCUCCCAGCUUCUCACAGGUACUUGGAUCUGAGACUUUGAAAUAUUUUUGUAGUUUAUUUGAAUUUAUCUAGGAUUUUAUCUGGAUCGCAAGUUACUUACAAGGUCUGUACUGGAGGUGAAUUUGAGCUUACUUUUACUAAGUGCGUUACUGUUUGGAAUUGUGGGGAACACUCUAAGGAAUGUUACCACUUGCUCUGUCCAUUGUCACAUCUUUCUGUUGGCACUCUAGUAUCAAGCUACCCAAGUUACCUGGAAAGGAGUGAUGCAAGGAGACAUCAGCGUCUAGCCUUACCUUUGUAGCUCUCUGGCAUCCUCCUUUCUGUGUUAGCUCCAAAUUCCUCUACAUGACUUUGUGAUUGCAUGGAAAUGACUAACUGUCUUAAUCAUAAAAUUGGUAACACUCUAAAAAAGAAACUUCUUUAAUCUGUGCUCAUUCUUGAACUUUCCAAUACAUGCUUUCCAAAUUCACGAUGAUUAUCUGCUGAAGUACAUGAUUUAUGUGCCCUCUACACAAUUUCAAACACAUAACCUAACAUCAACUUUAAACCCUUAUGAUUUGCAGCAAUUCUCUAACAAAAUUAAGUCUUUCCAAGUAGGCUUUCUCCUGUCUUAACCUCUCUUUUUUUAACACUAUCCUGUCACUUACCCUAAAGAAUGUAGCACCAGCUACACACCAUUGUCUAUAUUAACUAAAACCAAGGUCCUAGAACACAAAACUAAUCUAACUCCAAAGGUGCUUGUACUUGCCUGAGAAGAAUGGAAGUAGUUAUGGUGUAGACCAGAGUUUCCAUGUAGUAUAUAUGGUUGUCACACUAUUUCAUUUCAGCCCUCUCCAUUACCAAACAAACUUACUCACCAUCUCCUUCUUUUGUAAUUUCAAGCACCACUUUAACAUAUUAUUUUACUCUUUUAACACUGAUCUACUCUCUAACUUCACAGCUUAUAUUUGCUAAAAGAAGACAAGAUACAGUGAGGGAAAAAAGGUAUUUGAUCCCCUGCUGAUUUUGAACGUUUGCCCACUGAUAAAGAAAUGAUCAGUCUAUAAUGUUAAUGGUAGGUGUAUUUUAACAGUGAGAGACAGAAUAACAAAAACAAAAAUCCAGAAAAACGCAUGUCAAAAAAGUUAUAAAUUGAUUUGCAUGUCAAUGAGUGAAAUAAGUCUCUGACCCCUUUGACUUAGUACUUGGUGGCAAAACCCUUGUUGGCAAUCACAGAGGUCAGAUGUUUCUUGUAGUUGGCCACCAGGCUUGCACACAUCUCAGGAGGGAUUUUGACCCACUACUCUUUGCAGAUACUCUCCAAAUCAUUAAGGUUUCGAGGCUGACGUUUGGCAACUCGAACCUUCAGCUCCUUCCACAGACUUUCCAUGGGAUAAAGGUCUGGAGACUGGCUAGGCCACUCCAGGACCAUAACGUGCUCCUUCUUGAGCCAUUACUUUGUUGCCUUGGCUGUGUGUUUUGGGUCAUUGUCAUGCUGGAAUACCCACCCAUGACCCAUUUUCAAUGCCCUGGCCUGGCUGAGGGAAGGAGGUUCUCACCCCAGAUUUGACGGUACAUGGCCCCGUUCAACGUCCCUUUGAUGCGGUGCAGUUGUCCUGUCCCCUUGGCAGAAAAACAUCCCCAAAGCAUAAUGUUUCCAGCUCCAUGUUUGACGUUGAGAAACAGACCGAGGGAGACUUACAGGUUUUUUGUGUUUCUUCCAUUAGCGAAUAAUCGCACCAACUGUUGUCACAUUCUCACCAAGCUGCUUGGCGAUGGUCUUGUAGCCCAUUCCAGCCUUGUGUAGGUCUACAAUCUUGUCCCUGACAUCCUUGGACAGCUCUUUGGUCUUGGCCAUGGUGGAGAGUUUGGAAUCUGAUUGAUUGAUUCUGUGGACAGGUGUCUUUUAUACAGGUAACACGCUGAGAUUAGGAGCACUCCAUUUAAGAGAGUGCUCCUAAUCUCAGCUCGUUACCUGUAUAAAAGACACCUGUGAGCCAGAAGUCUUGCUGAUUGAUAGGGGACCAAAUACUUUCACUCAUUGACAUAAAAAUAUAUUUAUAACUUUUUUUGACAUGUGUUUUUCAGGAUUUUUUUUAAAUGUUAUUCUGUCUCUCACUGUUAAAAUACAUCUACCAUUAAAAUUAUAGACUGAUCAUUUCUUUGUCAGUGGACAAAUUUUCAAAAUCAGCAGGGGAUCAAAUACUUUUUUCCCUCACUGAACCUAUACAAACCCUCUACCUUGUUUCUUCUAAGUUUAUUCUUGACAGUUCUGAGAAAGACGUUUCUGUUCUUCCUUUGUCCUCUCCCACACUAUCUGAAUUUACCCAAUUACAAUCCAUUAUUAUUAUUAUUACUGGUAUUUAUAAAGCACCAACAGAUUCCGCAGCGCUGUACAAUUAGUGGAAAACGUACAAUAUACACAGACAAAUACAAGAGGUAGAGAGGGCCCUGCCCGUAAGCUGAUAUCCAGCCAUUGGGGCUCUUUAUACAAAGUGCUUAGCUAGAUGGCCCGUGAGCUAAUCCAUGUACUUAUCUCUCUUUUUCCAUCUCUUACUAACAUAUAAAAAAUUUCUUUGUCUUCUGGAAUAUCUACUUUUGCUUCAAAUAUGUAACAAUCACUUCCAUUAUAAAAAACCCACCAAUUCAUCCAAUUUUUUUCUUUAGCUAACUACCUAUCCAUUUCACAAAUCUUUCACCUCCAAGUUUCUUGAAUGAGAUGUGCGUGACGGACCAACUUAUUUGAUUAAUUGAAGCUGUUACUAUGUGAUUGCAAGCUGCAUGAAUGCAACUUGGCUGCAUAAUGAAUCUCCACCUAAGUACAACUGCAUAUAACUGCCUUAAGCGGUAUCAACUUAAUAACAAUGUUGCUCAGUAGUCCCCUCAGGGGAAGAGAACCUUUUGUGCAGAAGUAAUUUUGGUGGGUGGCAAGGGAACAAGAAUGUGGCAUGUUGGCUUCAUUAGAAAGUGACCUUGAGUGAUAGUAGUAAUUUAUUCUAUGUUGAGAUUUCAUGGAAUGUAAACUGAAAUAUGUGGUAUGAGGCUGAUUUGUGGCCAAUGAGCCAUCUCGACUAGUGAGCAGUAAUAGGAGUAAGUGAUGACAAAUGAAUACAUGUUUAAGUUAAUGGUUAAUUAGCAUUAGUGGAAUGUAUUCCAAGUCCUGAUAUUGCUUCUACUUUUGUUUGCAACUCAGAGCGAGACUAGAUGGCUCUGUUAAAUUAUUUAAAAAAUAAGUAAAGAGUUAAAGAAAGAAUUUGUAGGUAAUAGCUUAAAAAGAUUUCCACUCUGUGAAAGUGUUCUUUUUCAUUUGAUCUACCGUAUAUACUCGAGUAUCAGACGAGUUUUUCAGCACAUUUUUUGUCCUGAAAACCCCCCACUCGACUUAUACUCGAGUCAGUGUCUGUAUUAUGGCAACUUACAUUGCCAUAAUACAGACCAGGACCGCCGGGCUCAUUACAAGCCUGGCGGUCCUGUUGGGGGCUGGCAGAGAGUUGUUACUUACCUUUCCUGCAGCUCCUGUCAGCUCCCUUCUCUCUCCCCUGGUCCGGUCAGCUCCCCUGUCAGCUCCACUGCAAGUCUCGCAAGAGCAGCAGGGUCAGAGCGUUGCCACGGUUACCGUGGCAACCCUCCGCGCGGCACUCGGACCGCGAGACUUACAGUGGAGGAGAAGGGAGCUGACCGGACCGGAGAAGAGAGAAGGGAGCUGACAGGAGCUGCAGGAAAGGUAAGUAACAACUCUCUGCCAGCCCCCCUCCUACACAGCCCAUGCCACUGGACCACCAGGGGAUGAGAGCCCCCCUCCCUGGCCAGCUAACAAGCAGGGAGGUGGGAUGAAAAAAAUAAAUCUUCUGGGAGAAGCUCCAGCGGCGUGCACAGCGCACCAAGACAAAGCGACAGGAUCCCAUGGACCCAAGAGAGGGGAGCUAUGGGCAGCCGGGCGAGAGGGGGACUCCCUCAGGCGCAACACGAGACCAAAAGCUGACACUCACUCACCCCGGCCCACCCGGGCUGCAGGCCAAGAGGGCCCUGACCCGAAGGCGUCGGCCACAUAGGCGGAAACACAAGCGGCAAUCAACCUACAGACCUCCCGCCACCCCCAUGAGGGGGAGACACUCGGGCAACGUAUGCCACCGAGUCUCAGGCCAGAAGACGCAGGCCUGCACACCAGCUUGGGGCAAGAGGGACACCCCCACCACCGGCCGAGCAUCAGCACCUCCUCUGGACCAGCCGGAGAGCCUCAGCCGCAUUCCCACAGAAGGAAUAGGAUAAAUGGUGACUCACCACAAACUCUCUUAUGACCCGCAUACGCUACCCCAUGGGUCCAGAUGCAAGUGCCGGUGCCGGUGACCGCUGCAUAAUAGUUUGAUUUCAUGUGCUGACAAAUGCUUUUUGCCAACCAUUGUAUACCUUACUUACGCUUGUUAAUAUUAGCCUUCCAUUAGUUAAGCAUAGGGCGCUAGAUGUUUAAUCUUAUCACUGAAGAAUCACACAGUUAAUGAUAUUGCAUCAGCAUGAAUAGACCUUGAGAUUAGUGAUCUUAUGUUCGUUACACUCAUAGUAAACCACGAAAGACAGAAUGUUACUCAGAUUUAAUGCCUAGUCAGCCUGUUAUGUAACGAUAACUUCCAAGCAACUUACUGUAUAACUGUGCCUAUGCCCUGAUAAAACUGGGCAUCUACUGCUAAAUGGUGAUUUUUGUAUUGCACUGAGUGCUCAAGGCCUAGCCUGUAAGCCACGUGAAGCCUAGGAGUACUGCUUUAUCUGUAUAGCUACUGAUAUAUAUAUGCAUGACCUGUACUGUUCUCAGCCUAGGUCUUUCGGCAAGCAACAUAGAAAUACUCCUAGUUAUGUCACAUCCUCAUAUAAAAUUAUUCUGAACUAGCUAUUUUAACUUCUUACAGCUUAAAGUAUGAUUAACUAAGCAUGUUUAUAUUAAAAAUUGUGCUUGAUAGACAUAUGUCCCGCAUGUAAAGCGGAGGAAUGGCCUGAGGAUUGCUUUUGGGGCACCUCAAGCCUGCCUGUAUCAAAAUAAUAAUAAUAUUAAAAUAAUAAUAAUAAUUUAAAAAAAAUAAAAAAAUGCCCACCCCCACCAAGGCUCUGCAUCACACACACACACUGCACUCAUACACACACACACUGCACUCACACACGCACACACACACACACACACACACACUGCACUCACACACACACACACUGCACUCAUACCCACACACUGCACUCAUACCCACACACUGCAUUAUAUACACACACACUGCAUUCAUACACACACACACUGCACUCAUACACACACACUGCAUUAUACACACACACACACACACUGCAUUCAUUAUAUACACACACUGUAAAUAAAUAUUCAAUUAAUAUAUUUUUUCUUUGUAGAUUGGAAGACUGUAAUUUGACAUCAAUCUGUUGUGAAGAUUUUUACUCUGUUUUUAUAACAAACCGAUCCCUGAUCAAUUUGGACCUGUCAGAGAAUAAACUGAAUGACUCAGGUGUAAAACUUUUAUGUGAAGGUCUAAAGCAUCCAGGCUGUACAAUACAGGAGCUGAGGUAAGAACAAUGUUAUUUCAUGGUUUUAUCCCCUUGAUGUCAGGGCAUUAGCAUUUGAGGUAGUCAUGCUAUCAUUUGAUUUCUUAAGUGCGUCAACUAAUAUCUUCUCCCCAACUCAGAAAAUUGGGAAAUAUAGACUUUUAUACUAUAUAGAUGUUAUUUUCCAUAAAAUGCCAGAAGAUCAAUUUUGCAUGACAUGUGUACAAUAAUGUUUGCUAGUUUGGUUGCUAUCCCUCAUGCUGCCAUUCCUAUUGCUUUUUUUAUACCCCACCAUCAACGUAUUCUUCCUGUAACAUUUUGUAAUUGUCUAAUAUAUUCUUAAGUUCCACCCUUUAUAUAUAUAUAUAUAUUAUAAAGGUGGAAAUUUAAUAAUAAUAAGUUAGCACUAUAUAAAUGUCAAUAAUAAUAAUAGUACUAUGUUAUUUUAGUAAGUACUUGAUCAAGCUAGUAAUUGCAUUUUUAGGGAGAUACAAAAUAUGUAGAUCAGAAGCUUAAGGACCAUAAGGAUCCUGCAUACUAUAAUGAAAAUGGGUUGUCAGAAUUUUUAGGAUUAGGAUUUUUUUACAUUUAGAUAGCAUUUUACAGACUGCAAGGAGGACUUGGGGGCCACACAGGGGGCAAUCCAUGCCACCACUGCCCAUCUGUAGCCAGCAUGCUAUGGGUGCUGACAACAAAUGCCCAACAUGCACAGUCCGGAACUCUAGGAUGUGGAGUUAUACCUCUGCCAACAAUGUGCAUUUUGUUGCUGUGAUGUCAUGGGAGAUAGCUUGAUCAGCGCUGGCAAAAAGGUGAUUAAAACCCAUUUUAUAUUUUGAUUUGGGGGGAAACUAAAAUGGAACUCAAGGGAGGAAGUCUCACCACACUAUCCUUAAUUGAGUUGCAAUCAGAAGGUAAAGCAAUGAAACAAACACAAAUAAGAUUCUGAUCAGGUCUCCAUAUUUCAAAUCUCAACCUACUAGCCAGAAUUAAAAGUGACUCUUCUUAACAAACUAUGUAACAAAGUCUUACAUUUAUUUCUGGUCCCCUUCUACCACAUGACAAAUGAUGUCUGGAGAAAUGGUUUCAGUAAAACAUCACUUUCCCUUUUUCCUAAAUUUCACUGACCGUCUUAUUUCCUGUUAUUUUCCCUUUGCUUCUAAUUCCCACUGUCUCUGUCUGUCAUUGUCCUUUGAUUCUCGCUUUCUACAUUGCUCUAAUUAUCAAUUAUCCCUGUCAUUGUCCCCCAUCCUCCUUAUGAUCAUCCUCAUUCCUCACUGUUAUGGUCCCUAUCAAUUGUCCAUGUCAUUGACCCCCAUCCUCCUUAUGAUUAUCCUCCUUUCUCACUGUUAUGGUCCCUAUUUCAUUCUUUAUAUAUGUGUGUGUUUGUGUUUGUUUGUUUAUGAGGCCUCACUUCCUGUCUCUGUCAAUAUUUGGCCUCAUUUGGGGGCAUCACUCUUGCAGACUAGUGUGAGCUGCAUGAGGUUCUUGCUGUACAAAUGAAUAUAAUUGUUCUCUAGAACAAUUAGUCCAGCGCCUUUGAGUUCUGUUAAUGUCUUUCAUAUUUGCAGGUUGCGGAAAUGUGAUCUCACCUUAUCUUGCUGUGAGGAUCUGAAGUCUGUUAUUGUUCAUAACCUGUCAUUGAAAAACCUGGACCUAUCCAGUAAUGAUAUAGAGGAUUUGGGAGUAAAACAUCUGUGUGAAGGUCUUCAACACCCUGGCUGCAUUCUACAGGAGCUUAGGUAAGAAUUAUACUGUCACACAUCGUGUAAUAUUUUGGGGUGUGGCUGUGACUAAACCUUGGGCUCCGAGUCUGACUGUUGCUUACAUUGGUCGGUCAAGAGUGACAGUGAGUGGGGAAACAAGUAUGAACUUCCACCCAAAUAUAUAUUCUUAACUUUACCAAAAUCUAUCAAUCUUACACUUGGAGGAUGCAGCUGAAGACAAAUUAAGAUCUUUUUUUUUUGUGUAAUGGCAACAUGGAAAAGAUCGUUGUAAUCCUUGUGAGAUAUCCUUGUACUGUCAAAAUUGUAAAUGGUUUUCCAGUAAUGGGAUAGUUAAACUCAACAUGGCAUUUAACCCCUUCCCGGCCACGGACGUACUGGUAUAUCCAACAAAAAACGGUCGUUAAUGAGGUCCAUGGCAAAAAUCACCCCUGGACUUACCUGGACCAGCGAUCUGCAGCAAUCCGGGUCGGGGGGAUCUGCCCGGGACCCCAGCAGUCCCCCUGCAGCAGCUCCAUCCACCAUGAUCACAUGGCCGCAAUAGCAGUCUAUGGAGCUGCCAGCAGGGGGACUGUCUGAGCUAUCAGGCAGUCCACCAGCCAUCUAAAAAGUAAAAAAAAAAUUAUUAAAUGGAGUAAUAAAAAUAAUAUUUUAUACAAAUAUUAUAUAUGUAUAAUAUAUUAUAAAAUAAUUAAAGCAUUUUGUAAUAUAUAAUACAUAUAUAAUGCAUAUACAUGAUUGCAUUAUAAGUGUACUUUGAGAUAUAUACACAUAUAUCUCAAAAUACACUUAUAAUGUAAUCAUAUAUAUGCAUUAUAUAUAUAUAUAAUAUAUUAUAAAAUGUUUUAAUUAUUUUGUAAUAUAUUAUACAUAUUUGUGCUCGGAAUAGGUUAUGGAUUGUAUAAGAAGAUGCAUAGUUUGUUGAGGUGUGCUGAAACCAACGAACGAGUAGGCCUGUAAUAAAAGAGGGCCCACAAAGGUGAUAAUGUAAUAUUUGAUGGGUGGAGGUGGGUGGGGUCAAUCAGCUUGAACAGCAGAGGUGAGUAGGGGCUGGGAGUUUAAGUAGGGGCCAUAACUCCUCCCACAAAUUCAGGCCUGAUUGCUGUGGUUUGUUUUAGUAGAAAGUAAUAAAAGGACGUGGUGGUCAUCGACUUUCUUUAGGUGAGACAACUUUAGUCUUGGAGUGGUAUCUACUUGGCAUACAACAGUAAACUCUCUAGGUCUAAGGAAGCCAUAGAAAGCGAUAAAAAUGGCAGCUUUGAUAACAUAGUUUGUAUGGUAAUCGAAAGGGGAUUUGUCUAGUAGGUCGCUGAGAAGUCUAAAAAUAGGCCCGUCGAAGGGAAGUCUGCUAGUUGCAGGGGGAACUGUUACUUUAUGAAUACCUUUAAAGAAGUUCUUAAUAGGGUAUGAUGCAAGAAAAGCUGCGUGAUUAGGAAAGUUAGUGAGAACGUGGUGCUGUACCCAGGUGAGGUAAAGCUUAAUGGUGUUGUGAGAUAAUUUUAGGUGUAAGUGACAGAAGGAGGCAAAAGCCACCAUGGUUUUAAUAGAGAAAUCUCCUUGUAAGUGAAACUCUGCAGAGAACUUAUUGAAAAUGGUUAGUGCCCUAGCGUAAGUGGUAAGGGUGUUGGGUGAGAGUGCGUGGUGCGUGAGUGCUUGAGCAUGGAGUAGUAGUUCAGUCAGUCCAUUAGUAACUUGUGAAAAGGUGGUAUCCUGGAUGGUAGGUGGAGGGCAGUAGGGAGUGCCUGGAAGAACACCUGAAAAUGAGAGCGGGAAAGAGAAUCCGCAGCUAUGUUACGAAUACUAGGAAUGUGUUCGCAGACAAGGUGAAACUGAGCAGUUGCUGCUAGCCAAGUCAGAUUGCAUACCAAACUUAUGAUGGUUAGAGAGGAGGACCACCCCUUGUUUAUAAUUUCGCAGGCUGCCGAAUUGUCAGAGCAGCAUUUGACUGCCUUGCCGGUCCAUAGAUGACCCCAUGUAUGAGCAGCCGCCACAAUGGGGUAAAUCUCGAACAAGGAGAACGUUUCCCUAGAAGCCGGCAAGGCAUCCGUCUCAGUGGGCCAGUUAUCCCUAAACCAGUGGUUGCCGAAUAUAGCCGCAAACCCAAUGUGUGCUGCUGCAUCUGUGUAAAUUGUAGGGGAAUGAUCGGAUAGCGGGGGAAUGAACAGGGAGACUCCGUUCCACUUGGCCAAGAAGUUCCUCCACAUGUGCAAAUCUUGGCAGGAGUCGGGCACCCCAUGGAGUAGACACAGUAGCCUAGAGACGAAUGAUCUGUCCUGCGGAAUGAUCCGCAUCGCAAAGUUAAGGGACCCCAAUAAGGACUGGAGUCCCUUUCUGGUGCACAUAUCACUCCGCAGGAACAGACUGAUUUUGUCUCUAAUGCGGGUCAAUUUCUCUGGUGGUAGGCUGGCUUGAAAUGUCUGUAAAUGCUUCUAGGUGCAGGGAAGCCGGGUUCUAUCAACAAAAAAUCAUCUAAGUAGUGAAUCACAGACAGACACCUGACUAUGUUGAGGAGCAGCCAGCAGAGUGUUUCCGUGAAUAUGUAAAAAAGCUUAGGGCUGCUCCUAGACCCAAAGGUGAGCCGGGUAGAAAAAUAGUACCUGUCCCGCCAUUUAACACCGUGUAAGUGCCAUGGUGAAUGGGUAAAAGCUUGAAGGCAUUUGUGAUGUCGGUUUUGCUUAGCCAUGCCUUGCUGAUAGCUUGCCUAAGAUGAUAGCUUGCAUAGCAUCAUCAAUUUUAGCUUAUUGUAUUGUAAUUUGUGAUGUCGGUUUUGCUUAGCCAUGCCUUGCUGAUAGCUUGCCUAAGAUGAUAGCUUGCAUAGCAUCAUCAAUUUUAGCUUAUUGUAAUGAAAACUGCUAAGCGGGUAUGAGAGUGUUUAUGCUGGUGGUGUGCGAAGAAUGAUGCGCUGAAAUAUCAAUAAUCAAUCUUUUUUUAUUUGAAUAUUUAUGUACAGCUACCCCGAUAGGGUUUGCAUGCCAGCAUGAGAAGGGGGGUACUGCAAAUGGGCCAAUAAAGAAAACCUGUCUGAGUUUCUGUGGACAAGAGGUGGUCCACCGUGAGAGGGUCGUUAGAGGCUGAUAGCAGGUUUGGGCAUUCGAGUGUGCCUGUGGGAAUGGCAAUGAGGCCCAUGUGAAAAUCCCGACACCAAAAAUUCCACUAAAUGCCUGGCUGGGUGGGAACAGAGGUAGUAGGCUACGACAUCUAUAUUGACCUCGGUCAGUCAUUUCUUUGGGGAAAGUCUGGCUGGGCACAUGGCCUUGGUAUGCGCUCUGAAACAAAUGGAGCAGACAUGCAACAACCUGCAUUCGCUGAAGCUGCAUGCGCCAGCGUUAAAAUUGUUGCACACCUGCGCCUUGCCCAGAAACGCAAUGGGUCUGCCCAGCUUUUCCCUCUGCCCGCCUUCUUGCCUAGUAUGUGAGGUGGAGUGGUGAGAAGAGGAAGGGUCUGCCUUGCAAGGGCACAAAUCUGUGGAGUGGGACGUAGAGCUACAAGUGGCACAGGACGGGGGCCUCAAUCCGGCAAAGUGUCGGCAGAACAACUCCGUGUCCAUCUGGCACCAGUCAAUUCUGAUGUUAAAUUGGGCCAGAUGAGUUGCUGUCUUAGCCGACAUGGACUAGUGGUAAUCGAAAAAAGAGGACUCCCUGUACUUGAUGCCCUGGUCCUCCACUUUGUGCAUGUAUAGAUCAAGCUCCUCCCUCCUAUGCGGAUACACAGAACAAAUAACAUCUCUAUAUAUCCCGAAAGCAAUAACAAAUUGUGGGAUAUAUAGUUUUUUGUUUAGUCAUGGGUCUCUAGUUUUUAACACCACAGAGAUGUCCCCAUAGUUAUAUGCUCAGUUUUCUAGAACAUCCUGCGAGGCGAUGAGGAAGGAAACUAAGUUAACAUCCUUCUCAUCCAGUAUUUCUUUUUUUGAUGGAUGCUGAGACGGAGUGAGCUGGUAAGACAUAUUGGGUAGUGGUGGUGGGUAGGGAGGGGGGUGCCACUAGGCAGGUUAGGGAUUACCAGGGGAGGACCUGAAGAGCCUGGUAGGUCACCUGGGGUGGCAAUGGCUGACAGGGUUUCCUGCGUAGCUUCUGAGGUGCUGGUAACCCUCCCUUGCGAGCUAGUGCCAGGCCUAGGGUCGCUGGCCUGAGCUGUCAAUAGUCUAUAAAGCUCUGCCUUCGUAGCAGUGGCUGGAAAAGGGAUGCCCCUGAGUCUUAGCUCUGCCAACAUUUUGGGGAUAGUCCAUGAUCUCAGGGACCUGGGGGUAGAGGGGGUGAGGGAUACUUCUGGGGACCCAGGCCUGGCUGGCGUGCUGGGUAGGUCAUCAAUAGGAAUGAAUUCUUGUGACAUUCUGAAAAAGGAAUAAUGAAUUAAUAUAGCAGGGGGGAGGGAAGGAAGAACAAGACCUUCACAGAACUUGCUUGCUGACUAGUGCCGAGGCGAAGAACUUAACUAUAGCCAAGUGACGGGUGAGGCCCUGCUAAUGCCAAGUGGCGGAGAGAGGCUCUACCUAUCAUUUGGACCGAAGGAAUUUGUUGGCCUAUCAAUGACAAUAAAAGAUUCAAUAUAAGCUAUUAACCAACAAUAUAAGCUAUUAACCAUGCAAAACUAUGUUGUAGUGGUGAGGAACUGGCUUCAUUUUGGGCUAGCCUUAAGAGUAUGGGCUUAGGUAAGGAAAUAUUCACGUUAGAUUAUUUACACUGUCAUAAGUGUUGUUUCCUAUAUGCUUAGCUGUCAGGGGAUUGAUCCGGUAUAUCGCUUAGACUGAGAUGACCUUCACCACAUCACACGGGCCUCCAGUGGACACAUAGGGUAUGGCAGGCCAUGAUUUGCAAAGUAGGAAAUGUAACAAUAAGAGGAAAAGAGACUGUACUUGUGCCUAUCAAACAAGAGCAACAGGUGAGGAGCAAGGCCCUUGAUAGUCUAGGUAUGAGUUUGAGGGAAGUGAGUCAACAUAAUGGAUUAGAGUUUAGACAGAUGAGUCACUAUAUGGGAAAGCCAAAGUCUUCCUUCUGGAGUCUCCUGUUCUCCUCCAUCAGGAUUAUAGUUGAUCCAGCAUGCAGAAAUGUUUCACAUCUAUGACUAAGGGUAAAGUCUAACCGGACCUUAGAAUGGCCGGACUUAACCAAAGAAUAGUCAAUAAACUAGCCGAGGUCAGGGACACAGAAUGGGACACGGCGAUAAGGGAAAGCCAAUAAUCAAGGAUACCAGAAGUCAGGGAGGUCAAAACAAAGCCAAAGUCAAUAACCAGAAACACACGAUCAGGAACGCACUCUUGGAUAACCAUCUAAGGAAACCACGACAGGGCAUUGAGGACAAGUAAAAAUUAGUUUAAAUAAGCCUCCUUUAGAUCUGAUUGGCCGUAAUCGGCCUUUGACCCCAGAACGUGCGUGCGCAUCUUUUGCAUGAUGUCACACGCACGUUGACGUUGUCAAUACCGUGGGCGGACGUGGGGCUAUAAAAUGGUGUGGAUUCGCCGCUGAGUGGCACCUCCGUCAAUGCCAGGAAUUUAUUAUGAAUGAAGCUUAUAAUUAUGUUAAUUUUGUAAUAAAUGGAGUCCCGUUAUUGUGUUCAUCUCCCCUUUCUCCAGGUUGGAUUCUUGUCUUCUAACCUCAUCAUGCUGUGAGAUUUUCCAUUCUGUCCUUGUUAUCAAUCGAUCCUUGACCGAACUGGAUUUGUCGUGGAAUGAUCUACAGGACUCAGGAGUAAAACAUUUGUGUGAUGGUCUCAAGAAUCAAGGAUGUGUGCUGAAACAGUUGAUGUGAGAACAAAACAAUUAUUUGUAUCAGAAUAAGUGGCAACAAUGAUCCUGCUUUCCCAGCAGUCCAUGCAAGCAAUGCAUAGAACAUUGACAGUUAGAGCCACAAAGGGGUUGGUGUAGUUUAAUUGUUUUCUUAAAGGGACACUGUAGUCACUAUAACCACUUUGUCUCUUUGAGUUGGUUAUAGUGCCUGGAGUGCCCUGGCACUGUCCCUCCAUUCAGUGUUGCACCAUGUUUGUGCAGUAUGCCACAAAAUAAGAGUCCCUGGCCAUCCACAGUCUGGCCCCUUCUGUAUGUGUAGCUAAAGCAGAGAUUACACACUUCCUUGUUGUCAUACCCAUUCAUACCGUCAGUUGGAGCUCUGACAGGUUAAAAGCAGUCAGCUGACACUUUCAGUCAAUCACAGCUGCACAUUGCCUCUCAGGGUAAUACUUCCUUAUUAGCCAAAGCAGCACAGAGGGGAUGGACUGCCGUGGUCUCUUGUUUAGCAUUAAAACAUUACAACAUUAAAAAAAAAAAUGAUGGCACCAGGGGACUCCAUACACUAUAACCAGCUUAAUGAGAUGAAGCAGAUACAGUGCCUACGGUGUCCCUUUAAAGGAAGCUUAGUGCUACUCCUCCUGUGACAAGCAGUUGCCUGGCCUCCAGGCACUGUACUGGUCUCUGCCUAACACAAUGUCUCAGAAGCAAACAUGUCCCCAAGUUUAUAUAAAAUAAUUCUCCUCAAUCAGAAUCCAGAACAGCGUAAGAUUUUAUUCCUAGCAUCACACCAACAAAGCAUUCAUUUGAAUUUCAUUAAAUCUGAAUUGCAAGUAACAGAUCACAUUGUAUAAUAUUGUGUAUAUUUUUGCAGCUUAGAAGAUUGUGGUUUGACAUCCAACUCUUGUGAGGAUUUACACUCUGUUAUUAUAACUAACCAGUCUAUGACUAAGCUUAGCCUGGCUGCGAAUGAAUUCAAGAAAGCAGGGAUACAUCUUCUUCGUCAGGGUCUCAGACAUCCAAAUUGUACCCUGCAAGAGCUGAGGUAGGAACUACAAUAUAUAGUUUAUAAAGUCCGCCUUUCAAACUAAGUCAUGUAAAAUAUAUUAAAGAUAUUAAAUCCUACUUACAUUUAACUAUUUAAAAUACUGAGUAAAAAUGAUUUAAAGGAGCACUUCACACACAUAAAGCACUUUAGCUUGCUGAAGUACUUUAUAUGUAAAGAGCGCUUCCUCUUUUUCAUUUUACAAGUAUAGAUUUCAAUAGAAAUUGUCACUUUUAUGAAUUAAACUUGUUACACCUCACUGACUGUCAAUCAGACAAUCGGUUCUGUUAUUUCCUGGUUGCUUAGCUCAGUUGAGCGUAAAUCAAGAGUGCAAAGAUUUCUCGUCAAACUGCAUUGGUAAGCCUGUAAUUGGACAGGUGAGGGCUUGCAAAGAUUACAGACAGCAGAUCUGCAGCUUUUUCAAGCUAUUUUUUUUUUAGAGAUACCCCCAAUAAAAAAAAUGCAUAAUUUCAUGCAUGCAUGCAUGGCACGGUCGGUAUAUCUUUUAAAUGGUAUUUUGUUCUUUAAAUUUGUGUAGUGGAGUGUCACUUUAAAGUGGUUAAUAAUUUUAGCAAAAUUAUAUCCUCAUGCUUGUUGUUUUUAAUGGUAUAUUUGUAACAUCUACUCUUUAAAAUGCUGUGAGAAAUAAACAUAAGGAUGUAUUCUCUAAACAGUGAAAUUUAAAGGGACACUAUAGUCACCAAAACAAGCUCAAUGAAGCAGUUUUGGUGUAUAGAUAAUGUCUCUGAAGUUACACUGCUCAGUUCACUGCCAUUUGGGGGUUAAACCACUUGUUUAUGUGUGUGCAGCCAUAGCCACACCUUAUAUAUGCAAAAAAUAGGGGAUGAUCUGCUAAGCCAAUAACAAACAGAAAAACAUAGCGUAUAACUGUGUAUAUUAAUAAACCACACGUGUUGUAUUCACAAAUGGCCACUCACACAUUCACUGAAGUUAAAGUGCCUUUAGUAUAAAUUCCCUCCAAGGAUUCAAUCUUCACUCUGUAUUCAAAUCACCAUGGGUUGGCUGGAGUGUAUGAACUCAAUAGAGAAAAAUAAAAUUGUAGUGCACAAUCAAAUGUAUAAUAAAAACUCAAUUUAAUCACUUACAUCAAAGUUAAAGGCAAUGGGUGUAGUAUUUCUGAGUCACUACCAGGGGUCUGACGCCUUUCGUCCGUGCAUAGGACUUUCUCAGGGACUUUGGUAGUGUGCAUUAAACCGUUACUGCACACUACCAAAGUCCCUGAGAAAGUCCUAUAAACGGACGAAAUGCAUCAGACCCCUGGUGGUGACUCAGAAAUACUACACCCAUUGCUUUUAACUUUGAUGUAAGUGAUUAGAUUGAUAUUUUAUUAUACAUUUGAUUGUGCACUACAAUUUUAUUUUUCUCUAUUGAGUACAUACACUCCAGCCAACCCAUGGUGAUUUGAAUACAGAGUGAAGAUUGAAUCCUUGGAGGAAAUUUAUACUAAAGGCACUUUAACUUCAGUGAAUAUGUGAGUGGCCAUUUGUGAAUACAACACUUGUGGUUUAUUCAUAUACACAGUUAUACGCUAUGUUUUUCUGUUUGUUAUUGGCUUAGCAGAUCAUCCUGUAUUUUUUGCAUAUAUUUAGUGGAAGUCAGGAGAAAGUCUUUGGAGGUACUUUUGGAAGCUUCACCUUGUACGGGGAAGUUUCUGUCUGCUAGUAAUUAAUUUUGCACUAAUUGCACUUUUUUGGUUUGUGUACACACAUAUUGUGUUUUUCCUAGCCACACCUUCCCUGGCUGUGACUGACAUUGCCUGCAUGAAAGCAAAGUGGUUUGAUUUUCAAUCAGAUGUAACUUACUUUAAAAGUUUUUAACUUCUGCUCUGUAAAUUGAACUUUAAUCACAUACAGGAGGCUGCUGCAAGGUCUUGCAAGCUAUUCACAGAGCAGGGGGAUAAGAAAUUCUAAAUUAAACAGAAUUUGCAAUAAAGGAAGUGUAAACGUUAGAUGACUCUUUACAGGAAGUAUUUAGGAAUGCUGUGCAAGUCAUAUCCAGGCAUGUGUGUCCAGGGCUACAUAAACAAAGUGAUUUAACUCCUAAAUGGCAGAUCAUUGAGCGGUGAGACUGCUCAUUAAGCUAAAGUUGUUUUGGUGACUACAGUGUCCCAUUCAUUUAAAUUUAAAACUCAUAUGCAAUAAAUAAAAAAAAUAAAAAAAAUUCAGCCUUUCAUAGGUUGGCUGUUUAUGCCUAGACUUUGCUAAUUGUUUUUCAAAUUUCCAAAAAUUCACUGUUUAGUGACAAAUUGAAUUACUCAGUUUGAACAACUCACCUAUUGACCAGGUGACCAGGACAUCCCUUUAUAACCUUAACAUCUGUACUCCUUCCUUAAAAAAAAAAAAAAAAACAACAACAAAAACAUAACUCCUACAUAACUUCUUUUUUAAAUAAGUAUUAUGGAAAAUGAAGGGUCCCUUCAACAACACACCUUCCAUUUAUAUGUGCCUGCUUUUUUAUUAGGCCGCUUAUUCUUGUAUUGAAAAGUGCAUCCCCAGUCAAGUCUCACUUCUGUAUGUUAUUCAAGAUACACAGGCCUUUUUCAAAUUUCUUUAUUUUUGUUGUGGAGCAUGGUUCGAAGAUGCCCGCAAUGUCACAACAGCAUAGUCAAGCACAUAUGUCAAAUACAGUAUAGUAUAGGCAUGGCAGUUGACUUAUCAAUACAUUUUAUAAAGACAGCCUUGUUUUUAAAUUAAGAGAAAGUAGGAGCAACAAGUUUAUACUGUCAUGUGUUAAGUGCAUCAAAUACAGGAAGUUAACUGUCAAAAAUAGAGCUUGACUAAGGAAACAUAAAUGGCAUCACAAUGUCAUACAGUCUGGUGGAGAUUAAACAGCAUCAGCUAACAGUCGCACAGUAUGGAAAACACACUUUGGUAGAUGGGUCCGAAAGCCUAUACUGUCACAAUAUUAGUGCAACCAAGAGGACACUUCACAUCCCCAGUCAGGUUUUGGUUAGUCCUCAGCUUUAAGAAAUCCUUGACUGUAUAAGUCAGCUAAUAUAAAUAACAAGUCCACAAAUAUAACGACAGUGUCAGGUUAUAAGUGCACAAUAUUUAAAAGCUAUGCUUGGAUAGAAAGGAAUAAACAUAACAGCUAGGUUACCGCUGAUAGAUGAACUCAGUAGGAAUUUAAAGAGGGAAGCAAAAAUCUCUGCAUAUUUUAACAGUAAUGCUGCUGUUUGUAGGCCCGCCACAUUCUUCAUCUUAUUCUGCACGUGGGCCAAUGCUCCCAGCACCUCUAGCUCACGCUGUUGGGAACCAAAGCCAUUUCUUCUGCCCCACUGGAGGUAUCACCAGCCCUUUAUGACUUUGGGAUAUGAAGAGCUCCUUGGGUGUAUGGACGGUAUGGUUUAUCCUACUCCAUGAGGGCCUCCGGCCCAGAGGAGGUGAGCUGAAACCAGUUCUGGGUGUCAUGAUGGUAACUUGCUUCAUGGAUUCAGGUGAUUUACUGCUCAACCGAAGCCAGAACUUCUGACACACCAGGUCGAACCCAUGUUUGAAACUUCUGGUUCACUGGGUGCAUGGGAAGCUGCAGCUCGGCGUCCAUCUUGGAUUUUACAUUGUGAACCUGAGACUGUUUUCGAAGAAGAGAGGCAAGUUCCUCAUCAGGGACCGGAAUAACCUCCAUCGGUCUGAAGGGGGAAGGAGGGGAGGAGAGUGUGCCCAGAGACCGGUCUCUGCAGAUUUCUCGGCCCUAGUCUGGAGAUCGACCGCUUCUACCAAACGUCAGGCCGCGGUCUCCUUUAGGCCGGAGCUCCAGAUGAGAAGAUUGCGUGUCUGAGAAGUGUAAUCACCGUAUCGUGCUGGGUGCUUUGGGUUUCUUUCAGCUUUAUUAUUAACUGUUUAUUUGGAGUACCAGUUCAGACUUGCAGGAGCUACCUAAAAGUGUGUACCGCCAUCUUUUUAAUGUGGGCUCUGUUUCAGUCCAUAUCUGAACUGAACAAGGUGAGUAAGAGCCAUGCAGGAUCUUCCCCACUCACUCAAUGAUCUUAUCCAGUAUUACAUUAGGUUUUGGCUUGAGAUGCCUAACUUCUUUUUCUCUUUAAAUUUUUUUUGUUUUUUUAGACAUAUAAAUAUGCAUCAAUAAAAACUCAAUUGCAUAUAAUCAAGUGCACUAUUCUUCAUUAAAGUGUUUGUUUAAACAUGCAAUAAAUGGCACGGUUUAUGUAAUGUUAUACAUACUUAAAAUAUUAUUGUUCUGUAGAAGAAAUUAUAAAACAUGAAUUAAACUCUUAUGUUCUUCAAAAAGAAACAAACAAUGAUUAAUAAAUAACAUAUUACACAAACAUAUUAAAUAAUGCAUUAAACAAAAAAGGUACAAAAAUAUUUGUACCACAAAAGAACUAAGACACCUAAUGGAGCUGGUUGCAAGCCCAGUGUAGUAGGUGUAAAAGUAGAGCUUUGUAGUGCAUUGCUAUAUUUCAGCUUGAAAUCUACAUUUGCAUACCCUGCUGGAAGGGACUGUACAAAAUACAUUUUAUGAAUCACGAGCAGAUACAUAUUGGCACCCCCAUGCGUCAGACAGUGGGAGGAAGACCUAGACGAACCCAUGACAGAGGCAGAAUGGGACACACUCAUCACCUUAAUACAGAAAACACCGGCCUCAGCACGCCUACAGGAGAAUUCCUACAAAAUCUUCACCAGGUGGUACCUGACGCCAUCAAGGCUCCAUGCAAGAAACCCAGAGAUAACUGACACCUGCUGGAGAUGUGAGGAAGCAGUGGGUACGUUCACACACAUCUGGUGGGCGUGCCCCAAGAUCCGUCCAUAUUGGGAGACGAUCAGGCAAACUAUACACGAAGUAACAGAUGAAUUAUUGCCAGAGACCCCGGCCGCCUUCCUCCUACACAAAACUACAAUGCCAACACAGGCAUACAUCAGAUCCAUCAUCCCCAGACUACUAAACGCGGCCAAGGCGACCAUCCCCAUCUAUUGGAAGCAGUCCACUGCACCCCCACUGAGACGCUGGGUAGAAGAAGUGGAAGCGACGCGAAAAUUCGAAGACAUGAAAGCCGUCACCACGCAACAAAGGGACCGCUACUCACAACGCUGGUUCUACUGGUUACGCCACACCGCGUCUGACCCCUUCCAAAGUCACCUAGCAGCAAACACCCCCGAGAGGAACGAGCGAGAGGAGGCGGGCCCGAGCGGGGAGCCGAGAAGCCCGGGGGCUGAGCGGAACGGGGCGGCGACAGGGGACUAGAUAAUAGACCACCAACCCACAACCCCCUCGCUCACUCACUUAGGACACGACCACACACACUAACACUCAAGACAUCGACCUUAGGCAUAAGAGAGGGUCACAUUACCGGACUCAGGAAACAGAGACACAUAAUAUUACACCAACCACCGGCUAAGGCGACACCCGCAAGAUACACCAGCCGCACACAACACAAACACCAGGGAAUAUAUAGAGGAACUACAGCGAAUAAGCACGGAUAGAACAGGAUGAAACAGCGUAACACAAAUGCCCCCACACUACCGACAAGAACACAGGAAACACGGGCCGCAAUAACAAACCCACUCGAAAGCUGUGCUGCCCAUGAGACCGCAACAGACCUGGCACAACACACGACAACAAGCAGGAAAAUAGGACGAGACAGCAGGGGCCACAAAUGAGACGUGUGGGAAAGACACCGACUAAGUGACUGCAGUCCAGUAGCCCGAGACGCAAUAAGCACCCACAACACAUACCAGCUCAAUACCUCAACACACACAGCCCUAGGAACGGGUUGAGCGCACGCGGCGCAGGCAAAAUCCACUAUAGAUGUGAUAAAAAAGCGCUGCGACAUGUGACAAGUCCUAAAACAAGCAUCAGAAUAUGCACCACACUCAUCAAACAACACACACACCAGCCAGACCAUACACAGCACGCACACUAUGAUAGCUAAUAAUUAUAUUACAUUAUAUAGUUAAAAGUUAAAAGUAAAAUACUCGAACCGCCUCUGCGCAGGCACCUAAACGACACAUCUGCUGCAAUGUGAAACGAGCCUCUGCGCAGGCAACGAAACGCUAUGGUAGAUACACAGUGACACAAGCCUCUGCGCAGGCAACUAAACGUUAUGUUAGAUGCAAUGAAAAAACGCCUCUGCGCAGGCAACUGAUUGUUCCGAUCACCGCAACGAGAAACACGCCUCUGCGCAGGCAACCGACUGUAAUGUUCAAAUACAAUCGUAAACCACGCUUAUGACUUGAUACCAAUAAAAAUAUUUAAAACAAAAUACAUUUUAUGAAGUGGAACCAUACAAUUUCGUCACAUACUGUUAUUGAAAUGGCAUUUACAAUUGGAUUAAAUCCGGUACAAUGUUUAGAAGAAAUGGAAUUAGAGCAUCCAGAAUAUAUAUGGUUGCCAGGUUAGGCAAUAUGAAACUCCAGAUGCAGACUUGUACUAUCAAACCAAAAAAGAAAUAAAAGUCAACGGCAAACAAAUCCUCAAAAGUCGAGGUCAGACAGUCCAGUAGUCAGUAUCCAAGCAGCAGAGGGCCAGUAGCGGUAAAACAAGUCAGAGGUCAGGAAAACUUUCAAGUGAAUCAGGAAUCACAGGUCUAGCAUGGAUGGAGCACAGAACAACUGAGCAAUGACAACUCCGUUGUUCAAGAUUUAAAUAUAGUAGCAAGUGUAACACACCUCCCCAGACAUGCUCCCAUAGCCUCCUAUUGGUGUAUGGGUCUGUCUGUCAUGCAGGAUUGCCAUGGGAGAUCAUUUGUUCCAACUGCGCCUCCUAGGCAUGGAAUAAUCCUGCACGUCUCCCAGGCGUCUAUCGCUGCCUGGCAGCUGUGUCGCGACUCAAGGUCGGGGGCUGCGGCCCGCCCCUGGUGUUCGCGCAUGCAUGCGUUAGUGCAGCCGCGACUCGGGAGUGCCGCUCGAGCAGUAAUGAAACAAAUGUAAGUCUUGAGAAUGGUGCAUUUCGCCCUGUGAUGGCACAGUGCAUAUAGCAAAAUGCGUCAUUAGACGAGCUGGAACCCCACCUCCAUGAAGUGUUUUAGUAAACUCUGAGUAGCCAUGAACUAGUAACUGUGUUUGGAUCUAAAGCUUACCCUGAUAGCAUUGAGGAUAGUAGGGUUUUUUUAUUACAUUGUGUUCCUGAUUUUAAUAGCAGUGCGCAAUAAAGGAUUUAAACUUUCCAUUGCUGCCCUAUGUUUUCCUCUGAUGAAUACCUCCCCGUGCUGCAUUGGUUGCAGGCUACUAAUAUUUGGAACCUUUAAAGUUUCAGCAGUCUACCUACUCCCUGAGUUUACUGGUUGUUUAUUUUACAAAUCUUGUCUUACAGAUUUACACUAUAUUAUAUUCUUUUGGUUUUCCCUCUUUAUGUUUAUAUAUAUAUAUAUAUAUAUAUAUAUAUAUAUAUAUAUAUAUAUCAUUGUGGCUGCCAUAUCAACUAAUGUGGUUGUUCAUUUGUUUUUGGUCACAUUAAAGGACCACUAUAGUGCCAGGAAAACAUACUCGUUUUCCUGGCACUAUAGUGCCCUGAGGGUGCCCCCACCCUCAGGGACCCCCUCCCGCCCGGCUCUGGGAGGGGGAAAGGGGUUUAAAGUUACCUUUUUCCAGCGCUGGGCGGGGAGCUCUCCUCAUUCUCUCCUUCUCCGUUCCUCCUCCUGGGCUGAAUGCGCACGCGCGGCAAGAGCUGCGCGUGCAUUCAGCCGGUCGCAUAGGAAAGCAUUUACAAUGCUUUCCUAUGGACGCUUGCGUGCUCUCACUGUGAAAAUCACAGUGAGAAGCACGCAAGCGCCUCUAGUGGCUGUCAAUGAGACAGCCACUAGAGGAUUAGGGGAAGGCUUAACCCAUUGAUAAACAUAGCAGUUUCUCUGAAACUGCUAUGUUUAUAAAAAAAAUGGGUUAACCCUAGCUGGACCUGGCACCCAGACCACUUCAUUAAGCUGAAGUGGUCUGGGUGCCUAGAGUGGUCCUUUAAGUAUUUUUCUUUAAAGGGCACAGUAUAUUUUAUAUGUAUAUAAUGUGUUUUGCUAAAUAGUGCUAUUUUGUAUUAUUGAUUACUGAUUAUUUCUGGUUUGAUCACAAACAUAUAGAGUGGACUUUUAAAGACACAACACACCUUAUUUGUGGAGUAUUUAUUCUGAGUGUUUUGCACAAAUGUACUUGGUAAGUUACUGAUAUCUUGAUAUUAAUUGUGUAUGUAAUUAUUCUUUUAUCUGCACUUUAUCACUUUGACACAUAUAAUAUGUAUGGAUGCACGUAAACAGAAAAGAUGAAAUUGUGGUAGAAUAAAUGCAUGACAAAAGUGCCAAAAUGCCUUGGUCACAAACUCACUGCACCUUAAAAGAGCCUUGGUCCUUAAGUGGCUAAUGUUGUUACUUAUUUUAUCAUAUGGCCAAAUGUUCAGUUUCUCUACCUGGAAUCCCAUCACUGUAGGGAUUCUUGGACAGUUUACUAUGUCACAGUUAACUUGAGUCUCAUUUAUUAUGCUGUAACACUUUGAAAAUUAAUAAUCGGGGUGAGGCCUGACUGCCAAUCAAGCAAGACGCAGUUUGGAGGAGUUCCUCUGAUUUUAUGAAAAAUUAAGCCUAAAUUACUACCUACUUGACCUUUAGUCAUCUGGGAAAUAUCCCAAUAUUAUUUUGGAAUGAGCUUUCUUUUUAAUUAUAACAUAUCUUAUAAUAUUAACAUAGUUUCAUUUUAUUUGCUAGGUUGUCUAGUAGACCUAUAAAUGUUGAUGAAUACAGAAAAAGGAAAGGACUUCUUCAAAAAGAGGAGAUUCUUUUGGGCUAACUUCCAAAUGACAAGGUACUGUAAUCUAUAAUGUGUUGUACAAUUACCUCACAAUGUGCUCUCUCUUCCAUAAACAUGGAAUGCCCUCUCUUGAUGUCCUGGUCCACCCCUCUGCAUCCAGUUUACCAUAAUUUCCAGCAGUUUUCAACACUGACAAUGCUGAACUAUAAACACUUUGUCUCCCCUUCCAACCUUCCAACCUUCAUUUAUCAUCUCAGUCAGUGCUCCACCUCCCUUUAAACUAGCAAAUGUUCUCACAACAAAUCAUUAAUGACCUUACUCUCCUCUAACCCACUACACCAUAGUGUGAAAAAAAAUUCUCCAAUAAUCUCCCCCCUUAUCUGAUAACUUCAUUAGAACUUGUGUUGCAUUUCUCAAGCAAAAUAAAAAAACAGGAUCCACCUCUAACUCAUAUCUCCUCCACCAAUUCUAACCCCCAGUCUUUUUUUCUUGUCAUCAUUUCUGACAACAAUCUCCUCAUCAUCGAGCAGUUCUACCCUACCACCUCACACUUGCUCUUGGCUCCCCUCUUCCAAGUCAUUCUAUUCAACAUAACAUCAAUUUAUACUCAAUCUCACACUUCUGGAUUCUAUUUUAGUGCACUCAAAAUCUCAUCGCAUCUCUCUACUUCUUAAAACAGCUUUGACCCAGCUCCUGUUGCCCUUUUCCUUGCUUCUGGAAUGUUGUCUACACUUAACUAUCCACUUUCAUCUGCUCAUAUUAAAUCUUCCCAGGCCUUCUUCCUUGAAACAGUUCUCAUUUCUAUCCAUAACUGUCACCGAAGCACAACAAUCUAAACGCUUUUCCAUCUUAACCCUUCUUUAUUCAUCUGCUGCCUUUAACACUGUUGAUCAUCCAACUUUUCUUCUCACUUUCCCAACCUUGGUAUCACUGGUACUGCCCUCAAGUGGCUCCUUCCUACCACUCUCAUUGAUCCUAUCAAGUUUCCUGCAACUAUGUGUCCACUCAACCAAUAUCUCUUCCAGUUAAUGUACUGCAAGGUUCCGGAGCUAGUGUGCGGCGGGGGUGGAGCUAGGGGCAGAGCUAGCGUGGGGCGGGGCUUAGCAUGCAGCGGGGGCCUGGCUAACUGCAGCAUGGGAAGCAGGAAGGAGUCCCUGCUUCCCCAACAACCAGCCUCCAGGAGCUCCAAGCAGGAGGUAAGAAGCAGGUCAGUGUGUCUGUGUGUGUCUGUCUGUGUGUGUGUGACUGUCUGUGUGUGUGACUGUCUGUGUGUGUGUCUGCCUGUGUGACUGUGUGUGUGUGACUGUCUGCCUGUGUGUGUGUGUGACAGUCUGCCUGUGUGUUUGACUGCGUGUGUGUGUCUGUCUGCCUGUCUCUGUAUGUGUGGAUGUUUGCCUCGGUGUCAGUGACUGUAGCACAAUGACUUAUGGGGCUGGCAUCGAUUUUUUUCCAGGGCUGCUUCGUAUCCCCAGUCCGGCCCUGUAUCAGACUGAUCAAUUCUCUCCUCCGCUGGACACUUCUCUUCACCACCACCUUCCAUUGUCUGCAAGUCAACUUAAAGGGAUUCUCCAGUGCCAAGAAAAAAAAUCAGUUUUCCUGGCACUGCAGAAUCCUGGAGUUCCCCCCUCUCCCACCCCCAUCCGAUGUUGCUGAAGGGAUUAAAACCCCUUCAGCCACUUACCUGAAUCCAGCACUGAUGUCCCUCGGUGCUGGGUCAGGCUCCGCCCACACUCCUCCCCCGCAGGUGAGGGGAACAUAAAGCACAUGCGCAGCAAUGGCCGGGGCACGCAUUAGACCACCCCAUAGGAAAGCAUUAUUCAAGGCUUACCUAUGGGGAAAAUCUGAUGCUGAAACUCCGUGUGGACGUCCAGCGUCAGAUAACGGAACAAAAGUCAGUUUGGAUUCCGGAAGCGCUCCCAGUGCUACAAUGUUUUACAUUGCAGCACUAAGUGCAAAAGGGUCACAGCACCCAGACUACUUCCAUUAGCCAAAGUAGUCUGGGUGCUUACCGUGUCCCUUUAAGCAAUGCUUCCUAUCACCCUGCCUUUUUUGCAUCUUUCCUAAACUUUUGUUGUACAACAUUGUUUUUUUUCAACCUUCUUAAUGUGUACAGUAUACAGAUUGUAAAGCAGUAGUCCAUAUAGUAGCAAAAUUUUGGCUACAUUUCGGUUAUCUUCACAAUUGUAUUUUUGCAUUCCAUGUUUUAGUGUUUUUUUUUUUUAUAUAUAUUAUAUACAUAUUUUGGUGCUACAAUCUCUUGUACCGAUACCUGUUUUUUUUUUUUUAUUUCUUCUUCUCUUUGCAAGAAUAAAAAAUAACCAUUUAAUUAUUUCUACCUUUAAAAAGCUAAAAAAAUGUAUCUUCUUCUAGGUCCAACUUUGUAUGCUCCUUGAGAUUCUUUGCGACAGGCUUUACAUUUGGAGGACAUGUCCCAAAAUGAAUCAUAAAUGAUUAAAGAUGUAAAUAAAUUUUAAAAAACAACCAGGUGCCUGAAAAGUCACUAUUUAAAACAAACAAAACUCUUGCAACAUGGUCUUUAAGGUGGCAACACGUCAGGAAUCAAACCUUCAUCGAACUCUAAAGUGCAAUCAUCUUGCAGUGGCUGAGCUGGAUUUCAUGGGUCAUGAGAUUGAGUUUUCUCUGAGAGACGUUUGUUUAUUCUUUAUUAGCUCUGGAUGAACAUGGUACACAGGAACUCUGAGCGAACAUGGCUGACAUCCAUAUCUAUUAGCUAAUGUGGCGUGAAUCAAAGCUAUGUCAUUCAGUCUACACAGGUUGGUAUACACUGAACUCUUCCAGAAGUCUUAAAAUAUCUGUGACUUCAUGCUUUAGCUUGAAAAUAAUACUAACCACAUUAAGUAUUAGCCGCUGAACCUUUCAUUGGAUAAUUAACUCUAUAUUACUCUUCAGGCCUAGAAGCACUGGCUUAUCUUGUUCAGGAGAACUACACAUUUCUUCCUCAUCCAAAGCUGGUGGGCUAAAUAAGUUAUGUAGAAGAUAAAUGGAUUCAAUAAAAAAAAAAAAUAUAUAUUUUUUUAAACUCAGUGAUAAGUAAUUCACUUUUGCUGACUUUCGUUCUGAGAACCCCUUCAUCUUCAGUGUCUGUAAUGUGCUAGAUUCCAUGCUUUCAUCUGUUGUAAUUGCCUUUCCUACUUUUAUAGAUUGCUGCAUCUAUGUCUUUUAUAUAUCUUUUAAAGUCUUGAAGAGUAUAUAUUCUGAUUUUAAUGCCGAAUGCACACAUAUUCUGCACCAUGAAUGCCAACAUUCUUGAUGGAUCUGACACUAUGAUAUGCAUUUUUAACAAUAAACACAUUUAUUAAUCUUCCAAUCAAAGUUGAAGUUCUUUGUUAUUCAGCAACAAAAAAAAAUAUCUGGUUCAAAUACAUUAUCUAGUUAAAACACAGUUUUCCAAUAAACAAAUAGAAAUUGUUAGAAGAUUACCAGAAAUAACCUUAGUUAAGUUUAAAUAAGGAAAUCCGCUCCCAGACUUGAUCAUUGCUAUGUAUCCUUACAGUGUUUGGAAAUGUUUGGUAUACCUUCAUAAUCUUUCCAAACUUAGCAUUUUCAGGGUAGAGCCACCGCGAAGGCUUUUGUGAAAAAAACAUCCAUGCCUAUUAAAGUAAUAUUAUAACAGAGGAUUUGACGACAAAAUUUUGUAUGGUAUCCCUUUCCAAUGUGAUUCCUUAAAGGAACAUUAUAGCGUUGGGAGCAUUGGGUUGGACUAUCAUGGAGAUUUGUAAUACUCAGAGGAGCACAUUCAAGAUUCCCUGUAGGAAUGCACGGAGUCAACACUUUGAUAUCGGUGUCUUCUGUGUCACAUGCCAGAGUUUUACUUUGUCAGUGCAGCAGAAGCACCUCUGUGGCAGAGAAUGGCAGCUGAAUGCUUUCAGCCUAUAAAAGCACCCAUUACUCCCAUGGUCUAGUAAAACCAGAAGAAGGUGCAGAAGAUUGCUACUAAAAACUUGCAGAAUAAUUGUAAUUGGUUAACUCAAGACAAGGUGCUGCAGCAACUAAAGAAAGUUUUAUAUAAACAAAGCUCCAGGGCCUGACGGUAUCCAUCCACGUGUACUUGAACUAAGUGUAGAAAUAAGUGAACCUCUGUUUUUAUUCUUUCAAGAUUCUUUUCUUUCAGAAAAGUGUUCCGGAGGAUUGGAGGAAUGCAGAUGUGGUUCCUAUAUUCAAAAAGGGUUCAAAAUCCUUGCCUGGAAAUUAUAGACCUGUGAGCUUAACUUCUGUGGCUGGUAAAAUAUUUGAAAGGUUAUUAAGGGAUAAUAUUCAAGAAUUCCUUGAGAAGAACAUGGUUAUCAGCAAAAAUCAGCACGGUUUUAUGAAGCACAGGUCAUGUCAAACUAACUUGAUUGCAUUCUACGAAUAAGUAAGUAGAAGUAUAGAUCAGGGUGUUGCCAUGGAUGUGAUCUAUUUGGAUUUUGCCAAGGCAUUUGAUACAGUUCCACACAAAUCGGUCUAGAUGAAAGUGCUUGUUCUUGGGUAGAACAUUGCCUUAAAAACAGAGUACAAAGAGUUGUCAUUAAUGGUAAAUUUUCAAGCUGGACAGAGGUGGCAAGUGGUGUCCCUCAGGGGUCUGUUCUGGGAUCCCUUCUAUUUAACAUGUUUAUAAAUGAUCUUGAAGACAGCAUUGAAAGUCAUGUUUCAGUGUUUGCAGAUGACACCAAACUUUGUAAAAUAAUACAAUGUGAGCAAGAUAUUACUUUGCUGCAGAGGGAUUUAGAUAGACUGGGGGACUGGGCACUCAAACGGCAGAUGAAAUUUAAUGUUGAAAAAUGCACUUCGGCGUAAAGAAUACACAAGCAACGUAUACCCUUAAUGGAAGCGAAUUAGGGAUAACAACACACGAAAAGGACUUGGGAAUUGUUAUAGACAACAAACUAUGCAACAAUGUGCAAUGUCAAUCAGCAGUGGCCAAGGCCAGUAAGGUAUUGUCAUGCAUGAAAAAGGGCAUUCAUUCUCGGGACAAGAAUAUCAUUUUGCCUCUUUAUAAAUCACUGGUAAGACCCCAUAUUGAAUAUGCUGUGCAAUUUUGGGCACCUGUUCUAAAGAAGGAUAUUAUGGCACUAGAAAAAGUGCAGAGGCGGGCUACAAAAUUAAUAAAAGGAAUGGAACAUAUCAGCUAUGAAGAAAGGUUAACAAAUUUAAACCUAUUUAGUUUAGAAAAACGUCGCCUGAGAGGGGAUAUGAUAACAUUAUACAAAUAUAUUUGGGGCCAAUACAAACCAUUGUGUGGAAAUCUAUUCACAAACCGGACUUUACAUAGGACACGAGGCCAUGCGUUUAGACUGGAAGAAAGAAGAUUUCGUCUAAGGCAAAGGAAAGGUUUUUUUACUGUAAGAACAAUCAGGAUGUGGAAUUCUCUGCCUGAAGAAGUGGUUUUAUCAGAGUCCAUACUGAUGUUCAAACGGCUACUAGAUGCCUACUUGCAAAAACAGAACAUUCAAGGAUAUAAUCUUUCAAUGUAGGGUAAUAACUGCUUGAUCCAAGGAUAAAUCUGACUGCCAUUCUGGGGUCAGGAAGGACAUUUUUCCUAGCUUGUUGCAAAAUUGUGCUUCAAACUGGGUUUUUUUGCCUUCUUUUGGAUCAACAGCAAAAAAACAAAUGUGAGGUAGGCUGAACUUGAUGGACGCAAGUCUCUUUUCAGCUAUGCAACUAUGUAACUAUAUACUUGCCUUAGCAGUACCUCAAGUUGGAGCAGCACUGUGGGUGGCCAGGAACAUAUGGAGUGUGCAUACUGCACACACAGUUUUGACUGAUUGAUCUAUUCUCUGUAGGGACAGCCAAUGCGGUGCACAUGCUCGAUCAGCUGAUUUGCAAGUCACUGCACAUAGCUGUGACCAUUGUGGGAGGAGUGUGAAUGUGCAGUGUUUCUGCUUGAAAUGCUGCACAUACGGAGAUAUUUGCACUUUUGUUCCUGGGGCUAGUUGCACCUCCUGCACACGUAACUUAGGCAACCUAAUAUCAAUUCUGUGCAAAAUAUUAUCUGUCGCGUGCUUGCACUGCACACUGCUGACAGACAUUAUUAGCUUCUAGCCUUGCAAGCAGUGCCUGCAAAAGGAAGCUUGAAUGUGCAUCUCCCUUAUUUUAGUCCUCCCUGCAAUAUUUCAUGUUUUUUUCCCCUCACUCCCUCCCGCCCCAGAGAGUGGAUGCACUCUGCGCUGGUAAAAAUGAUCUGCUAAUUAAGUGAUCCAGCACAGGGAGGUUUGCUAGGGGCUGCAUUCCAGGCAAGUUUAUAACUUAUUUUAUAGAAUUGUAACAUUUAAUGACAAAGGGUAAUUAACCCUUUGAAUAUCCUGAAACUGUACAGCUUUAACCCCUUAAGGACCAAACUUCUGGAAUUAAAGGGAAUCAUGACAUGUCAGACAUGUCAUGUGUCCUUAAGGGGUUAAAGGGUAUGUUUUUAAUUUUUUGUCUUUGUUUUGAAACAAUUGGUUCCAAGAAUUGUGUGUCAUAGAGAAUAUCAUUGAUUCAGAGGGUUAUUUACUGAACGAGGACCUGUUGUUAAAGGGACACUCCAGGCAGACCACUUCUGCCCAUUGGCGUGGUCUGGGUGCCAACUUACACCACCCUUAACCCUGUGUAAUUAUUGAAUUUUUAUUAUAAACUGCAAUAAUUACCUUGCAGGGUUACGUCCUCCUCUAGUGGCUGUCUAUCAGUCAGCCAAUAGAGGGACUUCCUGCUUCUUAAAACACGAAAAGUGUUUUAAACAACGCUGGAUGUACUCACGCUUUGCACGAGGACCUCCAACGUUGCCGGAAUCCCUGUAAGAAAAGCAUUGAAUAAUGAUUUCCUAGGAGGAGGCUAAUGCGCUCCAGAACCCCAAGAUGAAAUUAUUUUCCCAUAUUAUGUGCUUUGUUGUCAAAUAUUUUGUAAAAGACAUGAUAUUUUUAGGUUAGCGUUAAAGUAGUGUAAGGGUUAACGGUUAUUAACACCUUCUCUAACCUAACAAUGUAUACGCAUUAUAUUUUUUUUCUAACAUGAUGAUGAUGAUAACCACAACAUGG